This is a messenger RNA of Podarcis lilfordi (Lilford's wall lizard), 95389 nucleotides long. Lineage: Eukaryota; Metazoa; Chordata; Lepidosauria; Squamata; Lacertidae. The record is from the annotation of a GenBank genome assembly.
CGCCCCCCUCGCCCCUCUGGAGUGGCGGGCGGGAAGCCGGCGGUGACGCGUACGCGCUCGCUCCCGACGAGGGACGGAGGAGGGAGGCCUGCGUGGCAGCUUGGGGACGGACGCGGGGCUGAGAGAGAGAGAGAGAGAAGAGGCGGGCAGGCAGGCGGGGGCGCGCGUGUGCGUGUGUGUGUGUGCGCGCGCGCGGCCGUCGGUCGGUCGGUCGGUCGUGUGGCGGCGAGUGGGUCGAAGUUGCGUCCGGGCGCCUCUGACUGACUUGAGUGCCUGAGGGGUCAGAGCGCGAGGCUCUGCGGCUCCCCCCGCCCCCCCACCCGAGCCAGAGCGGGCAGGGGAGGGGGCUGCUGUGGCGGCGCGGAGCCCCUCCGGCGGGGAAGGCGCCUCCCUGGCGGAAGCAGCCGCCAGCAGGUAAGCGAUGGCGGGGGCGGCGACCUGCCGAGAGGCCUCUUCACCUGGGCGGGCGGGCGGGGGGGGGCGAGGGAGCGCCGAGCAGACCCCCCCGGCUCCCCCCAGCCUCGCCUCGGACUCGGGACACGCCCCUCCCCCCGCCCGCGACCCCCACAGGUCACCCCUCCCCUGCCGUGGCAUUUCUGGAAGGGGGUCGCUUUCGCCCCCGCAGCAUUAAAAGCACCUCCAGCACCUUAUAACUCCUUGCCCACCCCCCCCCCCAUUCUCAUUUCAGUUUUCAGGAAUGGCUCCCUUUUUAAAUGCAUCAGGUGUGCUGGCCUCUUAGAAGGUCUCCCUUAACCUCGACGGCCGACCGACCUGUUGGAUUCGCGGGACCAGCUCUCCUUUUCACCUGGGGCGGCGCCCCCACCCCGCCCGCCCCGCCCCCUGCCCUUCCCACUUCCUCCCACGACUGCUGCUCUUCUCGUGGUGGGUGGCCGUAGGGAUCCUCUCCAGGUGUUGUGGGUUAGGGGCACGAGCGGGCACAGGGCGCACUGGGGACCGUCUGUCUGGUGGGGUCGCUUGUGCCAUCCUUGAGGAGGUGCCUCUGGCCCCAGGGGAUUGCCAUGGUCACUUCUGUGAUGUAGGCGAACUUGCUGAAUGCCGUUCUGGUGAGAGGUGACCUGGUGCCAUUACUUUUUAAUGUGUCUGUUUUACUUGAUUUUUAAAAACAUCCCAACAGUUUGUGGUGUGUUUUCUAAUGCAGAAUCUGUGUGGGCCUCUCCAGUACAGUUCUGCUGUCAUCUCAUUAUCUGACAGGUUUCUCUUCAUUCCUGCUAUCAAAGGAUAAAUUAGAGGCAGGCUUUGGGGAUCGUGUCCAAGAAUCCUGCCCAGUGUCUUUUCCGAGCCUUGAUUUAUGUCUGUAAGGCAGAAAUUUGUUUGUCAGUGCACACAUACCCAUCAUCCACAUUCAUUUUUGGGAGUUGCUCUUGCUAUGGAUAGAAAAUUGUUUUCAUAGAGCCAUAGAAUUGUAGAGUUGGAAGGGACCACAGGGAACAUCUAGUCCAACCCCCUACAAAUUCAGGAAUCUUUUGCUCAACGUGGGGCUCGAACUCACAACCCUGAGAUUAAGAGCACAGAGUAUCCCUUUGCUUCCUCCUCGAAGAGUCUCAUGUGGCCUUGAGGGGAAGAGCACAGGCUGUGCAUACAGAAGGUCCCCAGUUCAUUCCCUGGCAACUUAAAUUCAAAGGGUCUUAGGUAGGAGUGCAGAAAAAAACUUGGGAUUGCUGCUUCAUUUCAGAGUAGACAACAUAGUCACAUACAUUCAAAUAUGUGAACAUAUGGGGCUGUGUGAACAAUGAAGAGUGGGUUAUAAAUAAAUAUCUAGUUGUGUAAGUGUUCAUGAUUUAAGACUGUUAAUAGGAAAAAUGUUUUUAUUAAAAAGUAUUUCACAGCAAUGCAAACUUGAGAUCUGGCGCCUGGCUAAUUUCUAACACUGACUACAUCAGGGUGUUUAUCUGAAUGGAAACCCAGGUUAAGGAGGCCAUAAAUUUGAAAGAGCUUAUCAAAUGGAAAGUCCCAUUGUUGUCUUUCAUUCUUUGGUCAACAUAGCUAAAGUAAGAAGUUCCUGAAACAAACAUUUCCCUCCUCAUACAGUUUUGGUAUAAUCUGAGUUUACUCAUGUAUUCAGUAAGAAUUUUUUCUGGAACUGUGUGCAUGGUUGAAAUUUUUGCUAAAAAUAGGGUUCUUUGUGUGGUUUAGUAUCAGAUUGCAAAUUUUAAUGUUAGAAUUGGUGCUGGUGCUGCCUCCUCUGCCCAAAGGCAUAACAUAGAACAGUUGUUCUCAUAUAGCUUCUUUUUGCAGGGAAUUCAGCCUGUUCUCUCACUUUCAUGUUCUAUUCUCUUUGGGAAUAGCCUAGACUUGUGUGUGUGUGUGUUUUGUCGCUUUGCACACUAACAAGAACCCAAGGUGCAUGAUAUCUCCCCGGAUCUCCCUGCCUACUCACAAAGCAGAUGAGGGGGAUCCUGGGCUGUGUGUGGCUGCUGCAAGGAUGAUGUGACUGCAAGGAACUCUGCACCUGAUCAGCCCUCAUUCUUCCUGGCAUUGGUUCUCCUUGUACUAGUGGGCAGAGGGAUGAACUGUCCAGGUAGGCAGAAGCAUCUUCAAAAGGCCUUAAACUGCCUUAAAAGCAUAUUAUAAGAAACUAGAAGAGAUACUGUCUGAACCAAUGAAAACAGUUAUGAAUGGAAUUUUAAAAGAAGGAAGAAUACUAAAGUCUUGGGAAGAAGCAUUUAUCACUCUGAUCCCCAACAAGGAAUGCACCCAAUAUCAUUCAAAAACUGAGCCUCUUGGGCUUGCUGAUCAGAAGGUCGGCGGUUCGAAUCCCCGCAACGGGGUGAGCUCCUGUUUCUCGGUCCCAGCUCCUGCCAACCUAGCAGUUCAAAAGCAUGUGCAAGUAGAUAAAUAGGUACUGCUCCGGCAGGAAGGUAAAUGGUGUUUCUGUGUGCUGCUCUGGUUUCGCCCAAAGAGGCUUAGUCAUGCUGGCCACAUGACCCGGAAAAACUGUCUGCAGACAAACGCCGGCUCCCUCAGCCUGUAAAGCGAGAUGAGCGCCACAACCCCAGAGUUGUCUGCAACUUAUUUAACUGUCAGGGGUCCUUUACCUUUACCUUUAUCACUAUUAAAUAUAAAUUAACUUAAAUAACGAUUACUUAAAUAACGAUUACAAAAUAUUUGCUGAUAUCCUAGCCAACAGAUUAAAAAGAGUACUGAAUGAAAUUAUAUAUAAGAAUCAAGUGGGCUUUCUACUAGGCAGACACAUGUGCAAUAAUAUGAGAAAUAUAAUAGAUAUAUUAGAAUAUUUGGAAGUAAGAACAACAACAAAAAAAGAUAUAUUGAUGCUGGUAGAUGCCAAGAAGGCCUUUGAUAACAUCUCUUGGAGAUUUAUGAAAAAAACUAUAGAAGCCAAAGGACUCGGAGAAAAUUUCAGCAGGGGUAUUGAGGCGAUAUACAGAAAUCAGAGAGCCAAAUUGAUAUUAAAUAAUGAGAUAACAGAAGAAUUUAAGAUAAGUAAGGGGACCAAGCAAUGCUGCCCCCUCUCACCUUUAUUGUUCAUUAUGGUACUAGAACUCCUAGUGAUUGCAAUAAGGAAAGAUCGAGACAUAAAAGGUGGGGAAGAUAUCGCACACGAUAAAGGCAUUUGCGGAUGACCUGAUAUUAACCACUGAAAAUCCAGAGGAAAGCGUACAAAAUAAUAGAAAAGAUCCUCGAAUUUGGAAAAGUGGCAGGAUUUAAGUUAAAUAAAAAUAAGACCAACAUGCUAGCAAAGAAUACAAGAAAAAGAAGAAUUACAGAAGAGCUCAGGACUAACGAUAGUAAAUAAGACUAAAUACUUGGGAAUCUGGCUGACGAAUAAAAAUAGCAAUCUAUUUGAGGAUAAUUAUAUAAAAAUAUGGAAAGAAAUUAAAAGAGAUCUGGAGAUUUGGAACAGGUUAAAAUUAUCAUUUUGUGGUAGGAUAUCAGUAGUGAAAAUGAAUGUGCUUCCCAAAAGGAUGUUUUUUUUCAAAUGAUACCAAUAAUUGGAGGGGUAAGAUGCUUUAAAUCAUGGCAAAGAGAUAUAUCAAGAUUCAUUUAGCAGUACAAAAAGCCAAAAAUUAAACAUAAAUUAUUAAUAGAUAAGAAAAAUAGAGGUGGAUUGGCACCACCUGAUUUAAAUUUGUAUUAUGAUUCAUUCUGUCUAAAUUGGUUAAAAGAAUGGAUGAUACUGCAAAAUGCAGAUUUAUUGGAUUUAGAAGGGUUUGACAACCGUGAUGUGUGGCAUGCCUACUUAGGUCAUGAAAAGGUGAAAGUCCACAGAGGAUUUCUUAAGCAUAUUGUAAGAAAGUUGAUAUAUAGAGUCUGUGAAAAGUACAAAGAAUUAUUAGAACCUAAAAUGCUCUGGUGGCUUUGGCCUUUGGAGGCGAUAGCAGUGAAAAGAAAAAAUACGGAAUCAAAUUGGGCACAUAAAAGGAUCUGCUAAAAGAAAAAGAUAACAAAUUGAAAUUGGAAAAAUAUGAGGAAGUAAAACAUCACCUAACAGGGUGGAUUCAGUACUACCAAUUAAACGAAGUGUUCAGAACAGAUAACAAAAAAGGUUUUGCAAGAGAAAUUUCAAUAUUGGACAAAGAAUUAUUACAAAAUAAGACAAAGGUAAUCUCUAAAAUGUAUGAAACUUUACUAGAGUGGGAGGUGAAGGAUGAACAAGUAAAAGAGGUAAUGAUUAAAUGGGCAAUGGACAUAGGCAAACCUACCGUAUUUUUCACCCCAUAGGACGCACCGGCCCAUAGGACGCACCAAGUUUUUUUGGGGGGGAAAUAAAGAAAAAAAAAUUUAUUUCCCCCCCCCCCCGGCGCUUGUGGGGCCGGCAGCAGGGAGAAGCGCUCUUCUCCCCGCCGCCCGCCUUCAGACCAGGUCCUGGGACAGCGGGAAGACGCGCUGCGCCUCCCAGCUGUCCCCGGAGCUUGUGGGGCAGGCAGCAGGGAGAAGCGCUCUUCUCCCCGCCGCCCGCCUUCAGAUCAGGUCCGGGGACAGCGGGAAGACGCGCUGCGCCUCCCAGCUGCCCCUGGAGCUUGUGGGGAGACAGCGGGAUGGCGGCGUUCCGCCUCCCUCUGUCCCCUGACCUUGUGGGGCUGGCGCUGGGGCUCUCCUGAAGCCUCGAGAGCGAGAGGGGUCGGUGCGCACCGACCCCUCUCGCUCUCCAGGCUUCAGCAAAAGCCUGCAUUCGCCCCAUAGGACGCACACACAUUUCCCCUUCAUUUUUGGAGGGGAAAAAGUGCGUCCUAUAGGGCGAAAAAUACGGUAUUCAGUUAUCAUCAUGGGGGAGAUUAUGGAAAGAGAAUUGGAGAUUUACAGCUUGUGAGGCUGGGUGGGAUUGAGUGUGGGUAUGUAUGAAUAUUUUUAAGGCUUGUAUGAAAUGUAUGUUUAUAUAUUCGUACUAUGUAUGUAUUAAUGUUGAAUUAUUUUAACAAAUUUGUUAAAGAUGUUUUAUAGAUGGUAUUUAACACCGAGCAAAAUAUUUAAAAUGUAUAAACAAAAUCUAAAUUGUGUUGGAGGUGCAAUCAGGCAUCGGAGAUGCUCCUACAUAUGUGGUGGACCUGUGAUGAAAUCAAGAGCUUCUGGGAUUUGGUAUAUGAAGAGAUGAAGAAAAUACUUAAACAAACUUUUGUAAAAAAAAAACAGAAGCUUUUCUAUUGGGAAUAUUAGAUUCAGAUAUUGCUAGGGAAAACACAAAAAUAUUCCUGUAUUCAAUAUUGGUGGCGAGAAUCCUAAUUGCCAAAAACUGGAAAAACUAGUCAGACCAACAAAAAUGAAUGACAAGAAAAAUUAUUUGAUAACCUAGAGCUGGCUAGAAUGACAGAUGCAGUUAGGGGUCAGUCUAAACAAAAAUUUCAAAAGGAAUGGGGAAAAUAUAGAGAUUAUCAUAAAAAGCGGUGCCCUCAAAUUAAUACAUGGACUUGUUUUGAUUAACUUUUGCAAAACAAAUUAAGGUAUAAAAGUCUAAAAUAGAAAGAAAAGUAGGAAAAACGGAAUGAGAAGGAAACAGUUUAUUAAAUAUGAAAGUAGACCUGCGUUGAGGACGAAGGAAGUCAAUUAGGAGAAAACAAGAAGUGAAAUAUGGUUAUAUGUUUGUUUAGUAUUUGUAUCUAUAUUCAUACUUGUAUUUGUAUUCUCUUGUUAGGUUUAUUUUUUUUAGUGUUGUGAGUGUUUGUGUUGCAACAACAACAACAACAACAACAACAACAGCAUUAAAAGGCCUGAACAGCCUUAAACUGCUGGUCAUGUUUAUUUCCUCAAGUUUUAAGGAGGCUAGUUGGCACAGAUCUGCCCUGAAACUUUAUUAUCCAGAAGACAAAACUGUUGUGAAUCUAUACGGUGAAUUCCUUAAAAUAUGUGACACAUACAAUGCUUCACUUUUCUCAGAAUAACCUAUAUACUUUAGCUGCAGUCAUUGAACCCUUUUACCCAAGGAAUAAGAGGGUUAUGGCUUGUAUACCUUAAAUACCUUAAAACAGGAAAUAAUGAUGUGCUUUGUUGCAGUUUGUAGGACUUAAUAUCAUAUAGAGCAGAGCUUUCCAAACUGUGUUGCAACACGUUAGCGUGUCCAUUUCAGUGUAUAGUUGUGUCACGUGACUGUUCCCCACACUUCUUUCAGGGCUGGAAAAAGGAGUUAGUUUAAUCUCUGGUUUGCUAGUAAAACUGAAUUACUAUGUCGUGAAAUGUUGAUGCAUGUCUAAAAAGUUUGUCACCAACAAGAGAAGUUUGGGGAGCUCUGAUAUAGAGCAUAACUCUUUUGGAAGGAAAAUUAAAAAGCAACAAUUAGAGAGAAGUGAACUUCAUUUGAUUGCUAAUUGCCCAAAUAGGAAUUGGGACAAUAACUGUAAAUAACUGUAAUUUAUGUUGCUUCUAUAGAAUGGCAUUUGUGGAGACUGCAAAGCGGAAGAGAGAAAGUACAAUGAAAACAACAUAUUCCCUCAGAAAAAUGUAGGCUUACAAAAAGAAUUGGUUACUUUCCCUCCUAACAUUUAUCAUUUAUUUGGUGCUAACAGUUGGACUAAUGCAGGGAUUCCCAAACUUGGGUGUGUGUUGGUAGCUGUUUUUCGAUUACAACUCCCAUCGUCCCUAGCUAGCAGGACCAGUAGUCAGGGCUGAUGGGAAUUGAAGUCCAAAACCAGCUGGAGAUCCAAGUUUGGGAAUCCCUGGGAUAAAAAGCAAAAUUGUGGACUGUAACAUGCAGCUAACGCUGAGCAAACAAGCUGUUAGCAUUUUAAAGAAACACAGCCUGGGGCAUAAGCUCUAACUUUGUCCUCUUCCCAGCAGCAGAAUAAACAUUUUUAUUUUCCUGGGCAUUUCAACUGCAGGUGGCUUCAGUGCUCAGCCAGGGGCGGUGGUAUUUUGUACUGGGGGUUGGGACUUUUUUGGGAUGAGCACUUUUAGUAUUUUAUUGUCUUUUUUUUGUUUUAUUGUAAAUAGCUUUGGAGUGCCUCUGAAUGUAUGAAAUGAUAUAUAAAUUAGCUAACUAGCUCAUUUAGUAAUACUACUUCAGUUAGCUUUUAAUCUUUAUUUAUUAUGAGAUGUAUUCUACAUGAAAUGCUUGCCAUUAAUAUAGAAGGUUCUGAACAAGAAGGAAUUGUGACGACCAUUUCACACAGGGGUUCUGUUCCCAGCCUCUGUGUGUGAUGGCAGAAGGCGAAUAAAGGUACCCCAGCCUGCCUUGCUCUCUUCUGGGUCCAAAAGGACCUGUGCGUUGGCGAUCGCUCAUCAGUUGAAUGCACCUCAGAUUGUAGCCAACUGUACAUGAAUCAUUGGGUUGGAAUUGCUAAUUUUACUAUGUUUUUAUAUAUGCUCAGGGUGGCUAGGGAAACCCAGCCAGGUAGGUAGGGAAUAAUAAUAAUAAUAAUAAUAAUAAUAAUAAUAAUAAUAAUAUAACAACAACAACAACAAUAAUAAAAAUAUAGUUCUCCACAUUUGCAUAUGAAUAUAUUUCAGUUGCUGCUGUCACUAAAUUUGCUACUUAUAAUAUAGAAGGGAAAUAAUUCCUCAGAAGCCUCACCUGGAUGCUACCAGAGCAAGUGCUGAGGAUCCUACUGUGACAAGCUAGGGAUAGUGCUAAAUAAUGUUGAUUACUGUAAAAAUGGGCUCUGGAUAGCCAUUUCACAGUGUCUUCCCACUUGAAAUGGUGUAAAUAAGAUCCUAGUGCUUAAGAUUGCCUGAAGCAUCAUUAUUGUAAGGUUUUGCCAGAUUUUCAGGCUUCAUAAGAUGAAGUAGACUUUUUAACAUUUUGACAAAAUGCUUAGUGAAAGGUAGUCAGAAUAUUCCAAAGAUCAAAUGCCUGCUUUAAUGGAUUGCUCCUACAGGCCUAAUAGCUGAACAUAAGACUUUAUUUUUCCUUUGUGUGCCGAGUAAAUCAACCUUGUACAGUAGUCAAAAGACAUUGCCCAUUAUUGUCUUCCUGUAAGGUGUAUGGUUUCUUAGUUCAAUAUUCAGGCAGAUCAUAACACAUCAUUGUUUUUUACAGCUCGCGUCAUUUCAAGCCUCUAACUCUACAAAGACUGCAGCCUCCAAAAUUGCCUCUAUCCCUUUGAGUAUUGUUAAUGUUGAUGUUAAUGUUGUUCUCUGAAUGAACCAAAUUUUUGGUGUUAGCACACAGUGAUAUUUAGCACUUUAAAAGUGUGUACCAAUAUUUUAAAAAUGGUGUAAGCAUCAGUAUCAUCAUUUAGUGCAGAGGUUUUCAACCUUUCUCAGUCCACGGCUCCCUUGACCAACUCCAUUCUUUGUGGGGCCCAGGGGCCUACUUACGUCCCCCCUUGCCUGCAGAGCUGGCAGCCCCUCACCCUUUUUCGAACACCCUCCCUUGUGCAGUGUUCCCUCAGCCUCCUCUCCUCUCCCCUCUCCCAGGGAAUCCUCUGGGCAGCUGCUGUCUCUGGUCUCUGAGCUGCCCCCCCUGCCCCAAAGAGAGAUGCCUCCUCACACUGCCCCACAGGGGCUGGGGAAGCACCCCCUGGCCAGCCAAAGGUGCACCAUUCGCCUGGGGAGCUUAUAGCCAGGGCUGCUGCAACAAACAGCUGCGCAAGCCUUGGGGAGGCAGAGAGGCAAGAGGGCAUCACAGGAGGGAGGGAAGGAAAGAGGGACAGAGGCCAGGGUUGCCCACCGCUCCCCUGACCAUCCUUCAAGGCACCCCAGGGGGCCACGACACACUGGUUGAAAACCACUGAUUUAGUGAAGUAGAGAUAAUAUAGCCAAUCUGAGUCAGUAAAGGGCACUUAUAAAUAAAAGUGGGACUAUUUCUGUUAUGUUUACUGUGCCUAUUUGAGCUUCCUUUGUAAGUUCCAGAAGCACCUCAUCAUAAGAGUGUUCUUGCUUCAGUUCUUUGCCGUGGGAACUAUGGGAUUUACAUUACGUUUUGUGUGUUUUUUUUUUGUAAUUAAAAAUACUCUCUCCAGUUUCCUGAUACGAUGGACAAUGAUUUAUUGUUGUUCCUCAACUUUCCAAAUAGUAAUAAAGCUGUGACAUCCUUUUUAAAUGUUACGCUUUCUUACAUACACUAACAAAAAUGUUUCCAAAGUUUUGUGUGCUAAAAUGUCUUAUUGAAAUGACUUGAGCCGACUUGCAUGUGGAAUCUGAAGGAGUCUUCCUAGUUGUUUCCCUCAGAUGGAUUUCAUGUGAGGAACAAGCAUCUUUCCAAAGAUGCAGGCCUUUUUCUCUCUCCCCUGGUGGGCAGUUGUGCUGAUUUCGGCCACAGAAAUUGUGCUAGCAAAUACUGUCUGCAAUACUUGGAUCACUUCCUGCAGAAUUGCCCCAAACUGCUCAGUUUGAGGCUUCCCAGCCUCCUGUUAUAGGAGAUCAUCUGGCUGUGUUGCCUCAUAAAAUUUUUAGAUAAACCAUAGAGGUGCAUAGUAGAAUGCGAGACAUAGAACUUAAUAUUUUUGAGUAAAAUGCUUCUGACUGAAGAGGCUGAGCACAUUGCUUUAUAGAUCCUUCUUUAAAGAGCAGAUUUAGAAGUGCAGAUAACUUUGCUUAAUAUUGAUUUUGACACAUUGCCCAGAGCUGCUUUGAAAUAGUAAUUCUCCCCUGGAAUUCAACUAGUGUCCCUGCAGCGACUCUCUUGUAAGAGCGUGUAUUUAAUGUUUCCUCCUCUACAUUUUUAAAAGCAAUAAACUUCUUAGAAUUUUUUAUACUUUAUCAAAAUAAACAUGAUGAUAUUCUAUUCUUGCUUUUACACAACAAAGUCAGGGAGCCUAGAGAAUUCUUUAAUAAUAGCAAGUCCUUUCCUCACUCAUAAUUACCUCUGCUGUAGAGACUCAAAGGAAACAAAUGUAAUAUUCUUGUCAUAAAAGUGGAGCCUUUUGCACUGUUCAGCGUUUUGACACUGAACGAAAUCCCAUAGUUAGAAAAACGUAUAUAUUUUGAAGUUGAAGGCAAUAGAGACUCGCAGUGCCUAAAUUUUAGACCAGUUGUUAGAACCAUAUUAAUUCAUGACUGAAUGGUUUUCUUUAAUGGAACAACUGUGAACUGUUAAAAGAGUUCAUAAACUGGCCACUUUACCAGAACUGUGAAAUGUAGAAAGCUGUUCCCUAUUGGUUAUUUAAAAAUAAUGCUGGGAAGGGCAGGAUGGCUGCUUCUUUCUCUCUUGGGGUGGGGGCACACGUCUUGUACCUUUCUCCUGCUGAACUCUUUAUUUGAAAUAAAUAAAAUGCCAUGGUUUAGUGCCCUCUUAUUGCAGAGAUGAAGGAUAAAUUGAUAGGCUCUGUGAACUCUUGCCCUAGUCUAGAAUGCUCUUGGAACAGGUGCUGGCCCACACCCUCUCAAAGGGCUCGCAGCCUUUCCAUUUUGAAGAGUGGUGUGAUGUUUACUGUUCUCUAAUUACUUUUGUUGCUUCAUCUGUGAACUUUGAGAAUUCUCUUUAUUAUUAAAUGAGAAACGUCCUUCAGCCUUUUGAAUGGACAUGAAACUGAACCUGUACUCUUAAGUUGUUUGGGAGGGGAUGGGUGCCAAGUAACUGGGAUUGCUUUUUCAGACUGUGUGUUUGUAUGUAUUUGUAAAGUGACGUGCAGGGGACUGGAACCCGGGCAUCUGCUUGUCAGUGUCUGCCUCUUGAGUCAGCAGUCUGCUCCUGGCUCAAGUGGGUGUAGGACAGCUCAAGUUCCAAAUUUUCCCCUUUCCUAUGAGCCAGCUGCUGUCCAUAUUACUACUAGAGAGUGACUCUGAGCAUGCUGUGAAUUUGAAUGUGUGCCAGGGAGGAGAGGAAAUCUUUUUUAAAAAGGAAAAUUUUUGGAAUAAUGGAAUAGAAUAUGUGUGCUCACUGCAAGAUUCUAAGGACUAUUACACUUUUUGGUUUGCAAAAUGUCAGAGCCAACUGGGGCAAGCUGGCUUGCGGAAUAAUUUGAAAAAAGAUGGAUGUUUUUGGUCUGCAAAAUAUAUUUUCACUUGAUUGCUUGUUCAGAAAUCGUCAGUGUUCUUCAAGCUGCCCCUCCAUAGAGAUCUAGAGGCAACUCCUAGGCAUGUCUGUGAGUUGGUUGAAUGAGCUGCUGAAGGAACGGGCCUGUGAUAUCCAUAAACAAUUUUCACCUGAAGUACUUACUUCUGAGCAGCUAGGUAUAAAGAGCAUUGUGUAAGGGAAGGGGGCGGGAGUUAAUAGAUUUGUAAUGUGAUGCAGCUGUGCUUUCAUCUUCUUGUCUUUCAUCACCGUUGCCCUGAUGCUGCAACACACAUGAAUUAAUCUAUACAAGGGCAGACUUGAAUUUUCAGUCCAGAAAUAGUGCCCUGAUAUAUCCCACUGUUUCCAGAUAAGAUCCAUCUAGUCCAGCAUCUUUCCCCCCACAAUGGAGGUCCACCAGUUACAACAGCCCUAAUGCUCAGUUGUAAACUGUCUCUGUACAUGAAGAUUCCUUUUAGACGUCAUGACCAAUAGUCUGUAAACUUGUUCACCUUGGAUAUGUCCAAUUUUUCUUUGAAAUGCAUCUAAGCAGCCCAUCAACCCAUCUUAUGGGAAGAAUUAUAUUAACUACCCUGUGUGAAGAACUAUUUCCUUUUGUCUGUUUUGAAUUUACUCCCAUUGGGUGACCUUUCAUUUCAUUGGGCGACCUUUCAUUUUAAAGCUAGAUUAGGGGGAGAGAAAAUUCUCUGCUUUCACUUCCUCCAUACCAUGCAUAAUUUUACAACUAUCAUGCCGCUGUGAGUUGUCUUUUUUGAAACUAAACCACCUCCGUAAUUUAGGCUUGCAUCAUGUGGAAAGGGCUAAAACCCCUCUGUUUUCAUUUUUGGGAUGGCCACACCAUACAUUAAAGGCAUUAGGAUACGGACAGUUUUAUUCUCGUUUUCCUAAUAAACAUUAUCAUGUAAUUUGCCCUUUUCAGUGCUGCUGUACACAGUCUCUCUCCUAGAUAGUCACUGCCGAUUCAGACUUCAUCACUUUUAAGAGUGAAGUAGAAUAUUUUUGCUCUAAUGUGCAUCACUUUAUCUUUUCUUAAACUGAACCUCAUCUGCCAUUUUACUGCACAUUUGCUCCAUUUGGAGAGAUGCUUAACAGUCUGCUUGAAUUUUCACUAUUCUUGAGUAAUUUGGUUUGAUUUGCAACGUUGGCUACCUCACCUGUCACCACUGGCUCUAAUUGUGAACAAGUUACUUAGCAUUGGUCUCAAUGCUGAUUCCUCAGGACCUGACUGUUAACUUUUCAAACAGUUGUUGGUAUCCAGCAUAUUCCACAGUGCAGUCUAGCAAAGAAUUCCUCCAGCCUUCCUCUUUAGAGAAGUCCUCUUCAGUCUUCCUGUUUAAAUCCUUUGCCAUCCAACAAUCUUGACUGCCUCACCAACUGAUUUCCUGCUUCCAAAUUUUAACAUAUGUUUUUGUUGUUGGUAGUGAUAUUUUUAGCAGUGUGCUCCUCAAAGCCCACUUCCGCAAUAAAUCCAUGAUAUUCACAUCCUUGUUAGCUGCUUGUUCUUCUCCACCCACUCUGCUCCCUUCCCAGUACAGUGGCAGCGGGAGGCCCCAUUAGCUAAAGUGGUGCUUCAGGUUAAGAACAGUUUCAGGUUAAGAACAGACCUCCAGAACGAAUUAAGUUCUUAACCCGAGGUACCACUGUAUUGAAAUUCUGCUUGAAGCUCCCUGGUACAGGGGCCUGUUGCUUUUGAUUAUGGAACUCUGAAAAGCUCCAGCUACUUUGUUAGCUGUGUAUGAAUAUUAUUUACAUUAUUGUCACUAAAAAAGAAAAAAGACCAGCCAUGGUAUCUCAUUCUAGAAGUUCUAAGCUUUAGGGCACCAUUAGUAAAACCCUGUUACUGCUUUUCAGUCUGAUUUGUGGGAAACCUGCUCCUUGACAGAAACAAGGUAAUUAGUUAGUCCCAGAGAAUCCAUGAAAAACUCUUGGCCUCCUAGUCUUUGAUUUUCUCACUCAACAACCUGUGCUUAAUCUUUGUUGCCAGAGAAGAAGAAGGUAUCCCUGUGUGCAAGAUCUUGGUGAUGGAGUGUGUUUCAGACUCCCAGUUGGGCCAGGCAGAGCUUACUAUACUAAAACAUUUAUGUAGAGUUCUUCGUACAUCAGAAAUGAGUAGUGGAUUCUUUUUCUUUCCUUUGCAGACUCUGUUUAAUCAGUUUGGAAAAUCUAAGCGAUGACUUUUAGCUCUUAGAGGAUUAAGAACCAGAGCUGCUUUUUGUGGCAAGUUGUAUAUAUUAAAGUCAGCCCUACAUUAGUAAAUAAACUCUGUUACCAUAAUCAUCGUACUUAGUGUAAGCGCUUCUUGGGUGAAUAUUAAAGAUCUGUUAAUCUUUAUGGUAUUUAUAGGAUAAUUUUUUAACUCGCUUGAGCUUCUUACUGCUUUCACAGGUCAAUUACUCCAAUUAAUAACAUCUUGUCAGCUAUAAGAACAUUAUCAUCCAACAGUACAGUGCAGAUUGUAAUUUUUUUACCUGCUUGAUUUGAUUCUUCAGACUUUCUUCUCCCUUAGUGAUUGAGGCUUGAGGUUUAAUUCUUCUUAUUUGAUGUCUCACUUCAUAGCCUCCAUGAAGUCCCGCAUAUGGGAUCUGCACUAAUGUGAAGCUGACUACUUUUGAAUAUUCUAGAGCAGGCAUCCCCAACCUGCAGCCCUCCAGAUGUUUUGGCCUACAACUCCCAUGAUCCCUAGCUAACAGGACCAGUGGUCAGGGAUGAUGGGAAUUGUAGUCCAAAACAUCUGGAGGGCUGAAGGUUGGAGAUGCCUGUUCCAGAGCUUUAACCAGUGUCCCUCCCUCAGGAGGUGGUCGCUAGCAUGUACAACUGACCUUCCCCGCUCAGUCCGCUUCUUGGCACUGCAUUGGCAGUGGCUGGUAGAACAUCCUUCAUGACCGCAUACCUUCUGUGACGUUGGUGUGCUGUUCUUCGUGAGCCUUCCAGUUUUUCUCAUCUCUGGUUUGCAUCCCCCAUUUUAUAUCUAUGGGUUUCAGCUUCACUGGCUUUGUGCUGCAGCAUAGCAGAUCUCAUUUGAAAACAGUGUUUGAAACUAACCAGGCGCCAGGCGCUUUUUGUGACUCGGGAGCACCCUCUGGCAGCCAAGUGAUUUCCUGUCACAAGGUUUGCGACUGAAAUCUCCACCACAUGAGGGUGAGGGCAGUGUCCCUGACUGACCGCAAAAGCUGAAAAGUUGUUAUAAGCUAUUGAGCUUCUACAAUUCCCUUUGAACUCCUCAUGAAGCCUUUGGAUGCGCUGAAGAGGGAAUCUUACUCCAUUGUGGUCUCUUUGCAUAAGUAAACAAACAAGCUGCAACUUUUCACCUGGUUGUAUGGAUUGCUUCUCUCUUGGGGGCAGGAGGGGAGCUCAGGCUGAUAGUAAAUCACAAACUUUGUUAUAAAAGUAGUAUUUUUUAAAAAGUGUUUUCCGUCCCUCAAGAAGUGAGAAAAUGACAAGUUUUGCCCCUCGCUCUGUGUUUACCUUGCUGUCCAAAGAAGGUUUCCUGUAGGGCAGAUAAUUCCCGCCCCCUUUUAAAUGUGUUCUACUUGUGUGUGUGUGUGUGUAUUAGUAUAUGGGGAUGUAGCAGUUCUGUUGAGGACUAAGCCUUGCCUUGGUGUGUGUGUUAAAAGCACACUGCAAGCAUAAAAGUAUUUUAGUGCAUGAUUUCUAAACCACCAACGCAGCCCACCAGCCAUGCAUAGCGGCCCUUUUUUCUGCUGCCUGCCUCCAGUUGCAAGAACUGGUGUAGUAAUGACCCUCCUGGCUACAGUGCAUGUCUGGUGGGCCGCAUUCAGCUUGGUGCGCCAUCAGAUGUGUAGGCAUGUAAUAUGUGCUUUUGUUAGUACAGAAUGAGGAAAUGGUAGUUACUCCAGAUUAAUUUGCUCAAAAUACAAAGGUAUGAUAUGAGGUGCUCCUUUUAUUUUUCAUGCUUUCUUUUUGGAAUGGUUAAUUGCUUCCAUUUUUCAAAAGGCCACAAAAGAAACUUUAAAUAAUCCAAGGGAAUCAAAACAGCAUUUCAGCAGGGGGCUGGUCCACUGUCCUUCAGACCUUGUGGGGGGCCGGGCUAUAUUUUUUUUUGGGGGGGGGAAAUGAACAAAUUCCUUUGCCCCACAAAUAACUCAAGAGAUGCAUUUUAAAUAAAAGCACACAUUCUACUCAUGUAAAAACACUAGGCAGGCCCCACAAAUAUCCCAGAGAUGCAUUUUAAAUAAAAGGACACAUUCUACUCAUGUAAAAACACACUGAUUCCCGGACCGUCUGUGGGCCGGAUUGAGAAGGUGAUUGGGCCAGAUCUGGCCCCCGGGCCUUAGUUUGCCUGCCCAUGGUGUAUAUUAUAGUACAUUUCAAAAUGGAUCUUUUAGAGCUGGAAAAGAUUCAGAAAAGGGCAACCAAAAUGAUUGUGCAACUGGAACAACUCCCCAUGAGUAAAGUUUACAACAAUUGGGGAUUUUUAGUUUAGAAAAAUUAUGCUGGGUGUGGUGUGAAGAAAGGGGAUAGAGACAUGUUUCCUUCUCUCAUAACACUGGAAUCUGAGGUCAUUCAAUGAAAUUGAACCACUUUGUGAGGUCCACCCGAAAAGUGGUGUAUAAAUAAAUAAAGUAAAUUGAAUAUUGGAAGAUUUAGGACUGACAAAAGGAAAUACAACUUCAUGCAGUGCAUACUUAACCUUUUGGAAUUUACUGCAGUAAAAUGUAGUGAUGGCCACUAACUUGAAUGGUUUUAAAAAGGAUUUAGCCAUGAAUUUGUCUACUGAUGGCUAUUAGCCAUCAUGACUGGGUAUUACCUCUAGUAUCUGAACUGGUCUGCCUCUGAAUGCCAACUGCUGGGGGGCACAGGUGAGGAGAGUGCUAUUCUCCCUCCUUGUGUCCUGCAAAUAGGCUUCCCCUAGGAAUCUGGCUGGCCACUAUGGGAACAGAAUGCUGGGCUGGGUGAGCCUUUGGCCUGAUCCAGUAGGCCCGCUCUUAUGCACUUACGUACUGUUGCUCUCUCUUAUGUACUGUAGGCGCAAGGCUGGUUGUGGAUCAGCUAAUACAUGUUCCCCAGACUACAAACACUGGUGUAUCAAUAUGGUCAGUGUUGCCAUGUACUGGGCAUGGAAUGGAAGAAAUGAAUAAUCAAGAGGAGUUGUAUAUUACUCAGUUACUGUGAUAAAAUAAAAUGCAUUCAGUUUUGUCUUAUGGAGCACUGCUGCUUCAGGGAUGUUCACUGCUCCUGUGGCCUCUUUAAGUAAUAAACGUACGUAGAAAUGUGAGUAAAAUAAUUUAUCUUGUGGGAGUGGAGUCUUCUGUGGGAAUACAAUCUCAAACUGAAAACUAAUAAAAACACAAGGAGAGACUAUAAAAAUUACAAGAUAUAUUCCGAUUAGUUUUUAAGCUCUCUUUAGUCAAACAGGCAGUGAGAUUCCAACCAUUUUCAGUUAGGGAUAGCUGUUAACAGUGUAUUUUUAAGACUUUCCAUCUUCCUCCUUCCCACCAGCGGCCAGAUUUUGCUUUUCUCUUAAAAUUUCAUACUGUAGGUCUAGGGAAAGCUAAGCGGAAAAUUUGAUUCAGUGACCAAAUCAUGAGUGUCUGCAGAAAAUCUCACCUGGAUGCUAAUUCUGACAUUCAUGCUAUGCUAGGAAAAUUUUAAGAAAAAGCCUAGUGUAGCACUCAGCUGCUGAAAGAUAUUUCUUCAGUUAUCUAGGAACAUUGAAGUGUAGUCUUCAGGGUUUUCCUCUCUUAUGGCUUCCCCUUGUAUACAUGUAAGAUGAAACUUCUCCUGGCAAAAGCAGCAAUCACAGCAGCUCUUUGAGGAUCUAAUAAGUCCCCCAAGGAGUUGCUGUUCUAGUUACUUUCCUUUCUUUUCAGUGGAAAACUAAUUCUUUCUCAUGGAGGACAGCAACUUGUGUAAUAUUCUUGGGUAUACAACACACCGCAGAGAGUUUCGUGUUGGCUAAUGCAACUGUAUUUAUAACUCUCAAAGACAUAGCUGUCCCUUUGAAUCACUGGUGGUGUAAGAAAGUUUCAAGGAAGGGGCUUCCUUUUGUAUACGUGUUACUUUUCCACGACCCUUUAAUGGAUAAGAAAAAUGGAGCAAUGAAGGCCCUUUAUCUUCAGACAUUCUGCAGUAACUGCAUGCAGUACUUUAGUAUCUUUCACACUACUGGUACCAGCAGCCAGCAAAGAUGGGAAUCUAAUUCAGUGUUGAGGUGCACAUUCAUUAGUAUACAAACAUAAGGGCUAUAACAGGUGUUUCUGUCUUCAAGCACAUUGUAAAAUAAUCUAAAAAGUACAUAGAUAGCCAGGUGGAAUAUGGAUGACUCUGUCUCUAAUGUCUACUGCAGUGGGUCUUGGGUGUGUUUGCUUUCAUUGUAAUGUUACACACAGUCUGAGACAUACCUCAUCUCCUUUUCUUAUAGUAUCAUCUCUCAAAAAUUUUUUUUUCCAAGGCUGAGAAAGCUAGAAUCCAGGGCAACAGAGCUGAUAGCCAAUUGCUGAGCCAACUCCAAGAAAGACUGAAAUUUGUGUGAGGCGAAAACACUUUGGGACCCCUCUUCCUUGAGCUACUUCCUCUCUUAAAGCAGACACCAUGCUUUUUGUCCACCAAAGAAACGCUGGUGUGUGCUUUACAGCACAAGUACAUAAACAACUUUUCAGAUUUUUAGGCUCCAUUUGAGCUGCUUCAUUAUUGCAGCCCUGGGAAUAGAAACUGCCCAUAAUGUGAUGUGUUUGCUGCCCCACCCCGCUAGGAUUUACUUCUGAACUUUUUCAUCCCUCCUGUUUUAUAUUGAUAAGACCUGUUACAUCAGGUUUAUAAUGCUUUCCCUCCAAAUACCAGUUUGUUUAUGCACAUAGCUAAGCAUCACUGCCAGCAGAUUUUUUUGUUCAGCAUAUAGGUUCAAGUACAUACAAGUCAUUGUUAGUGGCAGGAAGUGUUGCAUCUGCAUGAACAAUAUAUGGUAUUUUUACAGUGUUUGUUUGUUUGUUUAUUAUAUCCUGCCUUUCCCCCAGAGCAGAGACUCAAGGCAGUUCACGGAAAUGAAAAUAAACAUGCAUUUAAAAAAAUAUUAAUUGAGACACAAGUUUAAUAUUCCCACAGAAUGUAGAUGUAGUAGUAGUAGUAGUAGUAAGAAUUUAUUACUUAAAAACUUCCUGAUACAGGACUGCCUUCAGAUUCCUAUGGAAAGUCAUAUAAUUUCUUUGACAUCUGAUGGGAGGGCGUUCCACCAGACAGGCACCACUGGCGAGAAGGCCCUCUGCCAGGUUCCCAAUAACUUCACUUCUUGCAGUGAGGGAACUACCAGAAAGCCCUCAAGAGUUAGAUCUCAGUGUCCAAGCUAAGCAAUGUGGGUGGAAAUGCUCCUUUAGGUAUACUGGGCCAAGGCUGUUUAAAGGUCAGCACCAACACUUUAAAUUGUACUUGGAAACAUCCUGGGAGUCAGUCUUUCAAAACCAGUGUUAUAUGGUCUUGGCAGCCACUCCCAGUCACCAGUCUGGGAGUCACAUUCUGGAUUAGUUGUUUCUGAGUCACCCUCAAAGGUAGCCCCACACAGAGCUCAUUGCAGUAGUAGUCCAAGUGGGAAAUUACCAGAACAUGCACCACUCUGGUGAGACAGUGUGCAGGCAGGGAUGGUCUCAGAUGGAGCUGGUAGACAGCUGCCCUGGACACAGAAUUAAAGUGUGACACCAUGGACAGCUUUGAGUCCAAAAUGACUCCCAGGCUGCGCACCUGGUCUUUCAGGGGCACAGUUACCCCAUUCAGGACCAGUUAUUCCCUCGCACCUGCCCGCCCCCUGUCUGCCAAAAACAGUCCUUCUGUCUUGUUGGGAUUCAGUUAAUUAUAUCCAAACUUGCAUUGUAUGCACAGUGCUCAGGGCAGCUUCCAACUGUUUUUAAAAAAUAAAAUCCAACAAAUUAACACAGUAGUCAAACAGUAACAAAAAUUUACAACACUAGAGCAGUCAAGUACAGCAAAUAAAUCCAAUAUGAAAAUGAAGGAGUUGGUUCCAUCCACCAGGUCAAAUACCUUCUGGAUAGGUUUUGGCCAGGCUGCAGAAAGCAAGAUAGCUGAACCUCCAGAGUCUGGGACUUCUGCAGCCUCAGUGUGGACAAACGGCCUUCUUCUGCAUCUUGGGAGGAGCUUCCCAUGAUCUCGGCACCACCCCUUUAGUAUCUGAGCCCAUUAUAUUUGGGACUAAUCACAACAGUUUGCUAAUUCAUUUCCAGGUACAAUUCAAUCAAAUUAUAAAAUGGUUGCAAUAAGCUCGCAUAGACAAGUACUGUACCCACUAAAACCUUUGUUGCCACCGUCUGAACAGAGAACAAAAGGCACCAAAUUAGUUGUUGUUUAAGGUCCAAUUCCUUCUCUGACAUGAAUGCCAAAAGAAGCUUUACUUUGAGAUUCAGCUUUUUAAAAUAACUUUUAAAAGGUCUUCUCUGUUUAAUGAAAUGCAAGAUGGAGAUCUAGAUUCUGCCAUUUUACACUGUUGGGACCAAUAGUAAACAUUUUAACUUUAACCAUUGUAGUUUGGUGUGGAGAGCAAAAUGUUAGGUGUAUUUUAGUAUAAAAAGCAAGUCUGACUAUUUCUGGCAAAUAGCUGCUGCCCUUCUCCAUAUGUGUGUGGUGUUCAGUAAUCUGAAGUUACCUGCAUAAAGUCUUCAGAGAGAUGAAACUUUCGUGCUGUUACAAAACACAAAAUAUAAAAUCCAAAUUGGAGUGAACACUAAAGUGAAGAUUUCUUUCUUGCACUUUUCUUUUUUUUCCUUGUAAAUGAUAUGGGCAGCUUUAAAACAAACAAGCAAAAGCACUAAAAUUUGAGUAAAAUGUGGAAGGGUCAUUUGAGGCCAGAUUAAAUUGGUCUGUAAAUAUAGCUCACAUUUGGUCGUCCUUGAUCUAUAUUACAGGAAAGUGGUGGAAGUUGAAUACAUGGAGGAAGUUCAUUUUUGGUAGUUAAAAAACCUCUACCAAAAAUGCACUGCUUCAAUGUCUUGGUGAAUGGAAAUGACGAUACACACUGCUCUCUAGAAAGAAGCUGUGUUCGUUGGAGCUUUUUGUGAAUGAAUAAAUGCAGCAUAGAAACAUCUUACUAUAUUUCUGUUGAAAGAUUAAUCUUGCUGACUAAAGACAGGAACGUAAACAUGAGCUGGGUGGAGAAUUUCUUUCAAACAGGAUGGGAAAUUUGCCACAAAUAUUUAAAUAUAGGCUAGCAGCAUUUGUUUUUUUGACGUCUAGAAUGAGCCAACUCUGGCUAACUUCACAUUUGUUGAGUUAACAUCAUUUGGGUUCCAGGUAUGGAACAGUGAAUUACAGCUGUUCUACCACUAAGUUUAAUGAAUAUCUGUUGUUGACCGAAAUAAUGGGAAAGUAGCUCUGGGAUUUCUCUUUGCUUUUUGUUUUUUAACUUAACAUUCCAAUGUUGGUGUUUGAACAGAAGCCUCUCUUGAUGCUCUGGUAAAGCUUACUUAUAUCUUGAACAAAGCCCUAACUAUAUUACUUUCUCCCCUGACCCCCUGCAUUAAUUGUUCUGCCAUUCAUGAAAUUGUGUGUAUGGUUAAAUGAGCAGAGCAGCUUUGGUUUUCAACUUUAAGUUCCUGGUUUGUUGGGAUUUGUUGGGAAAGCAUCUUGUGGCACCUUUACGAUAAACAGAUUUAUUGUGGCAAAAUCAGCAGGUGCACAUGCAGGGCUAAGUUACUAUGAACUGCAUGGGGUAGCAGUGAUUGUUCGGUUGUGUAAUUUAAGGAUAGAGUGACCCUUGAGAACAAUUUCAUCAGGGGUUUUCCCUUAGAAGCCUGUCCUUCUUCUAGUGUUUAAUAUUGAAUCUCUAUUUUUAAAAAUUGUGUCCUUUUUGCAGUCUUUUAUUACAGAUUAGGAAAUUUUGUGGUCUCUCUCCAGUCCUCUAUGUAGGUUCUGUGCCUGUGGCAAGUAUCCCUCUACAGGAUUCCAGGGCUGUAGCCAGGAAACUGGUUCUUGCGUCUGCUCCCCUUGAGAACACUCUUGUAGCAAUCUGCACAAGCUUCCAGGGGUGUUUAGCUUCUGGCUCGGAUCUUAGAGCCUAUGCUGGACAGAUGUCCCACUAUAAGCUUUGUUGGUUUUCAGUGUAUCUCAAAUGCUAUAUAGACAGUGACAUCUCCUUUGAAAGGCACAGUGGUGCCUCGCAAGACGAAAUUAAUUCGUUCCACGAGUUUUGUCGUCUUGCGAUUUUUUUCGUCUUGCGAAGCACGGUGUCGGGAAAGUUUUGGAAAAGCUUCAAAAAUCACCAAAGUCUUUAAAAACCGCAAAAAGGCUACCACACCACGUUCUAUGAGUUGCUCCUCGACGUCAAGUCGCAACUGUAUUAACGGUGUUAAUAAAAUGGAAAGAACCGUGCAAGACGUUUCCGUCUUGCGAAGCAAGCCCAUAGGGAAAAUCGUCUUGCGAAGCAGCUCAAAAAACAAAAAACCCUUUCGUCUAGCGAGUUUUUUGUCUUGCGAGGCAUUCGUCUUGCGAGGUACCGCUCUACUGUGUUUCCUUGCCAGCCCUUCUGCAUUUCUUCACAUUGAAGAAGAAGACAGUUUUAAAAACAAAUGUUCAGCGUUUAUUUUUGAGGCUUCAGCCAUAUUUCUGGGUAAUAAUGUAAGCAUUUAAAAAUAUUCUCUGUUUGUAAAUUGUGUAAAGAUUCCCCAAGUGUCAUUAAUACGCCAGAAUGAAUCCCUGCCCCUUUCAUGCAAGGCAGAUAAUUGGGAAUAAGAAAGGAGCAGAUUAUUUGUUAAGUUCUAAGAGAGAGAACCUGAGGAUGGAAAAUUUAAAAAGUGGCAGAAAAGAGCAGCCCUGUCCCACAUCACCAAGCAAUAUAAUUGGUAAGCCAUUGUGGGUGUGGGAAUGCAUCAUAUAAGUUUCCGUAGAAAGGCCUAGAAAAUCUGUGGUUGCCAUAAGCAGGGGAAAGGCAACGUUCCUUUAAAGGCAGUCCUCACAAUUUGAGAACACUUGCAAACCGUGCAAACUCCUACUUUUGUGGAUAGCCUCUCAAGCUGUAGUAGGAACAUGUAUGCUGUAGAAAGUCAGGAGAAGGUCAGCUAUAGGAAUUGAAAGAAGUCUUACUAAUUUUUUGUACAAUUCCCUUACGCUCCCUAGGACUCUUUUGUCUAUUGCCAUCUCUCUUAUCAGUGCUUAGGUCCUGAAAGGUGUAUGUUACUAUAUUGCCAUAUAUCUGUGUGUCUUUUCGUCUUAAACUGCUCUGCUUAUGGUGAGUUUGACUCAUCUUGAACCGAUUCCUGAGAAAGGCAAGCAAAGGAGUUAAAAGUUGUGAGGGAUUUACUGUAAAUACUCCUUGCUUUUGGAAGUGCUGACAGAAGCUUAAUUGUUAGGUUCAAGUAUAUUUGUCAUGUGCCAGACAGUGUCAGUCUGCUUGCAGUGAACCGGUUAUGUACUUCCACCCAGAAGAAGUGAGAGAGUGAGAAGCCAGAGGCUGCUUGUGUGUUUUCUGUUUGCUUGUGUUGCAGGAGGGGAUGCGGGGAGGCACUGCUGUUUAACCUAGCUGGUAAUUACGUUCUACAAGAAGGCAUAUAUUACUGUUGCUUGCUUUGCCAAAGCUCUUCAGCAUGAUGGAUGAGAUUUAAAGGUUGAUCUGACUAAAUUGCAGUGAGAAUACUAACGACAAAGAUAUUUCUUUUGUGAAAUAUUCCUACAAGACAUCAUGGCUGUGGCAUAAAUGCUGUAAGAUAAUGGACAAUAAAAGUCACUCAGAAAUAAGACUCUCCCAGGGUAGGGCUGCUGCCUUGUCACACACGUACAGAGCCAGGAGAUAAUGUAAUCACAAGCCAGGGCCAUCAUUUAAAUAUAUCAGUAAUCUUGUAUAGCAUCUUGACAGAUUUAUUUUAUGAGCCAGCGAGAGAGAGAACAUUAUCAGGCAGCAGAGAGAGAAAGGAAGGCAGAAUCGUUUUGGUGCUUAGUUUUCAAAAUAGUUUCAGUCACUUUGUUCUUUCAUGGAGGCCUCAGUAAAAGUUGUUCUGCUUCUUUUACACAUAUAUUCCACCUCGGUCCCAAAUACAUUUUUGUGAAAAUAAAGCCUAUAGAUUGCAACUGACCUUAUAGAAGUGUCUUUCACACUUGCGAUUUCUGUAAAACUUUAGUAUUAAGUGAGAUCCAAACACUGCUCACUGAGUGGAAGUACUGUACUGUACUUCAGUUUCCAUGAGCUGCCCUUUGUUUUGGCUGACAAAGCAUAAUAAUGUCACUUUGCUAUUGAUUUAUCAAGGUCCCCCCCCCCCUUAUUGCCAACCUGUAGCUGAAAAAGAGUGUGCUAUGGCACCUCAGAAAUAAAAGAGCAACAUGUUUUAAGCAGUGAACAUGAGCCAGUCUUGCCAGCCUAUUCUCUGCACUAGCCAGCCUUCUUCCCUACCACAGCUUGCCUUUGGCUGGCAGCCCAGGGUUUCAGGUAGAUGGCUCUGGCAAGGAAACAUGAAGGAAUGUUCAAUGUGCAUAUCACUGAUGUGCCACUGUAUUGCAUUCUGCCAGUCAAUUGUGCUGGGACAGAUUAUUUUGCUGGCUUUAGCUAAAGCCAGUGUAGUUAGCCAACAGAGUCAAGGAGGCUUAUGGAGAUAAGGCGGCUUUCUUCAAAAAAUAAAAGUCUUGUUCAAAAAAAGAACCCACUCUGUGGCAAAAUAAAUGCAAGCAGACAAAAAGAGAUGCCAAAACAAAUCUGAGAAGCACAUCCUUAAAAGCAUUAAGGCCAUUUUUAAAAAAGUAAAUUGGAAACAGGAAACUGGCUAACGAAGUGAUCAGACCUUUGGAUGACAAGGGAGUUAAAGGUGUGCUAAAGGAGGAAAAGGAAGUUUGAUCUGUUACACUGUGGAAGACGUAGGGCAGAUCUUUGUGCCUGAACUAACUUUUUAAGGAAGGAGUCUGAGUAAUUUGAGUGAUAAUGAGAUUGUUCUAGGGCUUAUUAACAAAUGAAAAACAAAUGAAUCACUACUGGUCUGGAGGGGUCUUAAAGAACUGUGAAAUUGCUGAUCUUGUAACAAAAGCAAACAAACAGGCAAUGUCCCUAAGUUCAGCUUCCAUACACAAAGAUGGACAAUGUAACAGCAGUUUGUUUAGAGCAGGGAUGUCCAACUCCAAAGAGACUGCGAUAUACUCCCACUAUAAACACACCAUUGGAUUGACCAAAGUUGUUAAGCUUUUUGGGGGGAGGAAGACCAACAGUACAGUUGUUGAGCUUCUUCUGGGGACACUUCAUCAAAGUUGCAAUCUGCCGGUUGAACAUCUCUGGUUUACAGGAAACCAGGAAAUUACAGGACUAUUAAGAUCUGUUGUGGGAAAACUGUUGGGAAGCAUUAUUAAAGACAGAAAUACCAAUAAUAUAGAGAAAGUGUUUCUGAAGCAGAACCAGCAUGCCUUCUGCAAGCCUAAGUCCUGUCUGAUUAACCCAGUAAGAGUUACUUGAGACGAGUCAGCUUUCAGUAAUGUGGCUUAUCAAAAAUUCCCAAGUAAACUUAGCAGUAAUGGGAUAAGACAACAGGUCCAUCGUAGGUCAGGAAUUGGUUAAGGAACAGGAAACAGAUUUUACAAAGAAGAGAGGUAAGAAGUCCCUCCCCACCAAGGAUCAUUAUUGGGACCUGUGCUCCUAAAUGCAAGUGAGCACUGAGGUGGCAGCUCGCUGAUGAUACAAAGCAUAGGAAGAAGAUAAAGUGAUUGUGAUGAACUCUAAACUGGGUGAAUUGGCAUUAAAAUUAUUUUUAUCGUCAUUCUUCUUCUUAUUAUUAUUAUUAUAAUCAUCAUUUAGUUAUUAAUCGCCUUCUAAACCACAAUGCCAAGGCAAUAUAAGAUAUAUAAAAUAAUUAGAAACGGGUAAAAAAACAACAACAACAGAUACAGUGGAACCUUGGGUUACGUACCUUCCUCCUUACGAACGCUUCGGGUAACAAGCUCUGCUAAUCCGGAAGUAGAUGCUCCUGGUUGUGAACUUUGACCUAGGAUGUGAGUGGAAGUUGUGUGCCGGCAGCAGCAGGAGGCCCCAUUAGCGAAAGUGCGCCUCAUGUUAAGAACGGUUGCGGGUUAAGAACGGACCUCCGGAAUGAAUUAAGUUCAUAACCGGAGGUACCACUGUACGUUUAAAACAAGACUAGAACCCCAACAAGUGGGCACUUGUGAUAAAUACCCGUUUAUCCAGCUGGGAAAACCUGUUUGAACAAAAAAGUCUUUGACUGUUUCUGAAAAGUGCUCAUAGUGGGCUGUUGUAUCUCAACAGGAAUGCUAUUCCACAGGGUAAGGGCAGACACACUAAAGCCCCGCUCCAGAUUACUGUAGAGUGGGCUUCUGAGGUCUUUGGAGAAGCUCUCUCACAGACUGCAGUGAUCCACUUCGUUCUCCCAAUUUCUGCAUUUCCCCUCACAUUAUGAGUAAUGGUGCUUAGGAUUUGGAUUUUGAUAUGCAACACUGGAAGAUGCUUUAGCAAGUUGCAUUGGUUAAAAUGAAGCAAAUCUCAUUCUCCUAUGCAAAUAGGCAGGUAAUAGGGGAAUGUGUUUGUGCAUAGGAGCACAGAAGCAGUGAAUUUAUACACAAAUUUCUGUUAUUGAUUAAACCUUGUUCCCUCUCUAUCCUCCUGUUUUUGAGUAUUCCAGAAAUUAUGCGCAAUAUAUUUCCCCCAACAUUCUGAACUAUGCACCUUUUUCAACUGGGAAAUCUCAGGUGCUGAAUAGCUUUGGGGGUGCUUCAUUUUGGUUUUUAAAUUCAGUGUUUUUAGAGCUAGAAAAUUUUGCCUUUUAGAUUACCUGAAAUGUUUAAGAUUUGGCAUUACUACUGCUCAGUGGCAUUGUGAGCAACAGAGAGGGUUGAGUGCUAGCCAUAUGGAAAACAGCUGGAUAUACACAGCAAGAGGAUAGGUGUGUUGGCAUAGGGAAACAGACAUGUGGGCACAAUUCUUGCUGCUGUGCUUUCUUCUGCUUGGGAAGUAUUCGUUGCUACUCAAGCUGUUUGUUCAUCAGGGAGAAUAAUUUGGCCUGUGGAUGUGAUCUAGGCAUCCAAAGCUACAUGCUUAUACCUUAUUAAGCUGAUCACAGCUGUUAUCGAGGCUGAUUUGGAAAGGGAGUGCGCAUUGGGCAUCUAUCAGGGUGCAUCAGUUAUGAGCAGAGGCUGCUGUUACUGAAGUUACUUUCCUUAAUAGGUAUCCUGUAACUAAUGAUAUUGGGCUUUGCUACCAAGUGCCUUGGGCAUUUUUGCCUUCUAAAGUGCACCUGUCAGAUUUCUGCAGGGGGUGGUGUAAGCUUUGGUUUCCCUUGGUUGCAGGAAUAUUUGCUGGAAUAUCGCUUUUAGAAGAAGUGUAUGUAUGUGUGAGUAAGUGACGGUCAGAGUUCAGGGAGAGAUUCCAAAAUUGUAUUUGCAUACUGUGAAAUGGAGUACCAUUCAGAUUGAGGGAUUCAUUUUAAGUGAUCAAACCCUUCGUCUCCCACAUGUUGGGGAUUGUAUAGGCCUUAAUACAGUGAGCCAGUAUGUUUUAUGGGCAGUUCUUUGUUGUGGCGGUGGUUGUUGUUAUUACAAAUGUUUUUCCCUGCUGGUUUAGGAGCAAGUAAAUUCCAGGCCAGAAACUUGCCUGCAGCUAUGUUGGAAAGGAGAACAAGAACAUCUAAUCCUGGAAAGGAAAAAUGUUCAGUGUAUUUUUCUUUCAGAUAAUAUUGCUAAGUGCUCAGCUGAAGGAAAAUGUGAUAGUUUUAAUAUGAAGAAGAGCGGUGGAAGGGACAUGGAAGAGACUUGAGGGCCUCGGAUAUAAGAUUGCCAGGUUAAUGUGUUAGAUUAAUAGGACAAAAAGGACUGACAAAACCCGGGACCAGGAGGAAGGGACGCUGGAGGAAGUUUGGAUUGCUUAAGUUUCUAUUUCUAUCAUUAGGACUGUUUUACAAAAUUGAUGAAUGUUAGGAAAAUGUUGAAAUGAAAUUAUUUGGCUCUUAUAAAAAUGUUUAAAGAAUUAGGUAAGAAUGUUAUGGUUAGGAGAAGUUGGUAAAAAUUAAGAUUUAAGUUUUAAACUUUUUUUAUAUAUAAGAUAAGAUGAAAAUAGACUAAGGUAAUGUAAGGACAGAAUAUUAUGAAUUAUGGAAAGGAUUUGCUGUGACUAUUAUAAAUCAGGAUACAGGAAAAGGGAGGAGGAGGAGGUCAAGGAAAGAAGGUAUUGAAAGUAGAGAAUUGGAGAAUGAUGGUUUUACUUUUCUUUUUCUUUUUUUUUGUCUUGUCUCUUUUUUUGUGUGUAAUUUUUAAAAAAAUUCUCAAUAAAUAUCAUUUUUUAAAAAAAUGUGAUAGUUUUACUUCAUUUAGAAUAAAAUACAGUAUAAAUUGGCUGAUGGCUUGAUUUAUGCAUAAAAGUAAUCUGAUGGAUGAGCAGGGUUAGAAAAAUCCCUGGUGCCGUGUCACUAAGACACUUAAUAAUAAUUCUGACAAUGGAACAUGUCAAAGAGCGUGGACUUGUGCGAUUUUAUUUAUUUAUUUUAAAAUGUUUCUAAACUACUUGAUAUGUAAAAAAUGUUUACGUGGUAUAUAAGCAGUGCAAACAUAAAAGCAGUAAAACAGUAUCAUGUAAACCAGAGAUAAAAAUGGCAUCAGGACUAGUUUUAUAAAACAAGGAAAGCCUGUGCAAAAAUAUGUCUUAGCAAGAUCUCUGAAGCAAGUAUUUGAUGAUGGUCAGAUAAUUGAUCUAUGGUCAAAGGAAUGGCAUUUCAAGGGGCUAUAGUAGAAAAUUCCCAUUUUGGGAUUGCUGCCAAAUGAUAUUUUGUAUGGUGCCAGGAGUAAAAUUUCCUCAGGUGACCAAAGUGUUGUUAUGGGACCAUACAGGGGCUGGUGGUCCUUCAGGAAACCUGAUCCCAAGUUGUUGUACAAGGCUUUAUAUGUAAGUAACACGAACUCGAAUAUACUUUCAUAGCUAUUAUGCAGCUAGUGUAGUUCCCUCAGCUUUGUUGUUGUUGUUGUUUAGUUGUUUAGUCGUGUCCGCCUCUUCGUGACCCCCUGGACCAGAGCACGCCAGGCCCUCCUGUCUUCCACUGCCUCCCGCAGUUUGGUCAAACUCAUGCUGGUAGCUUCAAGAACACUGUCCCACCACCUCGUCCUCAGUUGUCCCCUUCUCCUUGUGCCCUCCAUCAUUCCCAACAUCAGGGUCUUUUCCAGGGUGUCUUCUCUUCUCAUGAGGUGGCCAAAGUAUUGGAGCCUCAGCUUCAGGAUCUGUCCUUCCAGUGAGCGCUCAGGGCUGAUUUCCUUAAAAAUGGAGAGGUUUGAUCUUCUUGUAGUCCAUGGGACUCUCAAGAGUCUCCUCCAACACCAUAACUCAAAAGCAUCAAUUCUUCGGCGAUCAGCCUUCUUUAUGGUAGUUCUCUCAGCACAGGUACUUAAUUCAGCAACCCGCUGGUAGCAUUCUGUACCAAUUGCAGCUUCCGGAGCAAUCUUGAGGGAAGCUCCACACAGAACUUGUUACAGUAGUUCAAUACAGGAAAGAGCCAGUCCUCAUCAGAGUUACUCAUACAUAAAUCCAUUAGUGCCAGUAGCCCUUACAGUUUUGUGUGACUCAGUAUAACAAAAUUGGUGCCUUGUGAUGCAGUGUAAUAGAGUAAUGUUGCUUGGAUAUGCUUUGUUGGUGUACCUUUGGGUGUAUUUCUGCAAAAUUGUAGCCAUUAUGGGGGUUAAAUUAGUGGAUUGAGUUUUGUGUUGUGCAGCUCAGCAGUUCUGAUUACGGCCAUACAAUUUAACUUCUGGUUGUACAGUGUUGGGAGCUGCAUUAUUAAUUGUGUCAUAGUAGAACCCCUAUAGGGACGCAGGUGGCGCUGUGGUCUAAACCACAGAGCCUAGGGCUUGCCGAUCGGAAGGUUGGCAGUUCGAAUCCCCGCGACAGGGUGAGAUCCUGUUCCUCGGUCCCUGCUCCUGCCCACCUAGCAGUUCAAAAGCACACCAAAAAGUUCAAGUAGAUAAAUAGGUAUUGCUCCAGCGGGAAGGUAAACGGCAUUUCCGUGCGCUGCUCUGGUUCGCCAGAAGUGGCUUAGUUAUGCUGGCCACAUGACCCAGAAGCUGUAUGCCAGCUCCCUCGGCCUAUAGAGCAAGAUGAAUGUGCAACCCCAGAGUCGUCCGCAACUGGACUUAACGGUCAGGGGUACCUUUACCUUUAGAACCCCUGUAAUUUUCUUUAUAGCGUUGAACAGGGUUGCUUCUGCCAAAUACUGCUGGUGUACAAACAGGUGGAUAUAUGUUUUUUUAUGUGUCUGGUAGGGUGUGAAGAUGCAAGCAUAAAAAUCCAGCCUCUGUAUUGAGUAGGGUUUAUAGGCCCACUUUCCCUCUUGCAUCAAUGAUAGCAAGCAGAAAACUUUCCUUUGAGUUGCUCCAUAAUUCAUUUCACUCAUCAACUUGAUUUAACAGCCAUCAAAGGCUUUAUUUGCAGUUACAAAUGAAAGAAGUCAGAUUUGGAAUUCUGAAUUUGGAACUAUAUCACUAUGCUUAUUUACUGUCAAUAACUAAAUAUUGAAAACCUGGUCUUAAUUUUCUGACAUGGGCAACCCUAGAAUACACACAUAUAGCACCUUUGGUUGGUUGGAUAAUACAGUACUAGGAUUAAAAUAUUCAAAAUCCCAGAUGAUUCUGGAAGCAGUUGUUAGACAAUAAUAGUUAUUAGACAACAUAUUCCAUAUCCUUCUUAAUUAGAAGGAUAUGGAAUACGUUGUCUAAUAAAAACAAAUUUGAUGCAUUCUCACAUGCCAAAAUUACUUUGUGGGGAAACCCCAAUCUAAAAAUUGGCUGAAAGCAGGUACAUUGACUUUGAAACAAUGGAUCAAUAAGGAAGAUUAAUUUUAUACCUGUGCUGUUUUAAGACAAAAAUAUCAUCUAUCAGCUGUGGCCCAAUGGCAAUAUCUUCAGUUACAAUGUCUCCUAACACGUAUGUUUGGGCCAGCAGCAUUUCAGCUUCCAAGGCACCUAAGAUCACCUAAGAGCAAUUGAACAAUUUGUUUGAAACUAAAAAAACCAGUGAUUACUUUUUAUAGAUAUUUAUUAAGAAUAAAUAAGUUCAAUAUGCAGACUUUAAUAAAUAAUUGGAAUAAAGAAUUGGAACUUGCAGUAUUACCCAGACAGUUGAAAAUGUUUUACCCGUGAUACCAAAGGUAUCAGUGACCUUUACAUUAAGACUUACACAACAAAAAAUAAUAUCCGGAAUUUAUUGGACUCCUUUAUGUUUGUAUAUUGAAUCCCCGCGACGGGGUGAGCUCCCGUUGCUUGGUCCCUGCUCCUGCCAACCUAGCAGUUCGAAAGCACGUCAAAGUGCAAGUAGAUAAAUAGGUACCGCUCCGGGGGGAAGGUAAACGGCGUUUCCGUGCGCUGCUCUGGUUCGCCAGAAGAAGCUUAGUCAUGCUGGCCACAUGACCCGGAAGCUGUAUGCCAGCUCCCUCGGCCAAUAAAGCGAGAUGAGCACCACAACCCCAGAGUCGGCCACGACUGGACCUAAUGGUUAGGGGUCCCUUUACCUUUACCUUUAUGUUUGUAUAAAAAGGGCUAUGUUGGAGGUGUAGCAAGGACAGUGCCUCUUUGAAAUAUACAUGUGUACAAUGUUCUUUACUUGUUAAGUUUUGGAAGAAAGUGCUGGACUGUGUGACUACAGAAAAAGUUAAAACUUUCAUCAAAGAAUAUUCUUUUUAAUUAUAUACCCAUUGUAUGGAAGUUCUAUGCACCCUUAUGGUGGCCAAGAGACUGAUACUGAUGAAUUGGAAGAAUAAAGAUAUGAUGCCCUUUAAUCAAUGGGUUGACAAUAUGACAACACUUGCAACUUAUGAAUGGACUGCUUAUAGCUGUAGACUUUGCUUGGAUAAAUAUGACAUUUGGAAUGAGUUUAUACAGAAUGUAGUAGGCUAUUAAUACCUACAUAUAUGUUAGGAUAAUAACAUAUAUUUAUAUAAGAAUGUAUUUGAGUAUAUACGUUGUAUUUUUGUAUUUGUUUCUACACAUUUUCUCUCUUUAUUUCCUUAUUUUUCUUAUUUUUCUUUUUCUUUAUGACUGAAAUUCUUUCAAUAAAAGAGUAAUACUAAAAAAAAUUUUUUUUUUAAUUAGACCGUCAGUUAAGCCAGAACUGCUUCACCUUAGAAUUUCUGGAAAUGUCACCCUUAAAGAAUAGUGCCGGAAGCUUUCCCCUUUGCACCAUUUGCAUUUAUUAGCAGUGGCGAUUAGAACAUACUAUCUUGUUAACCAGCCUGCCUUUUCAGAAACUACACUUACUAGUCUAUGAUAAAAUUCCCCAGGACUUAUCUCAGAGCUUUCCAAACUGUGUGUCAUGACACAUUAGUGCAGGGGUAGGCAACCUAGGGCCCAUAGGCCACAAGUGGCCCAUGGGGGUCGUUUAACUGGCCCACGAGCAACCCCCCCGAACUGAGCCACUCACUUGGCAAGUCCCAGCGUGCUGUGCUAAACCAGCGCAGCACGGGGACUCGCUUCCACAGUGCCGGAAAUUGCAUCUACGCAGGCACCGGAAAUCAUGUCGACGCAGACGCCAGAGAUCACGGGCGCACAGGUGAUCUGGCCCAUGGAGGGAUCUCCGCUGGAGUGAACCAUCCCAGGCGAGGUACACCUCAGCCGAUCCCUGCAUUAGUGUGUCGGCUGCAGUGUGUAGGUGUGUCAUGUGAAUGCUCCCAGCACUCCUCCUGGAGAUGGAAAGGGGUUAGUUUCACCGUCGGUUUGCUAGUAAAACUGAAUUACUAUGUCGUGAAGUGAUGUAUGUCUAAAAAAGCAUGUAACCAACAUGAAAAGUUUGGAUAGCUCUGGCCUGUCUCUUUUUAAGUUUCUUGGAAAUAACAAAGGAAAUACUCUGGCUUUGCAAUCAAGUUUGCAGUUAUUUCUAACCUAUUAGCAAUCAUAAUAACCCACCUUGCUGUAUGUACAAAGUUUAAUCAUUGAGUUGCGUCCAGUGUCCUGAAUUAAAAGCAAAAUAUAUUCUACUUUACCAAAGGCUUCAAGCACAGCUUGUUUUCCCUCCUCCAGGCCACCACUGUGUCCUGGAACUGGUCCAGGGCUUUCACAGUCUCUCCUGAUUUAGAUGUUAUGGAGGAAUAGAGUUGAGUGUUAAUAGCCUACUGAUGGAAUUUUGCCCCCGAACACCCAAAGAACGCUCCCAGCAGCUUCUUAUAGAUACUAAACAACAUUGAGGAUAAAAUGGUGUUCUGUGGCAACCCAUAGUGUAAUUGCCAGGUAACAGAUGCUAUGCUCUCCCAAGGCUACUCUCUAGUCCUAUUGACAGGACUGGGGCCACUGUAACAUGGGGUCCCCAAUUCCCAUUCCAGAGAGCUGGUCCAGGAGGAUGCCAUGAUCAUCAAAAGCAGCGAAGAGCAGGAGCAAUGUCACACUCCCCUUUGUCCUGCUUACUGUAAAGGUCAUCCAUCACAGUGACUUGUCGCAUGGCCAGCCCUUAACCCAGAUUGGAAUGAAUCUAAAUAAUCUAGAUACGUGGAUUAUAAUCAGAUCUCUACAGUGGUAAAACAUCUGCUUUGAAUGCCAAAGACCCCUGGUAGGGUUGGGAAAAGGCUCAAUCCUGAAUCCCGGAAGAGUCACUGCUGAUCAGUGUAGACAAUACUUAUCUAAUGAAUGGCAGUAGUGGACCAGUGGUCUGACUCUGUAUAAGGCAGCUUUCUAUAGUGUGUCUACUUUAAAAGUAAAGAUAGUGCAGUCUAUUGAUUCUCUUGCUCAGGGUAGGGUAGUUUUUUCACCAGCAGAAGUAGGCAUCUGUCUGCAACUUGCUGCCUUGCCUCUCGUGAGUUUUGCUCUGAUCUACCUAUAGCAUGUUUUCCCAGCAUCCCAGAAUAGCUGCUAGUUUUGAGCAGGACAGUGUGUCCCUUGGGUGUCAGCAAGAAUCAGUGUUGGUAUCAUGUGAGCUGACACAUAUCACUUUUCAAAACUGAUAUUUUGUCGUUACUCCUUUCAAAGCUUUGCAAGCAAAGAUGCUUUGAAACAAGUAGCCAAACUGAAUUACUUGUGGCAGCUGUACUGUCCUGAGCUGCUAAUGGCUGUCUCUUAUCUUUCAUAGGAAGCAAGCACACCUUGUCUUCCCUGCAGCACCCAAAGAAUCAUGAGCCUACCAGAAGCAUGUGUGCUCUCCAUGUGUGUGUUGCUGACAGACUGAGCUUCACAGUUUCAGAAAGGAGCCUGUUUCUGUUUGGGAUAACUCAUGGCUCAGUGCCUGUGAGGAAGUCACCUUAAACUAGAACAGCAGGAAUGUGCCAUUUGGAAUUCUUGUACUUUAAUUCUUGUACUUUAGUAUGAAAUUUACACCGUUCACAAAUAAAAAGCCAAGGGUUAAUUCUGACAAAUAUUAAAACAUCCCUGUGCAAUUUGUAUAGCUUUUAUGAAAUGUUCUAUAUCAGAAAUCCCAUUCAUGGUGCUCUUUGAGAAGUGUGUUUUUCAAAGGAGGACUGUCUAGUUGUACGCAGAAAACCCACAAACUGCUGCAAUACCUAAAACAGUGUGGAUGGUGAUAAAAUGCUGACACCUCCAAAGAACUGAGAAAUACCACAAACAUCCUUGCAAAUUAGAUAUGGCUGUUGAUUUCUCAGUUUCUUCUGUUCAGCCAGUCAUCUGCUUCCUUUCCUUCUCCUGUGUACUUUCAGAGCUGUACAUUUCAGUCACAUGGUACUAAUUCAUUGUCUGGUAAUCUCUAGCCCUUUACUUCAGAUUUAACCAAACAAUUGUAACAGGACCGGAUUUUACCCCUACCCAUUCCCAGCAAUUGCAGUGUUUACCAAAUUCUCUUUUACAUAUUGACUCAGUUUCUAAAACGGGGAGCAGAAGUGUUUUUUUGAGAAAUGCUACCCUGUAAAUGUGAUGUCAUUUCUAGUGAAUGAGUAAGACAAGAAGUUAGUGAAACUGAUAGCUGUUCAUAUUGUUGUCUAGUGGGAGAAGUUGCAGCUUGAUUGCUUUGUAGGCUGGAGUUCUGUGCUUCUUGUCUGUGGGUUUUGUGUUCCUUUUCACUCCUUUUAUUCCCCCCCCGGAAUAAAUUUUAUUGGUGCUGAUAGAGAAAAAUACAAAACUUAAUAUGAAAUAUUCUCCCUUUUUUUAUCUAAAUACAAUAAGAACAUAAAGAGAAGGAGGGGGGAGUAAAGGAAUAAAGAACAUGAAAUAGAAAGAAAGAAAUAGAAAUAGAAAAGAGGUUAGCUGAGAGAGAAAGAGAGAAAAAAUUCAGAAGGUAAGGGACUUCCGAUUCUUCAUCUGUCCGCUAUAAACAACGUUCAUUUCAUCCACUCCAAUAUAAGAUCCAACAAAGCAGCUAGAUUUCUCCACAAACCUUCCCCUCUGCAGGGAGGUGGAGCUGAUUUGGAUGGCCCACCCCGCCACUUAACAGAGCCAAAUGGUUUCCAGAGAGUGGUAGGGGAUGUUUUAUCCCACGUUGAUGCCCUUUCAGCUGAUUCCCUGGAAUGCAGAGUUAACCAGGGCUAUCACCGUCUGGCUCCAAAGCGCCCUCUCCAGUUGCAUGGAGCGCAGAUGGCCCCAUAGUUUUCCAUGAAGCUGAGGGCAAUGAAACAAUUGCAAAGUUGGCUAGAGCGCCAGGAUGAAAAACUUGUUCUGAACUGAACACGGGUUAGAGCUCAACGUUGAGCCUACCAAGUGGUGAUAGCUACAGGGAAGAGGACCUUCUUCACUACCUGUAUUUCAUCUGUGGAAAACGGUACCAGGAGACUCUUUCAGGUGGUUUGUAGUCUAACAGAACCACUUUUGCCAUCACUCUAGUUGCAGUGUGUAGUGUUUUCCAAGCAGGCAUUCUGAUUGUCUUCUCUCUAGUCACCCAGCUGUGGACUCUGGACUGCCUUUGAGUUUUAUCAACACAAAUCUGCUUGGAUUUUUUUUGGAGGAACUUCAGAAAUGGUAUUAGUGCUCUAGUCUCUGCUUUAAAAACAAACAAAACUGUUGUGGCUGUGGAAUCUCAACUUGGCAGCUAUCCUAAAAAACUGCAGUUCUGUGUUUAUCCUUAAAGUGCCGCAAAACUUGGUUCUUGCUACAAACAGCUAACAUGGCUCUUUCCCUCUAGAAUGUCUCCCUCUCUGUUGUUGUUGUUGUUGUUGUUGUUGUUGUUGUUGUUAUACAGUAUAAAACAUCCAAAUCCAUAAUCCAAAAAGUGACCAGCAUAAAGCUAAAAAUACUAUAAGAAAAAUGGCACAAUUUUUUGCAGUCCAUGUUGAAACCAAAGCCUAAAGGCAGCAGAGAAGAGAUGGUUUUUGAAGCCUACAGUCCAGGGAUGGGGCUGUAGAAUGAUACCCCACAAUUAAUUUAAAUUCUUUCUUUUAGUUAGCUUUUGUCAUACACUGUAUGAGGUCAAAUAUUUAACGUCAGUGCUUUACAGACUUGUUCCUGGGGAGCAUUACUAAGUGUCCCUAAUGUUACUGCUGCUUCCCUCUUGAUCCUGACUGCCUCUGGAGACUUUUAUUUCUAGAAAGGAAUUUACAGAAGCCUGGGGAAUAUUUCCCACUGCUGGGAAGCUGUAGAUGCUUCUCUGGGAUUUGGGGUCAUAUCUUCCAGCUGCCUCGGCAGUAUACUUUGGAAGUGUCUUGGUUGGAUCUUUGCACCGACUGAUGAGGGGAAGUGUCUUCAUGGUGCAAUGAAGUUCCCCUGGCAGUGGCAUGCGCAUGACAGGGUAGCGGCAAGUGGGAAGAAUCCAAGUUGACAUAAGCAUUGUAGCUAGAAUGUGUCGUGUUGCAAGUUAGUUUUAUGAAGGACUUGCAAUUACAAGCAUCUGUGAGCAACUCAUGUUUAACAUCAGUCAUAACACAACUCUGUCUGGGUUGCGUCAUUCUGGUACCACAGAAUUGUCACAGGUUUGCUCACAGCUAAAGUUGGCAGUAUUACUUUCUUCUUCUUUGAGCCAGAAGAGGAUAACAUGGACCACAUCUGCUAUUAUAUUUCAUGAAUGUAACCAUAGAAGAGGAUCCAGUCAUUGUAGCCUAAUCUCCAUAUGUUUAGACUGUCACAUGGGGUUUUUUUAAUGGUCAAAAAAGUAAUGUUUGGUGUUCUUUCAUUUUCUGCAUUAUCUCCUCAGACAGGAAUUUGCAUUUGCCUUCGUUGACAGCUGUAACCAUUAUAUAUAAGCAGUUGCACUUAAAUAAGGGUUUUGUGGAAUAAUUAAAAAUGGCAAACUUUUGCUUCUGUGACAUUCAGAAGAAUGUGCAAGUUUGUAUUGAAAUAUUAGAUGCUUGCUAUGCCUUGCUUCUCUCUUGCUGUGCUUGGAAUAUAGUGAGUGUCCUCAACCUCUCAUGUCCUUAUGUGGGCAAGGUGGAAGGUCCUGGGUCAGUAUUCUGUGAAAAUGUGUGACAAACUGGUACUUAUCUUUCUAGGGUCUCCCUUCCCUCUUGUGAUGGUAAAAGCGGCCCAGUCCCCAUAUAUCCUUUGAGGAUAAAUACGCUUCAGGAUAAGUAUUUUCGGGUUGCGCCCCACAGCAACCUGGAAGUAACGGAGCGCGUUACUUCCGGGUUUCGCCGCUUGUGCAUGCGCAGAUGGUCAAAAUGACGUCACGCGCAUGCAUGGAAGCGGCGAAACGCGACCCGCACACACACAGACGCGCAGUCGCAUCUUACGUUCUGUUCAGGAUACGAAUGGGGCUCUGGAACGGAUCCCGUUCGCAUCCUGAGGUACCAUUUUACUGCACACCUGCGUGGCUGUGCACACACAGAGGAUCCCAGGAAACAUGGGGCCUGGGUGCUAGCAGCAGCUAUAAGCAGUGAAGGACAAAAGGGAGAGAAUGGCAGUGAGAGAGGAUGAGGCAGACGUUUCUGCUAGCUUCUUUAUCAAGAAUAUGGUCCUUGUGGGAUGUAGAACUUGUGAUACUGGUCAGAUAAUUGCCUGUGAUGGGGGGACAGGGAAGAACUCCUGUUCAAAUGUGAAGUUGUAUGUAUAUCACCAGAGAAUAGUGACCCUUACUGGUUCUUCCUGCUAAUCCGCUUGAGUUCAGCCAUGUAGGUGCCUUUUGCUUUGACACAGGUGUGUUCUUGGUUCCACAGAGCUUAAAGGCAAAGUCUGGAAUGUUACUAUGGAAGGACAGCACAGUCAUCCUCAUCAUCUGGGGGACCAGAACAGCCCGCUCUGCAAAGUGGCGAGCCAGGAAUACCAGCAUGAUGCACAAGUAAGCAGCCGUUUUCUUUCUCAUGGUCCUCUGCUUCAAAUAUUUAACAACUCUUAAAAUCAAUAAUUAUUAUCAAAAUUUAGGAUGCCAUUAGCAUUACAAAAUCUAUUUGUGGAAAAACAGGGAAGUUCCUGACCAGAAUGCUUGAAGCAAGUAUUCCUCCCACAUCAUACCAGCUAAUCUUUUUCUUUAUGUGACUGUGGAGUCACUGUAGUGUAGUGGUUAGAAUCACAAAACUGGGUCACCCAGUCCAACCGCCUGCAGUGCAGGAAUCUCAGCUAAAGCAUCCAGGACAGGUGGCCACCCAACCUCUGGUUAAAAACCUCCAGUGAAGGAGAGGCCAUGUCUCCUGAGGAAACCUGUUCCCCUAUGGAACAACUCUUCUGUCAGAAAAUUCUUCCUGAUGUUUAGUCGGAAUCUCCUUUCUUGUAUCUUGAAGGCAUUGUUUCAAGUCUUGCCCUCCAGAGCAGGAGAAAACAAGCUUGUUGGUCUUGGAUUGGGGAAACCCAUGUUUAAAAUCCCCGUCCAGACAGAAAAGGGCUAGUCCCUGCCAGCAUCUGCCAGCAUACCUGCCUCACAGGAUUGCUAUGAUGGACUACUGCCAUGCGCUCUACGUGGGGCUACCUUUGAAUGUGACUCAGAAAUUACAGUUACAGUCUAACCUGGGUUCCCGAAUGAAUGCCUCCAUUAUCGUACAUUUUGGCUCCCUAAUGUUGAAAACCCAGGAGUAAAUGCUCCGGUUUUCAAGUGUUUUUCGGAACCUGAACAUCCAAAGCGGCUUCCGCUUGAGUGCAAGAAGCUAUUGCAACCAAUGGCAAGUUGCGCCUCGGUUGUCAAACGUUUUGGAAGUCGAACAGUCUUCCAGAACAGAUUACAUUUGACAACUGAGGUUUGACUGUAAUCCAAAAUGCAGCUGCCAGACUCAUGACUGGGAGUGGCUGCCGAGACCAUAUAACACCGGUCCUGAAGGACCUAGAUCGGCUCCCAGUACGGUUCUGAGCACAAUACAAAGUGUUGGUGCUGACCUUUAAAGCCCUAAAUGGCCUCGGCCCAGUAGACCUGAAGCAGCAUUUCCACCCCCAUCGUUUAGCCCGGACAUUGAGGUCUAGUGCCGAGGGCCUUCUGGCGGUUCCGUCCCUGCAAGUAGUGAAGUUACAGGGCACCAGGCAGAGGGCCUUCUCGGUAGUGGUGGCCGCCUUGUGGAACGCCCUCUCAUCUCAUCAGAUGUCAAGGAAAUAAACAACUAUCUGACUUUUAGAAGACAUCUGUACAGGGAUGUCUUUAAUGUUUGAGGGGUUUUUUGUGUUCUAAUAUUUUGUUGGAAGCUGCCCGGAAUGAUGUUGUUGUAAUAAAUGUUCAAUCUCUCUUUCUAUGGCCAUGUCACAUUUCUUAAGUGUAGUAUUGCAUAUUGCGUAUAGUCAUGCAUAUUAAAGAGGUCUACUGUGAAGAAGCAAUACUAGCUUUCCUUAAGCAUUGGGUUGCUGUUGCCCAUCAAUACUGCAGAAUUAUGAAUCCGGCAAGGCUCUUCCUGGAAAAGCAGUAACAUUUGGAUUGUGAGUCCUGCCAUUCAUUGCUGAGCUAAUUCAGUAAGAGAGCAAAAGCGAAGUACAACAAUGAGAUCUAGAAAAAAACAGUGAAUUGCUUGUGAACACAUGGUGCUCAGUGCUGCGUUGAAAUAGCCUGUGUGGAACGCUCCCCCCCUCCCCUACUGCAGUAAUUUGUCAUAUUAAGUCAUUUAAUAGUAAUUGAUCUCCUUGAAUUAGCCAAGUUACAUUUUAAGCAAUUAGGGUUAAUUACAGUCUCAUUUGGCAGGAUGGAGCCCGUGUAAUUAUUCCAUGAACAAGAUUAGGAAGUGUUCUUACGCAGCAGAUACAUUCAUGGCUUCUUAGAGCACAUGUUGGAAUUUCUAAUGACAUAGUUAAAUGUAAUUAGUGGCUAAUACUGUCUUCUCCUGUGGGCCUGACAGGAUGCAUCAUUGUCAGAAGUGGUCAUUUUUAAGUGCAUUUUUGGCCACUUCCAGCCUCUGUUAAAGUUGUGUCUAUACUCUUGGACUCAAGACUGGAGAUGGAGGAGGGAGACCAAUGAAGAUGAUUAAGGGUUUGGAAGCUUGUCCUGCAGAGAGGCUUAAAGAACUGGAACUACAAGAGAAAAGACUGAAGGUGGGGAUGAUGUGGUAGCAGCUCUUGAGUCUCUUGGAGGCUAUUAUUAAAGAGGAUAAUGUAUUGAUCAGAGCUCCUGUUUAAGGUAUUGAGAAGCCGCUUUCAAUUGGAUUUUAAGAAACAUACUUGGCUGUACUAAGAAUUAGGCAAUGGAGCGGAUAAUCUCCGGAAUCUGUGGAAUUGCCUUCCAUGGAUGUUUGACGGACAGUGUCUGAUGAGCUCUUUUUUUCCUUUCAGUUUUUCAGUGAAUUUUCUUACUUAUUUCUGAUCUUGUUCUAGAUUUACUGAGCUUCUUGAAUACAUUUUUGUUCGUAUUGAUUGCAGUAGUUUACUGCUACAUUAUUAAAUGUGGAUCGAUUUGUGAUUUGAUAAAGCUUAACAGAUUUUGGCAGACUGGGUUUCUGACAGUUUGUUUUUGUAUUGUUGACUAUAAUCCUUGUACUUUAUAUUGUAGAGAUUAAGAGUGAAAUGACAGCUAUUAUUGUUAACUGAAUCACUACACAUUAUUGAAUUGACGUUAACAGGAGCUGAUUUUUAUUUUUUUUAGAGAAGAUUGUUGGUUGAGAAAAUGGAGUUGGUCUGAUUGAUAUGUCAGGUAUUUGUCUCAAUGGGCAGUAAGGAGAGAAGAUACCAGAAAUAAUUGUUCCAUUUUUUCUCCUGGAAUAAUAAUAACCAUAACAAUAAAACAAUAACAAUAAUAAUUUUAUUAUUAUUUAUACCCUACCCAUCUGGCUGGAUUGCCCCAGCUACUCUGGAUGGCUCCCAGCACAUAUAAAAACAUAAUAAAAUAUUAAACAUUAAAAACUUCUCAAUACAGGGCUGCCUUCAGGUGUCUUCUAAAUGUUGUGUAGUUCUGUAUUUCCUUGACAUCCGAUGGAAGGGUGUUCCAGAGGGAGGAAAUAAGAGUCAUUUUAGCAAACUAGCUCAAGAUGUAGAAGAAUAUAUCAAUUAUGCAAUCAUUGUUGUACUUCAAAAUGUGAUUGUCUUGGUAGACAUUAAAAUAUUUUAGCACCACUCAGAUCACAAAAUGGAUUGAAGUUAUUUUAAAAGAUCGUCCUUUUGGGGAGACUGUGGAGAGAACUUUUCAAAAAACAAAUAGGGUUAUUUUAUACUCAGCAGAGAGAAAAUGUCUUAGGAAUAGCCUUCAUAAGUAUGGGGUUCCUGGAAAGUCAGAUGAUAAUCCUUUUAAAUGGCACCACUGUUUAUCAGAACAGUUACAUAGCCAGAAGCAUGGGAUGUCUUCCUUAUCAGAGGGUAUUUUGGUCUCCCAAUGACUGGUUUAGGUCAGUGCCAGGAUUAGGUCAUCUGUUUUUCAUCUUCUGUCCAUGUUUUGAUUAGAUCUUAUGACUGGUGAUUAAGGAUCUUUUACUGUAAAAUUUUAGCAAAAUGGUUAAUCAGUGUAGGAUAAAACUACUAUCUAACCUUCCUCCAGAGAUAGAGUUUCCCCACCCUGGGACUGCACACUGAACAGUGCACUAUAAAUUCCUAGAACUAAACAAACUAUGACCAAGUAUGGCUAUUUGAAAUUAUUGGGCUUGCUUACUUUUGUAUUUGUAUCUUGAUUGCAUUUGUACUGGAUUUCAUCUAUAACAUUCUGAUAUGCUGUAGAACAAUAACUUCCUUAAAGUCAAAAUUCAUAACAACAACAAAAAAGAUGGGUGAGUUUUGAGAAUGCCUAAGGCAACCUGCUCCAACCUGGUGCCCUCUGGAUGUUUUUGGAUUGCAACCCCCAUCCGCCCCAACCAGCAGAGCCAGGGGUGCAGGGUAGUGAGAGUUGAAGUCCAAUAUUAUCUGGAGGGUACGAGGUUGGGGAAGGCUGGUUUAGAGAAUUCAGGUACUAUACAGUGGUACCUUGGUUCUCAAACUUAAUCUGUUCCAGAAGUCCGUUCCAAAACCAAAACAUUCCAAAACCAAGGUGCGCUUUCCCAUAGAAAGUAAUGCAAAACGGAUUAAUCCGUUCCAGGCUGUUGAAAAACUACCCCUAAAAUGCUUCUCCCCACCACCCCAAUCAGCACGAUCUUUCGAUCUCUCUCUCUCUCUCUCUCUCUCAAAACAGAAGUGCAACACUAAAAAUGGAAACUCAGGACACGUUCAACUUAAAAAUAUAUAUAUUGAGAACUGGAACGCUCACUUCCGGGUUUGCGACGUUCAGGUUCUAAGUUGUUCAUGAACUAGGCUGUUCGAGAACCAAGGUACCACUGGACGUAACUUUUGUGAUCCAUUGCAACUCUGGUUUUUGUUCUGAAAGGCAAAACAUCCCUUUCACAUUAACUGUCACAUUGUCCACCAAACAUACAUCACAAGCACAUAGACUUCUUGCGUUCUAAAUGAUUAUGCAAAAGUGGGAGCAGUAGUUGUUUUGUGGGCUUUCAUAUACAGAGUUGGGGAACCACUUUUGGGAAAGGGAAUAAAGUUGCAACAUUGACAGAUAAAUUGGUUACGUGCCACAAUUUGCUGCAUACACGUCCCGGAAGACUUGAAGAGGUGGUUUAGAAUCAUCCCUUGCUGCUUGUCUGCAGUAUUUAUAUUUAGUGUUAUAGUUAACCUUUUCCUUAUGACUCACAAUAGAACUUUCUAUUUAGAAGUUUUCUAAUUACAGUAAGUGAAUAUAUAACUAGAAUUGCUGCCAGUUUGUUGUCAGAUCCACACUGCAUUGGUGUAGGUUGGAAUGGAGAGAAUUUUCUUAGCUAAAGGUGGCAAUAACUCAAAAUUCGUUGGCAUUUCUAAUGGGGGAAAUGUUUAAAAUCUGCACUCUAUUAUUCUUGCUGCCUACUAAUUUGGUUUGAUACUUUUAUCAAGCCAUUUCUUAGUGCUUGAAGCUAAUGCAACAAAUUAAUUUUAGUUAGUGUUGCCUUAAGUGAGACUUAAAUAAAAAUGGCUCCUGAAAUAAUAAUAAUAGUAAUAAUAAUAAUAGGUAAAGGUAAAGGGACUCUUGACCAUUAGGUCCAGUCUUGGCUGACUCUGGGGUUGCGGCGCUUAUCUCGCUUUACUGGCUGAGGGAGCCGGCGUCCAGCUUCCAGGUCAUGUGGCCAGCAUGACUAAGCCGCUUCUGGCGAACCAGAGCAGUGCACGGAAACGCCGUAUACCUUCCUGCCAGAGCAGUACCGAUUUAUCUACUUGCACUUUGACAUGCUUUCGAAUGGCUAGGUUGGCAGGAGCAGGGACCGAGCAACGGGAGCUCACCCCGUUGAGGGGAUUCGAACCGCCGGCCUUCUGAUCAGCAAGUCCUAGGCUCUGUGGUUUAACCCACAGCGCCACCCGUGUCCCUAGUAGUAAUAAUAGUAGUAGUAGUAGUAGUAGUAAGAAGAAGAAGAAGAAGAAGUAGUUUAUACCCCACCUACCUGGCUGGGUUUCCCCAGCGACUUUGGGCAGCUCCCAACAGAAUAUUAAAAACACGAUAAAACAUCAAGGGAACUCCACAGCUUGGUUUUCUGUUUUACAGUGUUCAUGUUAACUUAAGACAUUGUGGGUUCCUUUGUUCAGUUUUGAUACAUGUGGAACUGUCUUAUUCCAGGACAGGUGAUAUGCCCAUCUCUCUACUCUGACUGGCAGCAGUCCUCCAGGGUCUUCAGCAGAGAAGAGCGUUUUCUUUUCCCCCUUUUUAAUAAUUUUUACAACAACAAAACAUCACAUAAAAAAGAAAAAAACAUAUCGUAUUUUUCGCCCUAUAGGACGCACUUUUCCCCUCCAAAAAUGAAGGGGAAAUGUGUGUGCAUCCUAUGGGGCAAAUGCAGGCUUUCGCUGAAGCUUGGCGAGUGGGGGGGGUCGGUGCGACCCCACCCCUCUCACUCUCCAGGCUUCAGGAAGCUAUCCGCUAGCCGUGGGAGACGCAGCUCUCCCACAACUAGCGGAGAGCUUGCCGGCACCCAGAAGCUAGGGGCGCGCUGAGCUCAGCACGCCCCAAGCUUUGGGCUUUGCGCAGCACUCCGCUAGCCGUGGGAAAGUCGCGUGGCUCUCCCAUGGCUAGCGGAGAGCUUGCCGGCACCCAGAAGCUUGGGGCGCGCUGAAUCCCCUGACUUCACCCUUGCCUCAGUUCCCUUGUUCUAUGUUGUUCAUGCAUGUCCAUAAAUUCUUUACCUCAUUUUACUUUCCAAUUUUAUACCUUAUCUAUAAUAUUACAAGCAUUUUUUUGAAAAAAUCCUGCUAAUGUAUUGACUUGUAUGCAUUGCUUUUGUAUAUAUGCAAUAAACAUUCCCCAUUCCUUUUUAAAUUUAUUGUCUUCUUGGUUUUGAAUUCUCCCGGUUAAUUUAGCCAUUUCCGCGUAUUCCAUUAACUUAGUUUGCCAGUCUUCUUUAGUGGGGACUUCCUCUUCUUUCCAGCGUUGUGCUAAUAAUAUCCAAGCGGCCGUUGUUGCAUACAUAAACAAAGUCUUGUAUUUUUUCGGUAUGUCCAAUCCUGUGAUACCUAAUAAAAAUGCUUCUGGUUUUUUAACGAAUGUUAUUUUGAACAUUUUUUUCAAUUCAUUAUAUAUCAUUUCCCUUUUUUAAAAUAACCUUACAUUGCCACCACAUGUGGUUAAAAGUGCCCUCCGCUGCUUUACAUAUCCAACACUUAUUAUCUUUUGUUUUAUACAUUUUUGCUAAUUUAACCAGAAUUGGGUACCAUCUGUAUAAUAUUUUCAUAUAAUUCUCUUUAAGUAAAACACAGGCCGUAAAUUUCAUGUCAUUCUUCCAUAGUCUUUCCCAAUCUAUCAUUUGAAUCCAAUGAAUUUGAUUUUGAGAAGAGUGUUUUCAGUCUUCUUUGCAGAUUUAUUUUUUUUUUUAGCUGGAGAUGCCAUGGAUUAAACCUAGAAACCUUUGCAGGCAAGGCAUGUAUUCUGCCAGAAUUUGCAGUGUUAAUGUGUGUUUAUAUCUGCUUGUUCUCAUAUCUAUUUGUGUGCUCUCUCUUGUGGAGCAACUGGACUGUCCCUGAGGAGGUUUAAUGGUAUGAUACUUGCUCUAUUCAUGCUUCCCAAUCAGUUGAGAAAUAUUGUUGUGUUCAUGGAUAGCAGCUGUGGCUUUAUUUUGUGCAAUUGCAUUUUUUAUUUUUUUAGCUGCAGACCUCAUGUUGUGAGCAAAGUUUUUGAGUAGACAACCCUCAUGGUGCCCAAUAAAUGCUUUCUGCCCAUACACUUUUCUCCAAGAUGAAAUGCAUUGCAAUAUUCAGUGUGGUAACACCAUGCUACAUCAUGGCUUCGCCAAUUCCCAUGCGGCUUCAGUGCAGAUGGUGUAGGCUGGAAGCAUGUUAUGAGGCUGACAAGGCAGGUCAGGUGCACCUUACAGAUGCCUUUAAUUGGCUCUGUACUGUGGUGUGUUCUGCUCAGGCAGACAUUCAGCCUCUUGCCUUAGUUUUAAAAAUAGGCAUUUCCGCCUUCCCAGUACUGGCACAUAAACGUAUACCACAGUGACACAAUUUCUGCCAACUUUCAAUUGUGUACCAACAUACGGUUUCCGUAUUAUUAAGCUGCCCAUCUGACUGGUUGCUCCAGCCACUCUGGGCGGCUCCCAACAGGAUACUAAAAACACAAUAAAACAUCAAACAUUAAAAACUUCCCGAUACAGGGCUGCCUUCAGAUGUCUCCUAUUAGUUGUAUGGUUCUUUAUUUCCUGGGCAUCUGAUGGGAGAGUGUUCCACAGGGAGAGUGCCACUGCUGCCAAGAAGGCCAACUGCCUGGUUCCCUGUAACUCACUUCUCGCAGUGAGGGAACUACCAGAAGGCUCUUGGAUCUGGGCCUCCAUGUCUGGACUGGGCAACAGGUGGAGACAUUCCUUCAGGUAUACUGAGCCGAGGCUGUUUAGGGCAGAGGUUGGCAACCUAAGGCCCAUGGGUCGGUUCCAGCCCAUGAGCUUCCUGGAACCGGCCCACGGCUGUUCCGUGGAUCAGCAUGGAGAUUCCGUGGGUUUUUUUUAGCACUAUUUUUUUUCUCGCCGCAGGGACCAACUUCUGGGUUGGAAGAGCACUGGUAAUAGCAUGCGCACGUGCGCUCCAUUGUCCCGGAAGUGUGCUGGAAAUAGCUUGAGCGCAUGCACGGGCAUGCACGCUCUGGCCCACUGAGAGGUCUGCCGGGGAGUGGACCAGACCAGCCUCAAAAAACGUUGCCAACCCCUGGUUUAGGGCUUUAAAGGUCCACAUCAACACUUUGAAUUAUGCUCAGAAAUGUCCUGGGAGCCAACGUAGAUCCUUUAGGACUGGUGUUACAUGGUUUCAGCGGCCAUUCCCAGUCACCAGUCUGGCUGCCGCAUUCUGGAUUAGUUGUAGUUUCCGGGUCACCUUCAAAGGUAGCUCCAUAUAGAGCGCAUGGCAGUAGUCUAAGCGAGAGAUAACCAGAGCAUGCACCACUUCAGCAAGACAGUCUGCGGUCAGGAAGGGUCUCAGCCACGUAGCAGAUGGAGCUGGUAGACAGCUGCCCUGGACACAGAAAUGAUCUGUGCCUUCAUGGAUGACUCCCAGGCUGCACAUCUGGUCCUUCAGGGGCACAGUUACCCCGUUCAGGACCAGGAGUCCCCCACACCCACUGCCCAUCCCCGUCCCCCAGAAACAGUAUUUCUGUCUUGUCGGGAUUCAACCUCAAUUUGUUAACCUCCAUGCAUCUUCCAGCUGCAUCCAGACACUCACACAGGACCUUCACUGGUUCCAGUGUAAAUGAGGGGUAGAGCUGGGUAUCAUCCUCAUAUUGGUGAACACCCUUUUGUUUUUAUCACACUUUAGAGUAACUGAUAUUGGAUCAAAUUUAUGGUGAAUUUGGAACUAAAUAAAUGAUGCAUUGGGACCUUGUGAAAUAUUCAGGGAGGUUCAACUUCAUAGAAGAAAGGGGGGAAAGCAUUUUUUUGGGGGGGAAUCCCUUCACCAUGGGGGUAGCCAGGAUUUUUGUUGGGGGGGCAGGAGUUUGUUGAGGGGACAGGAAUUUUGUUAGGGGGGCAGAACCGAUGUGAUUGGUCAGUUAGUUAAGUAUCUUGAUGUUUUACUUGAUAUAGGGGGGCAGCUGCCCUUAACUCCUACAUGGGUUGAUGGUAGGAGGGCAGAAAGACUUGGGCUCAGAGACCAUUGUGCCAAAGGGUGAGCUUCCUCCAAGCCCCCUUCUUUUCUCUCCCGCCACCUCUGAUAGCUUCAGAGACAGAGAGGAGAGGUCUGUCUUCUUCUUUGGCCCACUGGUGGCUUCCAGUGGAGAGUGGAGUUACAGCUCUUUAUGUCAGCUGAGGUGUGCUCAGCCAAAACAAGUUACUGCCUCUCAUCCCUACACGGUGCCUUCUGUCUGCUGUUAGGUAUCCUUUUUUUGGCCGCAGGAGAAAAUUUAGAAGAGCAGCCCAUGACUGUAGACGGUUUGGAUAACAAGCAGUGGGUUGAUUUUGUGGCCUAGCAUUUCUCUUUCUUUUUACCACUCCCACCCCCCAUUUAGACUGUAAGCGUGUCUGCUGUGGACACAAUAUUUUACUAAUAACUGUCUAAACAUGGCGGGAAAAUGGCCUGCUCUAAUAAAUACGGAAGUUUUGGCAUGUUUUGGUCUGACCUGGAUAUGCUCCUUUUGUUCAUGCUAUAAUUUUGCAUCCUCUCUUUGGCUCCAUUGCUUUAAUUAGGUCUGAUAGGUUGUGAUAGCAAAUGCAAAUCUAGGUCAUUGCAUAUGUAAAUGUGCAGCUGUAGCCUUGGCGGAUGCCAGAGUCUAUCAGCUGAGGUGUCCGGUCAUUUCCCAGCAUUAAUGGGGCUUGGUGAGCCGACUUCUGUGGAUGAGCCAUAUUGCAAGGAGUGAGAACUUGUCUGCAGGAAACUAUGCUACUCUGCUCCCGUGUUUUGUUUUUUCAGGUGCAGAAGGCAGCAGAGAACUGCUCUUGGCAUUCCUUUAAUGUACUGAUGUGCAUGAGAAUGUUAUCAUUACUUAUUGCGUAUUUCAAGCCUUUUAUGCAUAAUUAUGAUACCUUGUUGCAUCCUCUGUUUACUGGACUAUAUAUUGGAGUGGGUGGUGGGGUUGUAUGAUGAUAGAAUUGCAUAGUGCAUAUAAAGUUCAAGCCAGUAAAGUUCUGUGUAGAAGUUACUGCUCCUCAUGUUUGUUGUCAAAAAAAGCUGUGAUGUUUUGAGCUUCAUCUGACAUACCAGAUUCUGGCUUAGCUACAUGGGAUGUAGUUAUCCCUGCUACCGUUCCAGCUUCUAAGCCUCCACCCAGCUUUGAAAGCACAGUUCAGAAUCAUUGAGCUUUGCAGGACCUUUCCAUCUCUGCAGUAGUUCCUAUUGUCCAGUUACUGAUUCAUGCCAGCGCUGGAUCUCAGGCAUCCUUCCUGAAGCCCGCACAACAGUUGAGGCAAGGGCUUUCCAAAACAGUAUUGAAUACUGAUUGGUUCAGUAAAUUCUGCUAAAAAUGGUGCAUCUUGUGAAGUGGAAUGUGGAUCUUGUAUCUCCUACUAUACUGUAAAAAUGUUACCAAGCCAUUGUACCGUUUGCUUUGGGGAAACCCUUGUUUUCAUAGCAGGAAACACCAUGACAAAGUUGGUGCCAUUUACAGUUAAAAGCUCUCAACUCCAAAAUCCCCCAGGAUAUUGAAUAGUGAAGGAUCUGAAUACAUUUGAGAGGAUGUGGGGCAGUUGUUUUUUCAGGGGGUGGUUUAAAGUAGACAUUAGUAAAUCAUAAGUUUUGUACAGCAGUACAGAGUUCAGUCACUCUGUUUCUUACAGCUUCUGACUAGUUCUUAAUCUCUGUUUUUCAUAUGUUGUUGCUUUGCUGUUUUCAUUCUUAUUUACCAUUUUGCUUGUUUUUAUUGUUUUACUUUUUUAAAAAAAGUCCUUUGUAAAUUGCUCUAGGAGCUAUUUUUGGAACUGAAAAGCAAGGUUAACAACAACAUUUCCUGACUUACAGCUAAAUAAAUAAAUAAAUAAAUAGCCACUGAAAGAUUCUGUGGAGGCAACGUUUGAAACUGUCUUGGUUGGUAGGUUGAUCCACCUAGCUCUGGGGUAGCCAAAGUGGUUCCCUCCAGAUAUUGGACUCCCACUCCUAUCAGUCCCAGUGAGCAUGGCCAAUGGUUAGGGAAUUGUAAUCCAGCAACUUCUGGAGGGAGCUAUCUUUGAUCUAACCCAGCACUGUAUGCUCUAGCUUGCAGCUCUCCCUGGUCUCAUAUACAAGUCUUUCCAGAGUCUCCUUCCAGUGAUCCCUUUUACAUAGUGGUACCAUAGAGUUGACCUGAAACCCUGUUUGCAGAAUGCUUUACCAUUUGUCUAUGGUCCUUCCCAGAAAUAAUGCCACAAACCACUCUUACAAGCAUAUAGCACUAUAGCUCACCUUUAUAGGCAUCUAUCUUCCUUUCACAGGUCAGCCUGAUAUAGGUGGCUCUGAAAUACUUUUGCUGGGAGAGGUUUGAUCUAGUGGAAGAGCUCUGCUUCAGUUGCCUUCUGAUUUAGUAUAGCAUUAUGGUAGUAGGAAUAUAUGUUUUCAUUUAACCCACUAUCCUCUUUUUCUCCUCAAACAGAGGCAUCUGACUUCAUACCCUUAUCGCUGCACCUUAGCAGACUUUCAGAUAGAGAAGAAAAUUGGACGAGGACAAUUCAGUGAAGUCUACAAGGCUACUUGCCUUCUGGACAGAAAACCAGUGGCAUUAAAGAAAGUACAGGUGAGCAUCGGAAUACCCAAGUAAGAUUGGAUGAAUGUGCCUCUUGGUGGCACAAAUGGGCAAGUCGUGUACCUCUUUGCUUCUUGGAACUGUUUUUACCUGUGGAUGGAUCAGACAGCAGCUACUUAUAGAUAUCCAUUUGUGGAGUUGGCCAUGAACCAGAAGCCUGCCUACCUUUGUUGUAUAAAAUGUUACAAUCUUUAAUAUUUUUGGCUCCCUUCUACCAUAUGCUGUAGGCUGGAUUUUGAUUUUACAUGGGCCUAUUUUGGGUAUCUCUUUAGUAUACCCAAGCUACUCUCAUAUAAAUUGUGAAUAGCCCUCUGAUUAUUAGGAUGAAUAUCUAAGCCUCUUUGCUUUUAAUUAGUGCAGAGGAAUAUGAAAAAGAAGGCAAUUUAUUUUAUCAAUAGAAAAGGAGAGUCUAAUUGUGUAACCCAAAAAGUCUUAGAUCAUUAUUUGUACUCAUUUCCUUGGCACUUUUCAGCGUAUUCUUAAGAUACACAUUUAUUUAUACAGUAUAAUGUAAUUACUUUGGUUUGUGUGGUUUGUUUGUUUGCUUGUUUGUGUUUAUUAAGGUCAACAAAUUGAUGAGAAAACAACAAACUUAAUAAUAAUUUAUCCAGUUGUAUUUAUGUGCUAAAUGCUGGUGCUACAGUUUCUACUUUGUUUGCAGGUCUUUUUCAUUCUUAAGAACCCCAAGAAACUAGGGAGCUUUAGAAAGGUCAUGGUUGCCCAGGAGAUAAGAUAAUUUAGGGAUGAUCUAGAAUCUUAAACAUGUGGGAACAUCCAUAUUGUUUGCUUGACUUUCAACAUGUAACUCUCUUUCCUUUUGAAGAUAUUUGAAAUGAUGGAUGCCAAGGCUAGACAAGAUUGCAUUAAAGAAAUAGACCUUUUGAAGGUAAGAAUUUCUCCAGACCUUUCAUGAUUAUCUGGGAAUGGAAAAGAUUAUUGUUUUCUGGUGUAACUUGAGAAAAGUGGUGUGUGGUUAGAGGCCCUUGAAGCAAUCUAUGAUCUCCCACUAUUGUACUUAACUCCUCCUUUUUUGGAUGGUGUGUGUGUGUUGCAGAAUGGCAAUAGAGAGUUAUCUUUAAGAUUUGUAUGCUUUUGAUGGAGGGAGCAUAAUCUUUUUCUUUUGUACUGAAAUGAUCCCCUUUCUGUGUCGGUGUAGAGCUGAGGAGAUGUGCUUCCUCCAUGCUUUUCUUUCCUUGGAAGAAGGCAUGAGACUCUAUUCUGGCUCUAAACCAGCGUUUGGACUCCAUGCAGCUUCAUUGCUAGAUUAGCCAUAAAAUGAGAUUACGCCAGAGCUGUUCUGUGUGAACUGGUAAACGUAUAGUGAGGAAAGAGCAAAGAAUGCCAAACCAAACAAAGUGAAGAUAAUCAGUAAUGCCUUUGGGUGUUGUAGCGCUCUAUACAAAAUAAGGCUUGAGUGAAGGUGGAGGGGAAGAGUCUCCCAUAUGGUACUAGAUAUAUUCAGAACAUUAUGUCCACAUAUGUUAGAAUCAAGGAGAAGUGAAAUCAAAACCCUCAGAAUGACAGGGGAAUUGAGAUGGUCAAUUAUCAUCCCUACUGUAUAAGAUGUCCAGAGGCAACUGCAGAUCUCCCUGUGCCAAGCUUACCAGGGAGCCAGAUGUUAAGUUGUGAAUGCUAUAUUAGCUGGGCUGUGAAGACAAAAAUGAGGAAAGAUGAUACACUGGAAUAAUUAGCACUUUCUUCUCUGGUUCCCUGUGUAUUUUCUGAAGGCAUUUUCCUUCCUUCUCUGGCUUCACCUGCAUUCCCUAACAUUGUCCUUGUUUGGCCAAGGUUCCCCUGCACAAAGUGGGAGUUAGGCUGGAACGUGACACUUCAAGGCAUUGCAGAAUGAUGAUUUUUGAACUAUGAAAAGAACAAGCACAAUGUGUGUCUUAUUUUGAGUUAAAUAAUUUACACCCUACUUUUUCUGCAUAUAUUUCCAAAGCAGUUUAAUGUCUACAGCUUUCUAUUAUUUUUCACUCGGGCAUUAGGAAAGCUUGUGGACAGGUGAUGGGUUAAGUUGCUGGGAUGCUGCCAGGUUUCGCAAAGAAGGAGUCUAAACUGAAUUGAGAGAGUGCUUACACAAAGAUCUAGGUAGUGCUAGUGGAAUUUACCAGAGCAGCAUGCAGAUAAAUUGGUCCAUGACAGUAGUAGUAGUAGUAGUAGUAAUAAUAAUAAUAAUAAUAAUAGUAAUAAUUUAUUAUUUAUACCCCGCCCACCUGGCUGGGUUUCCCCAGCCACUCUGGGCAGCUUCCAACAAAAUAUUAAAAUAAAAUAGUGCAUCAAGCAUUAAAAGCUUCCCUAAACAGGGCUGCCUUCAGAUGUCUUCUAAAAGUUUGGUAGUUGUUGUUCUCUUUGACAUCUGGUGGGAGGGCAUUCCACAGGGCGGGUGCCACCACCGAGAAGGCCCUCUGCCUGGUUCCCUGUAACUUGGCUUCUCGCAGGGAGGGAACCGCCAGAAGGCCCUCGGAGCUGGACCUGAGUGUCCGGGCUGCACAAUGGGGGUGGAGACGCUCUUUCAGGUAUAUUGGGCCGAGGCCAUUUAGGGCUUUAAAAGUCAGCACCAACACUUUAAAUUGUGCUUGGAAACAUCCUGGGAGCCAAUGUAGGUUUUUCAAGACCGGUGUUAUGUAGUCUCGGCAGCCGCUCCCAGUCACCAGUCUAGCUGCCGCAUUCUGGAUUAGUUGUAGUUUCCGGGUCACCUUCAAAGGUAACCCCAUGUAGAGCGCAGUAGUCCAAGCGGGAGAUAACCAGAGCAUGCACCACUUUGGCGAGACAGUGGGCAGGCAAGUAGGGUCUCAGCCUGUGUAUCAGAUGGAGCUGGUAGACAGCUGCCCUGGACACAGAAUUGACCUGCACCUCCAUGGACAGCUGUGAGUCCAGAAUGACUCCCAGGCUGCGCACCUGAUCCUCCAGGGGCACAGUGACCCCAUUUAGGACCAGUACUGAAUGGAAUGGAGGCAUAGUUGGAGGCACAUGGGAGUCAGAGGGAUUCAGGUUGUGAGAAGGAGCCCGGCAAUCUCUGAGCACUGGCAUCUGUAGAAACAGUGUGCUGUGGAGCUGUAUGGCACAGGCAGCUAGUUCCUGUUGUGUAGGACCAAUGGGAUGACUUGUCAUUGCUCUCCAAUCUUGGCCCAUCAUUUCUUGAGCUUGGAAUUGAGAGGUCAGCUUGGCCUGAGGAAGGUAUUUCUGAUGGAUGGAAGUUGCUGUGCUAGCAAGACAACCACUAUCUGCAGCAUCCUUUUCUUCAAUACCCAAGACUCCUGGUACCAAAUUUGAUCAUUUUUCUUUUCUAGAAUCACUGACAAGGACUUGGUUUGUGGUACUUGCCUUGCAGGACACUGGUGGAUUUGCAGCUGUCUACAAACUCGUUUUACAAGUGGUUUACAAGUGGUCAAACACUUGCAUGCAUGCUGCUCAAAGCAUGGUAGAAAGUCAGUUUGAUAAAUAAUAUUGCAUUGCAAAGGCAUGAGGGAUCUAUUAGUAGUUGUUGCCUAUCGGGCAUUCCUUUCAAAUGUAUCCAAGUUUUUGACUGAAAGUUCCAACCAAAUCUGACAGAUUUUGCCCAAGAUGUAUAUAAUUCAGCUCUGAAGAGAUGAACAUACCACAGCAAAGAUCUAAAUGUCAACUUGAGAUGCAGUUUUUAAUGACAUGAUGCAGGUCAGCGUUUUUUGAUAAUUUGGUUCAGGUGCCAGAUUUUUCCCACAGAGUCUAGGAGGGCAGAGUUGUUCAAGGAUUUGUUUAGAGGCAAGGGGACUGCUUCAGUCUGUCUGUCAGCAUCAGCAAUUGGAAUGCGCUUUGAUCGGUCCUGCACAGCUAAUAACAUGUCAAAUAAAUAUCUGCAACUCAUUUCUUGUUAAUUGAUGGCUCCCUGGACAAUUGCUCUUACAAAUAUAUGCAGACUAAAGGCUGUUUUGCUAUGCUGUACAAAAGCAGAGGUAGGGAUAAUGUAUACUUAUGCAAAAAUUUCAUACUUGUACAGUUUAUCCAAGAGAAAACAAGUUAGCCUAUGUUCUGCAGUCUUUGGGAUGUAUUGCAGGGUUGCUCUGUGGAAACAAGUAAAGUUCUACCAUUAACUCCCAACUACUCUCUGCCCUGAGACACAGAACACACACACACACACACACACACACACACACACACAAACACACACACAAACAGUGUCGCCUGCACAGCUCUGAAGUAUGCUUUGAAACUUCAGUUUUUCAUCUGUACAAUUAAACAAGUUGGGUAUUAUUUGGUUUGCUUUAUUUGCUAUUGUUUCAGGAAAUGCCUCUCACUUCGAAUACAGGCCCCAUCAGAUAGAGAUAGUUAGGCUUACAAUAAGAGCAAUCAUAUUUAUGAUGGUUACUUGUGGUAAUAUAUAAAGUUGCAGCUUUUGUCACAAAUGAAGAAACAUAUUUUUCAGUUGUUUAAAAGGAAAUAUACCAUUUUUAAGCAUUCAGUCAUUACAAUAGAUAGAGCCAUUCUGAUAUAAUCUAAACAUAUUAGUCAGAAAAGGUGAAGACCUCAUCUCAGUGAAGUAGUAAGCCUGUGGUUCACGUCUGGGGUAUUUGGGCGUGUGGGUGGUUCAGAGAGGUGUACAUGAAUCUCUUUUGGUCUGUAAGCUUGCCCUGUAGCCCCUCUCCUUCUGGGAAUGUUAUCCCUGCAAGGCUCUUCAUUCUGUGUCCCUGGAUUCCACCUCUUCAUGCACCAAACCUGUAUUUACAUUUUCUAUGCAUUGUACUUAGAACAAGAUUGUCAUUUACAGAAAAGAAGAAGCAAGGGCUGCUUUAAUUAUUGUGUUACAACAUAUUGUUUCUUAUUUGGAGACAGGGGAGAAGAAAUUUAGAUAGCUCAGUUGGUAGAGCAUGAGAUUCUUAACCUCAGGGUUGUGGGUUCAAGCGCCACCCGGGGCAUAGUAUUCCUGCAUUGCAGGGGGUUGGACUAGAUGACCCUUGUGGUCCCUCCCUUCUAACUCUACAAUAUUCUACGAUUCCGUGAAAGAAUAACCAGUUUUAAAUUUUGCAUUAAACUUUUAUGCCUACUACGUUAAUCGAGGAAACCUUAGUCAUUGGGGAUUAGACCUUCUAAAAAGUCGUGGCUGCGGGGGUGGGCUGGGGGAAUGAGGAGCACUUUCUGAACAGCAAAGAGAGUAAAAGCAGCUAGUAAUGUGGCUCUAAACAUCAGCUGGCCUGCCAGCAUCACUCUGUCCCGUUAGUGGCCACUUGCAUUUUUGCAUGCCUGUCGCUGAGAGCGUUGCUCUGCAUAUACAUCAGGCAUUUGCUUCCAUCAAACUUUUCAGCAGCAUUUACAAAAUGAGAGGGUAGCAGUCGCCUGAGCCAGAGUGUUUAUGUGCAUUAGAGGAUGAAGCCGGAGUGAAGGUUCUGCAGGUUCCCCCCCCCCCAUGUCAAAAGGCAGAAAUUUCAAACAACCCCAUUAGUAUACAAAUGCACUCGCUGGCAUUGUUUCUUGUGGGUGCAGGAACUCCAGAUAAAUGUGGUACUUGAAAGAACAUGAGUCUGAGCAGGGCGCUCUGGAGGCAGAGUUUGGUCCUGAAUGCCUGGGUGGGAAAGCUGCAUUUAAUGAAGCACACAAUAGCGGGAGACAUAAUAAGGAGCUGGCCAGAAUUGUGACUGGAAAGGAAGGCACUUGGGUGCAUAAGACGGCACUUAAAGUGUUCUUGGUAAAAUUGUAGUUUCAUAGCUGCCUAGUGAGGAUUUAUUUUAGUCCUUCAUUUUCUGGGUAGUAUCCAAAAGGUCAGAACUUGCCUUUUUGGUUUGAUUUAAUAUUGUGAUGCUGCUUUAUAACAAGCAGGUUCAUAAAAGUUAACAGCAAAAAUAACAACAAAUAGAAAUUCAAAGCUAGAACCAGUUUCCAUCAAAAAAUAUUAACAGGUUAUACCUAGCAAUGUUAAUGUAAUAUCAAUCAACAGUAUAUAAAUAUUAACAGAUGUAUUUAUCUAUUUUAAAAAAGGCAAAUAAUAUCCCAAUCAACAUAAUCAUUUCCAAUUGUUUAUGCAACUGACUCUCCAAUUCCUCUGUGGUAGCUGUUUGACUGGGGCACAUGAAAUAAGCAUUGUGAGGUCCUCAUACGCCCACAAAACCUCCUUGUUUGUCAUGUCCACAUUAAGCCUACAAGAUGUAGGUGAGAAAUGUUUUUUGGUGUUCAUUUUAUUCCAAAUUGAUCAUAUUCUGGAGAUGAUUGUUCCUCAUUUUUAGUAUGAAUGUGAUGCUACACUUACUUUUUUAAAUAAUGAUUACUAGCUUUUUGUAGUGAAGGACACUCAAGACAAAAUACAGAAAUAAAAACCGUAUCAAGGUACAAUUAUUAUUAUUAUUAUUAUUAUUAUUAUUAUUAUUAUUAUUAUUAUUUCAUAUUUUCAAAAAGAAAACAUACUUUUUUAAACAGACACAUACAUAUACACACAGACAUAUAUACUUAUUUUCACAAAACCAUAUUCAUGUCAAUACCUUUAUGGGGUUCCCUGAACCCCAGGACUUCCUCCCACCCCUCCCCUGGCUUCCAUAAUUCUUCCCCUUUUAACUGCCUCUAAUUACUUUAUCUAACUUUGUUAUACUCCAUUUUUAUCCUUUGUUAAUUUAAAUUACAAGCAUUAUAUGAAUCCUGCUAAUGUUUUAAAACUCUUACAGUGUUCUUUAAUGUAUUCAAUAAAGCUGUACCAUUCUCUACUGAGGUAAUUUGUAUGUUAUGUCCCACAUCUUUUGCCCAAUGAAUCAUUACAGAUUUUACUUCCUCAUCUUUUGUUUUCUACUCCAGCCCCAAUUUAUACAUUUUUGACAGAAAUUUUUCAUUAUUUUCCAACAGUUCUCUCUGCAAUCUUGAAAAUUCUUUACCAAAACCAGCUCCUUUAUCCAGCCUAAAAUGUCAUUUAAUUGAUGAUAUUGGAGCCAAUCAGUUAACAAGUGUCUUAUAUCUUCAAUUUUUUUUUACAUUAAAUUGAUUUUCUUCCUCCUCAAUUAACAAUUCUCUAUAUGUUGCCCAUACCUUUUCCAUAUUAGUUAUUUCUACUGACAACGCUUCUAAUGGUGAUAGCCACCGUGGGGUUUUGUUCUCUAAUAGGUUCCUGUAUUUUUCUCAUACAGCAUAAGUGGACUUUCUGAUAAUAUGGUUUAAAAAUCCCUCAUGGAUUUCCCCCUAACUUUGAGGGAGUUGGUGACACUGAGAAGUCCCCCAUCAGACUCUUGCCUUCCCUGCUUCAUGCCUACCUGUGACCCAUUAUGACACCCUGGUGUUCUGUACAUUCAUAUAGUGAUUGUCCUUCUACUCUGUCUAUUUGCAGCAAUUGAACCACCCCAACAUAAUCAAGUAUUUGGAUUCAUUUAUUGAGGACAAUGAACUUAACAUUGUCUUGGAACUGGCAGAUGCAGGUGACCUCUCUCAGAUGAUUAAGGUAAGGAGAAGCCUUAUUCUUGAGGCUACACAAUUACUUUGCUAAAGUAAAACUUUAAAAAUUGGAAUCAAGGGUACAUGGGGAAAUGGAGCACUUAAAAGUCAGCACAGGGUGGUGCAUUUGUCAUAUAAGAAACUAGAAAAAACUUCCCAAUUUCUGUUACUGACUUCUAGCAGGAAGCAGCUAGAGGGCCGAGCAGCCAAGUGCCCUUUUCCCAGCCUCGGAUCAGAGGUAUAACUUGCUAUAAUCUUAAUAAUUUGGGCCAAUGCUAGUGAAUUAAUUUAUAAAGUAUUAAAAACCACUGGAUCACAAAGCUCUCUAAGUUUCGUACAUCAUAAAAUAGUAGAUGCAGCCAGCUGUAAUUCACAGAACAAUUAAAUAUGCAUAAAAUAAUUAUCAAAACACUGAUAAGAAUCAAUGAAAUGUUUAACAAUGAAUAUAGGUAACUAAUUUGUAUGCCUGGGUAAAAAAGGUAAAAGGUAAAGGACCUCUGGACGCUUAAGUCCAGUCAAAGGCGACUAUGGGGUUCAGCGCUCACCUCGCUUGUCAGGCCGGGGAAACCGCCGUUUGUCCACAGACAGCUUUCCAGGUCAUGUGGCCAGCAGGACUAAACCGCGUUUGACGCAACAGGACACUGUGAUGGAAGGCAGAGCGCACGGAAACACCGUUUACCUUCCUGCCUGAGAUUAAAAAAAAGGUGACCAGCAGGUUUCUGAAAUGUUACAGCAAAAGUGUCUGCCUCAUGUCUAUUGGCAGAGAGUUCUAAGGCAUAGGCGCUGUCAUGCCGAAACAUUGGCUCCUUGCAAAUGAAUGAAGAUUAAGCGGCACUUAGAAGAGGGCAAGUUCUGCAGGUUGAAACAGUCAAAUAGGCAAAUAUGGGGCAAGGUGCUUUCUCAAGGAAAACUGGUUCCGAGCACCAAGGGCUUUAUAUAGCCAUAGUAAAACCUUGGACUUUGCCUAGUAACAAAUUGGCAGCCAUUGAACUGUGAAAGGCAGUUACCCUCUUUGACCACAUAACUUUUUCUGUACUGAUAUUCAGUUGAUGGGCGCUUCUAAUUCUUAGGCAGCUACUGAAAGCUUUUCCAAUGGCUCUUGACCUUCUUUGCUUUAAGGCCUGAGGCUUUGGGGGGGGGGGGGUUCGUUCCCUGUGCUGCUCUCGGGAAUCCUUGUGUGGGGGAACCUGCUUCAGCUCAGCUGUUGUCACCUGGUUUUCAAUCGUUUCUUACAUGUUAAUCUGGAGACAGGCAUUCCCUGUGAGAACAGAUGUAGCCGCUCAUAUUUCCCCCCGUUUUGCCGCCACUGAUUUGAGAUUAUCAUAAAUGAUCGUUUUAGAAAGCUCACCACAUGCCAAGAAAACCUCAGCUUAUAUUGAAUGAAUGAAUCUUUAUUUGCAUUAGCCAUAGCAAUAAAACAACAAUACGAUAUACAAAGAAUAGGAGUAAAAAGUCAAUUAUAUAAAAUACAUUUUUGGGUUUUGAAUCAAUAGUCAAAUAGUGGAUCUUAUUCUGAUUGCCCCAGCUAAAAGCCUUGCCACCUUUGCUGUCACCUGCUCAUCUUGAUCUGCCAAGAGAAAGGGCAGUGUGGCUGUGGCUGGGCGACCUGGAAUGGACAAUAAAAGAGGGGUGAUAACCUCAUUCCUCAAGUCUUUAUAAAGAGUGCAAGCCAGAAGGGCAUGCACCACCGAUUCAGUACUGCCAGCUCCACAGGAAUGCCAUCUCCACGGUACUGCCAUUUCCACAUAAGCGUUUUUCGUGUGGAAUCUGUUGGAAUCAUCCCUUCAGUACAGCCAAGGGCAAGACAUUCAAUCUUGCGAGAGUAAAAGCGCGUCUAUAUUUUAGAAUUGCUAGGUUAUGCAGAUAGGGUGCCAGAGAGUCGAAAUGGGAAGGUGGAAAAUAAUCAUACCAUGGGCAAAAUUUCCUUAUUGUGGCCAAGUUGUUCUGACGCUCAAUAUCAUUUAGGCGCUGACAAGUUAGACUGUUUGCUUUACUAAAACCCAAAGUGAGUAGCUGUUGUGGUGAUAACCCACAAGAGUGAAGUUUUUGAUAGACAAUUUUAGUCCAGGGGCUCUUGUGACAAUCUUACAGCACUAGGGACCGGGGGGAUUUUAGUUUAGGUGAAGCCAAUAGUGAAGUGUCCUACACCAGAUCCAUAAUUCUACCGAGGGAAGAUUAGCCUCUAGGUAUAAUGAGGUGUUUGGGACACAGGGUGGUACAGAGAAAAUUUGCCUUAAGAGCUAUGAUUGGUCAGCUUCCGUAGAUCCAAGGGAAGUGCCUGUCCAAAUCUGAGCCCCAUACAAUAACUGUGCUAGGGGUUUAGCUUGGAACACUUUCAGGACCGAUGGUAUAUGUUUACCACCUUUUGUGUAGAAGAAGCAUGUCAGAAUUUUGGUGCUUUCGGAUGCUUUUUCUUUUGCAAAUUUCUGGUGUGCUCCCCAUGACUCUGUAGACUGGGAAAUAAGGCCAAGAUAUUUGAAAACUUUGACCUGUUCAAUUAGCUGGUUGUCCACGCGCCAUCUAUAAUUUCUUGAGAAAACCAUGGCUUUGGUUUUCUUGUAAUUCACGGUCAGCUAUUCUCUCUGACAGUAUCCUGAAAAUGUUCUCAUAGGUCUUUUUAGGCCUACUUUUGUUUGGGAUAGAAGAACUGCAUCAUCUGCAUAUAAUCGAAUUAAGAUGGGUUUUGUGGCCAAUUUAGGGGCAUGAUACAGCUUUCAAAUUGAUGAAGGCUGCGUAAAGCACACCAUGUGGUUUCUUAGCAUACUUGUCUCUGAGAUGUGCUAGGACAAAGCAGUGAUCUAGGGUGGAUCUGCCCUGCCUAAAUCCUGCUUGCUCUUCAGCAAUAAUAACAUCAUCAUCUGUCCUGAUGGCUAGUUUGUUAUAGAGGGGCUUUCCAGCUUAUAUUUUUAUAACCAUGCUUGGGCAAAGCCAGGUCAGUUCCACUCAUAUAAUAAUAAUGAGCGGCAACCGUAUGGGAUGCUGCACAUUGCAAAGUCUGUACAGGAUCCCGCACAUGCGCACUCCGUACGGGCUGCUGCUUGCACGUGGCAGCCAUAUAGGCUGCCACUUGUACGGGGUCUGUACGGGCUGUCACUUGCAUGACGACUGUACAGGUUGCUGCGCCAGUGGCAUCCCGUACAGACUGCGCAUGUGUGGCAUCCUGUACGGAAUGAGCACGUGCACCAGCCCAUACAGUCGCUGUGCAAGAGGCAGCCUGUAUGGACGGUGCACGAGAGCGGCAGCCCAUACAGACACCUCACGCAUUCAGCCGAUCUACCACCGGGGGCAGGGGCCAUCUUACCAACCGGCAAAGAGUGGCAUCUGGGGCGGCCCAUCCCCUCUGCCCCCCACUUCAUUCACCCCUGGGCGCCACUCUUUGCUGGUUGACAAGAUGGCCCCUACCUCCCCCUGGCAGUAGAUCAGUGGCAGAAUGCCGCUCCCGUGCACCGUCCAUACAGGCUUCCAUACAGCCUGCCUCUUGCACAGCGACCAUAUGGGCUGACGCGCAUGCUCAUUCCGUACGGCAUGCCACUCGCGCGGCAGGUAGAGGGCCUUCUCGGUAGUGGCACCCACCCUGUAGAAGGUAACUUGGCUUCUCGCAGGGAGGGAACUGCCAGAAGGCCCUCGGCGCUGGACCUCAGUGUCUGGGCAAAAUGAUGGGGGUGGAGGCGCUUCUUCAGGUAUCCUGGACCAAGGCUGUUUAGGGCUUUCAAGGUCAUCACCGAUACUUUGAAUUCUGCUCGGAAACGUACUGGGGGGCAAUAUAGGUCUUUCAAGACUGGUGUUAUGUGGUUUCGGUGGCCUCCCCCAGUCACCAGUCUAGCCGCUUCAUUCUGGAUUAGUUGUAGUUUCCGUGUGAACUUCAAAGGUAGCCUCACAUAGAGCGCAUUGCAAUAGUCCAAGCGGGAGAUAACUAGAGCAUGCACCACUCUGGCGAGACUUUCUGAGGGCAGGUAGGGUCUCAGCCGUUCAUCAAGGAUAUAAGACCAGGCUCUUAGAUACCACUUGGGUUUAGAAUGUCUGAUUCUGUGAGAAUUUAUAAGGAAUUUCUUAAGGCUCUGAUCCGAGUGAGGCAUGUAUUGAUUAUUUUGCUGUUCUGCUGGUCUUCCCUGCAGACUUAAGAGCCCUGCCCACGCAGUGCAGUACAACAUCUCUGUUUUGAGUUGGCUUUCAGUGACCUGAGCAAGUCCCAAGGUUCAUGUUAGCACAAUGUUUUCUUCAUAUAAUCUGUUCCAAGAUUCUGAGAUGAUGUGAUCUAAAGGACUCUUGGUGUGGCCAAGUCAGCGCUUUGCAUGGAAGCAUUCUCUUUUCCUGACAGUGUUUACUGUCAGGAGUUCAGCCUGCACUUGAGUAGGACCCUGGCAGAAACGCAUGCCUGACUAGCAUGUUCCCUCCCUCCUGGUCUUCCGUUCGGGAGCUUCAAAAGCUUUCUUAGCCCAAACAUCACAGCGACCGGCACACUUAGGGAGUUUGCACCACUUGCACCGCAGAGUUUGCACAACAUGCAUGACAGACCUCAGCAACUCAGCAUUUCGGCUAAUCUACUUUAUUUACAUAUAAACACACACGGAGCACUGCAACAUGGCUCCCUCUCUCUCUAGCAUCAGACAGCAAAGAGAAAAAGAACAAAGGACAAUAGUCCCACUUCACGGAACACAAACAUCCUGUCUCCGUCACUUCCCACUCUGUGGAGUCAAAACAUACACCGUCAUGUGAUAGACAACAAUCCCAUGAUUGCAACCAUAGACCAGGAAUUCUAACAGGCAGGCAAUGGCUUAUUUUGGACUUGGGCUUCUUACCUUUACAUUUCUGAAAUUUAUUUCUUUAUAUACCACCUUUUCCUCUUAAAUUGUUCAAAGUGAUGUACAUGGUUCUCUCAUCCCCGUUUAAUCCUCACAAAUACCCUGUGAAGCAGGCUUGGCUGAGGGACAGUGACUGGCCCGAGGUCACCCAGGGAGCUUCAUGGCUGAAUUGGGAUUUGAACCCUAGUCCAACACUCUGACCCCUCUAAUCAGUACACCACACUGGUCUAAUAUUUGUCUGCUCAUAAUUUCAGGACACACUGUCAGGGAGGGAUUAGAGUGAACAGUUCACAGAACAUGAAUAGGUAUUAAAGAAUUUUAACAUGGGCAGGGAUAAUAAGAAAAGAGAGCUUAAUGUGGAAAAUAGCAUAAUGGGCUCUUCAUUAUUAUCAGCAGGACGUGAGCUCCGCCUGCUGUCGUGAUUCUGGGUUGUUGAUUAUUUCCUUUCCUUCAUGGAGCUCAAGGUGGUGUGCAUAUUUCACCUCAUCUCCAUUUUCUCCUCACAACAGCCCUGCGAGGUAGGUUAGACUGAGAGUGAAUGACUGUACAGUGGGACCUCGGGUUAAGAACUUAAUUCGUUCCGGAGGUCCGUUCUUAACCUGAAACUGUUCUUAACCUGAAGCACCACUUUAGCUAAUGAGGCCUCCCGCUGCUGCCGCACCACCGGAGCACAAUUUCUGUUCUCAUCCUGAAGCAAAGUUCUUAACCCGAGAUACUACUUCUGGGUUAGCGGAAUCUGUAACCUGAAGCGUCUGUAACCCGAGGUACCACUGUACCAGGUUCACCCAGUGAGCUUCAUAGCCAAGUGGGGAUUUGAAACCUGGUCUUCCAUGUUCAAGUCCAGUCUUCUAACCACUACACUAAAUGACUCUCAGUAAGUACAGUCAUACCUCGGGUUACAGCUGCUUCAGGUUGCGUUUUUUCAGGUUACGCACCUGCCAAAACCCAGAAGUACUGGAAUGGGUUACUUCUGGGUUUCGGCAGUCGCGCAUACGCAGAAGCGCUAAAUCACGCUUUGCGCAGAAGUGCCGAAUCGCAACCCGCGUGUGCGCAGAUGCACCGCUGCAGGUUGUGAACGCUGUGGGUUGCGAACGCAACCUGAGCAUCCACUAUACUCGGCUUUACAGUCCUUCAUGGUUUGCAUACUUCCAGUGUGUCCACUGCGAGUUUCAACCUGGUGGAUACUUUCAUGUUUGAAGGGGAGGUGGGUGUCUGAACACAUGGAAAUAAAUGUUGUGGGACUAAAGUGGACCACAGCUCUCUGGUGUGUAACUACUCUGCGGCGGUGCAUUUCUGUGCUCAUGCUUUCAGCUGUUAUGUUUCUGGAUUCAGUUCCCAUAAUUGUCUUUUUCCUAUUUAAACCGAAUCCAAGUACAGUGGACCCUCUGGAUACGGAUUUAAUUCGUUCCAGGGGUCUGUGUGCACCCUGAAAAAUCCAUAACCAGAGACGCCGCUUCUGCGCACACGUGCAGCGUGAUAGAGCGCUUCUGCGCAUGUGUGAGCGGCGAAACCUGGAAAAAUACUUCCAGGUUUGCCACUGUUGCAACCCGAAAAUUACGUAUCCAGAGAGGUACGUAAUCCGAGGGUCCACUGUAUUGAGACAGAAUUGUUGGGAAACAAAGUCACUUCCCUGUCCUUUCAGAGAAAUAGUAGAAUAGCUGCAACAAUGCUUAGAAGGUGAGGAGUGGUUUAAAACACACCCAAACACCCCCCACCCCUCAGGCUCCCUCUUUGCCAUGCCCCUGUUGCCUACAUUAUUUAUGAGGCAUUACGAAGCUGAUGUAACUGAGGGUUGCUAGCAGUACAACUCACUGGAGAAUUUUUGGCUUUCUGUGAAAUGUCAGGGAAAUCUUAUUGGGCAUGGCAUUUAAGAAGGUUGCUAAUUGUGGCCUAGUGUCUCCUCCCCUAAAUACUUCAACAAGAAAGAAGUAUUAUCAAGUAAAUAACACUUCAGCCCUGCGCUGCUCUUCAGCGUCUCACAUAAAAUAAAUUUUUUUAUUUUUAUGCUUUAUUGGUUUUAAAAGCAAAAACAUAGCACAACAAAGAAAAAUGUAGUACUAUAUUCAACAAAAUGCAAUCCAAAAAAGAGUUUGCACUUCUUACAUCCAAAAUUGAGUUAAUUCUUCACUAAUUUCUAUCUCCCCGCUGUGGUUCCUAGGUUUCCUUUCACUAUGCACUAAGCAUCAUCUCUCCUAAACACAGUGGUACCUCAGGUUAAGUACUUCAUUCGUUCCGGAGGUCCGUUCUUAACCUGAAGCACCACUUUAGCUAAUGGGGCCUCAAACUGCCACACGCUUCUCACCCUGAAGCAAAGUUCUUAACCCAAGGUACUAUUUCUGGGUUAGCGGAGUCUGUAACCUGAAGCGUCUGUAACCUGAAGCGUCUGUAACCUGAGGUACCACAGUACUCUGUCAUUUUGUCUCUGUAACUAUCUCCUUAUUCAUGCAGAAAAUCUGUCCAAAUCUGCCACCGAAUUUAUGUUGUUACAAUAUUUUUUAAAAUAUUCUGUAUAUACAUUCCACUCUCUAUUAAAUAGUUGAUCUGUACGGUCUCAGAAUCUUGCUGUUAGUCCGGUUAGUUCUGCGUAUUCUAAAAUUUUGCUUAGCCAGUCUAAUUUUGUGGGGGCAGAGUCCCCUUUCCAUACUUUCACAAUCAAAGUUCUAGCCACUACUGUCAUGUACUUGAAGAUUUUCCUUAGCCUUUUUGGAAUUUCAUUGUUCAUUAUGCCUAGUAGGAAGGCUUCAGGCUUCUUUGGGAACGAUCAUGUAAACAUUUUUUUAAGUUCAUUGUAAAUUAUUUCCCCAAAAUCCCUAAUUUUGGUGCAAUUCCACCACGUGGAUCGUGGUGCCUUGCGCCUCCCCACAUCUCCAACAGAUGUUUGAUCUAGAUAUACAUUUUACCAAGUUUAACAGGUGUUAAGUACCAUCUGUAGAGCAUCUUCAUGCAGUUCUCUUUCAAAUUGUAACAAGCGGUGAGUUUUACAUCCUCCCUCUACAACCUCUCCCAUGUUUCCAUUUGGAUAUUGUAUCCAAAGUCCCUAGCCCGCUGCACCAUAACAGAUUUACCGUAUUUUUUUGCUCUAUAAGACUCACUUUUUCCCUUCUAUAAAGUAUGGGGAAAUGUGUGAGCGUCGUAUGGAGCGAAUGCAGGCUGCGCAGCUAUCCCAGAAGCCAGAACAGCAAGAGGGAUUGCUGCUUUCACUGCGCAGUGAUCCCUCUUGCAGUUCUGGCUUCUGAGAUUCAGAAUAUUUUUUUUCUUGUUUUCCUCCUCCAAAAACUAGGUGCGUCUUGUGGUCUGGUGCAUCUUAUAGAGCGAAAAAUACGGUAACUUCUUCCUCCUUGACCUCCCAGUCAAGGAGUCUAUACAUAUUGGAGAGCGGGGUCUUUUUGUGUGUGUGUUUAUUAAGUCUUUCUCCAGCCUUGAAAUUUCUGUGGAGAAGCCUUUUUGUUUGUCCUUUUGGAAUGUUUCAUUUAGUUGGAAAUACUGCAGCCAAUCAGUCAAAUGUGUCCUAAUUUCUUUAAUCUUAAUGUGUUUUCUUUUUCUUCCAAUAAGUCUUUAUAAGUAGCCCAGUUUCAUCUCAUGGUUUUUUUCUUAACUGAGAUCGCCUCUGUCAGGGACAGCCACCAUGGUGUCUUUGGUUCUAGUAGGUCCUUAUAUUUGGCCCACACUGUGUAAAGCGAUUUCCUAAUCACGUGGUUCAUAAAUCCUUUGUGGAUUGCCUCUAUUCCUCUGCCAAAGGUCUCUCCUAGGCCCAUGUGUUUAAUUUGUGUCUUCAUAAAAUCCCAGGAGAUGUUGUCAAACGCCUUUUCAGCGUCUACUAACAUGAGUACUGCUGGUUUAUCACUUAUAUCUUCCAGGUAUUACAAAAUAUUUAUGACAUUCCUAAUAUUGUAAAUUAUUGUAAAUUAUUUGUCCUCCCGCAGUUAUUUCUUAAGUUUAUAGUAGUGAUAGCUUCAUUGCCUUGACGCUAAUCCGUGUAAUUUAGUUCCUUAUUUUCUGGAAAGUUUUACCGCUAUUGCCACUCAGGUUUUGAGGUUUCUCGCGGGGGGGGGGGGGGAGAGACCUUUCCCCUUUUGCUUUUGAGAACGGAAUCAAGGGUCCACUUUUCACGCUGCUGCUGCUUUCUUUGUGGGCUCUUGAGGAUUUUGGGGUGUGCGUCACUCUCACGCUACCCCAGAAAAUCCCCCAGUGAUUGUGCUCAUCUCCAGAGAGCUCAGACGCAUGACCUGCUUCGGGAUGUGAUCAAACCGGAAGUUGCAUCUCACAGAACUUCAGUCUGAAAUGCCUGCAAGGAGUCGCAGGACUUUCACAUACUCUUUAAUGCUCCAGUGUGGAAUAGUCUGUGUUCAAGACAGAUGAGCCCCAGGUGUGGCUGCAGUGUUGCACAGAAGCCGUAAGAGUGGUUGAGGCUCUCUGGUGAGGGCGUGCAUCGUAGAAUGUUUAUAAAUUCCUCCCCUUUUCAUUGUAAUCCUCAGAGAGAAAAUGGUAAAGAUUGUGUUGUGGCCUAAAACUAACAUAGGUGUCAAGUGGAGGUGGGUGUGGGGGAUGCAGUUCCAGAUCUGUCCAGAGAAGGAGAGCAUAACGGAAACAUGGUCUAAAAGAUGUAUCACUAGAUGCAACCAAAGUCUUCAGUUGCAUUGGUUUAGGUGGACUGGAUGACCAUUUCAGCUUCAUUCCAGCAAGGACAUGUACCACUUGGCUUAAAGGUGUGUGAUUCUUGCAAACAAAGGCUGUACAGUAGACCCACAGCUUACACGUAGUUUACUUUCGCAAUUGCUGCUUUGUGCGGGUGGUGGGGAAAUAAAUAAAUAAAUGGAGAACGGGGGAAACAGAUGGAAGGGGCCAUCUGAGAUCUCACAAGAUCUCAUAAAGGCUGUGUCACCCACAGCCUUCCAGUGGCCUCACAUGACUUUCCCAGAGGUUGGUAGGGUAGGACUGGUCACAUGGGGGCCGCAGUUCCAGGGGGGUUUCCUGACUUUGUGUGCUUUUGCCUUUUGCACUGACCUCCAGAAUGUAACCCCUGCAUGAGUUUCUGGCUUAUCGUGUGUAUUAUUCUGCUCAGAAAAUACAGUAUGUUGCUUUCUGCUGAAACGGUGGCAGAAGUUGAUAAUUAAUUCUGAGGAUGCUUACACUGUGCAAGGUUGGAAUUUGUUAAUUGGUCCUGCUGUAGUACCUUGAAAGUCUGAUUUUUAAAAUUGAUUUCUGUUAUACAUGUAUUAAGGAAAUAUUUGGCAGUGGUGGAAGUCUUUGGAGUUCAGUGGGUGGAAGGGGGAGUAGGUUCAGAGUCUUGCCUUCGCACCUUCUGCCACUCUGAUCAUGUUCAGAGUUCCAAUUCCAUAGGAAAACAAACAUUCAAGAGAGAAUGCUAUAUAAAUUAGGCAGUAUAUAAAUACAAAACUCAGUGUGCACAAUUUGGGAUUUCUUGAAAUACCAUGUUGAUAUCUGUCUGUCUGUUUAAUUUCUAUACCACCUUCAUCCGAGGUUCACCGGGCAGUUUACAAUAUAAAAACACAAAAAUACAUAGCAUAGUAACAAACAAAAACAAGUUUUAAAGGCUACAGAUUGUGUAUUAGCCAAAGGCCUGGGAGGUAUAAGUGAGUGCCGCAACCCCAUAGUCACCUUUGACUGGACUUUACUGUCCAGGGAUCCUUUACCUUUUAUAAGAGGAAUGUUUAGCCUGGUGCCUAAAAAUACCGUAUUUUUCGCUCUAUAAAACGCACCCGACCAUAAGACGCACCAAGUUUUAGAGGAGGAGAACAAGAAAAAAAAUAUUCUCAUUCUCUGCGCACCGCCCCUUCAGCGAAGCGGCAGAAGAAAUGGAGCCCCUUCCAUUUCUCCUCCCGCUUCGCUGAAGGGGCGCUGCACAGAGAGGGAAAGCUGCGCAGCGCCUCUCCAGCGAAGUGAAGCCAGGAGAGCAAGAGGGAUCGGUGCGCACUGAUCCCUCUUGCUCUUCUGGCUUCAGGGAUAGCCCCUCUGGACCCCUUGUUGAGGGGGACAUGAAGAAGGGCCUCAGAUGAUGACCACGGGAUCCGGGUAGGUUCAUAUGGGGAGAGGUCGUCCUAGAGGUAUUGCGGUCCUGAGCCACAGCAUUGUAAGGCAUCAUUUUUGAACACUCACAGCCUUAGUUACUGCAGUCCAUUUGUUUCAAUUAGUAGUAUGCUACAUGUAUGGAAUCACAAAAUUCUAGAGUUAGAAGGGAUCCCAGGGUCAUCUAGCCUGACCCCUUGCAAUACAGGAAUAGCAACUAAUGUAAUCUGGCAUCUGGUCUGUUUUUGGGCAUCCCAACUUCCUGGGGCGUUUUAUCCAUGUCCAAACUGCUGCAAAAGUGCUUCCAUAUCUGAUAUUAGAGGAGCAUUCAGUAGCUUGUUUACUAAAGGGAGAAUUCUUUUAUAAUGAUGCUUCUGAUGAACAUCUUCAAGAUGCUGGGUUUAAAAAUAAAAAUAAAAAAACAGCAGCACACCCCUAACAAAUCCUUUUGUUUCUUAAGGCAAAGCACUCCAGACAUUUGUUGUUUUGAGGCAUUAAAUAUGUUCUGCAAGGUAAUUAACGAGAUUAAUGCUGAUUAUAAUUGGUGUCCAUUCAAAAAUGUCAAACCUAUUUAAGCAUAUUUUUCAUAAUGCUGUUAAUUAGUGAAUUGCAUUGAAGUUUCUAUACAUAGGCAAGGAGUUAAAUGGGAAGCAGAGGCUGAACUACUUUGCCUGAUGGUCUUGAGGACAACAGUAAGGUGGCAGCUGAUGAACACAUUAGCCAUGACUGAGGGAGGGAGGGAGAGAGAGAGAGAGAGAGAUUGAGAUUCAGUGUUGUCUUGUUCAUCUUUUUGUUUGUUUUCCCUUCACAGUAUUUUAAAAAGCAGAAGCGGCUAAUCCCAGAAAGGACGGUUUGGAAAUAUUUUGUGCAGUUGUGCAGUGCAGUUGAACACAUGCACUCCCGCAGGGUGAUGCACAGAGGUAACAUUAAUUUACUCUCUUUUCGCUGAAUAAUAGUAUAAUGUUCCAAUUAGUAAGCGCCUACAUUCAAAAACAAUUAUGCUGAUGUUCAGCCAUUGCAUGCUUAGAGACAGUGGAGCUCGCAAGAUGGAUUUCUCCUUGUGCCUGAUUGUAAAGCGUUCAGUCUGAGCUGAUCAGCAGAAUUAUGGAGACAAGGUGCCUCCAGUUGCCACAACCGAAAUUCGGUAGAAGUGUCACAGCAUCUAUUUAGAACAGCAUCGGAAGCACAAUGCCGGGACCAGUGGGCGCAGGGAAUGCUAAGCCAAGCUCUUUUCCCUUUCUGAAAGAGAGAUGCUUCGGGAAAACACAAAUGUGUAACAACAGUUGCUUGUCCUGGUGCUGUCCUCAAAUUGGUUUACCUUGCAGUGUAGCAAACACUGCUCUUGUCCUGCUCUUCCAAAUUCUUUUGCUUCAUCACCAAGUUCAUGAGGAUUUUCCUUUCAUCCCACUCCAGGCCCGAGAGGCUGUUGUUCCUUUCUCUAUUUUACAGAUGAGAAAGCAGCACUAGGGAGUCCCAUCAGUCCUUCCUGGCUAUGACGACACCCUCACCAAAUACCAUACUAAUAGUUCUACAAUUAUGAGGCUGCAGUGGUCUUCCUAGAAACUCAUUCCAAUCUGAAUGCAAGCAAUUGUAACCUGGAAAGAGAAAAUACUGUUGCUAAUUUUAGUAUUUUGUCCAGGUGCAUGCUUAUUUUUAUUGCUAUUUUCCUCCAAAUGUUCAAAAUCCUUAAAAAAUAAAAUUACCCUUCAAGAGCAUAACGACCCUUUAUGCUUUUGCAGUGUUUUAAGCCAGACUCAAUUUUCAUUUGUUUGUUGUGGGAAAAUAUGUUUAUCCUUCCCCACAAACUUCCUUUCUCCUGGUGUGUAAAAUAGACUGGGAAAGCAUCAGUAAUGUGGCUUAGGAAAUUCAGUUUUCAAAGUUCUGUACACGCAUACCUAGUCACUCAUCCUUGGGGAGAAGGUUGUGGGCUGUGAUGGAGCCCAAAAACGCCCUCUUGGGUUGACUUACUUUCUCUCUUCUGUCUUCCAGACAUAAAGCCAGCCAAUGUGUUCAUAACAGCCACUGGAGUUGUGAAACUUGGAGAUCUUGGACUGGGCCGCUUCUUUAGCUCUAAAACUACUGCCGCACAUUCCUUAGGUAACAUCCUUCAUGAAAUUGUGCCUGAUUGACAGUUACCCAAUUCCCCUGACUCAAUCAGAGAUUUCUUGGUCACAUGGUAGUUGCUGUUUUUUUACCUAUUAGUGAUUAAAUUAUAUGUUUUAUGAUCACCAGCUAAGAUGUGCAAUAUGCUAUUCUGCAACAUUACCCCUGUCAGUCAAUAUUUAUUACCUUCUACUUUGAGUGCCUUGCUUUUUGUUUUGUUGGAGAUCUGAAACACCAUUUAGAAGGUAAAUGAAUAAUUUGCUAUGAAAGCUCAAAAAGAAAAAAUCUCUUCUUAUUCCUGAAUUGCGGAAUGGUUGCUGGUGUAAUUGCUAUUGUUCUUCACAAGGGAAUUCUGAAAUCACAGGCGGACCUCUGACUAUCUGGUGCGAUGCAAGUAAUAUAGCAGCCACCUUCAGACACACAUGGAAAGGUCUAUUUACUGUGGCCAAGCAGUAGGUUAGAUCCUAACAACUUUCUGUGGCCUCUGAUGGCUCUUCCUUUGUUUACAUGACAUUCUUCUACAGUUUAAGAUCAAAUGGUUAAAGGAGUCUGAGCAAGUCUUCUGCGUGCGCUAGGCCUGCUUAUAGACUAUAAGGAAAAACAGGUUGUGACUCUUCUUUCAGAUAGUGGCAAGGAGAUGCAACUCAGAAAUUGGACUGCUUCAUAUAAAGUUUUUUGUGCAUUAUUCAUAAAGCCACAUAUACCUAUUUGGUUCAUACUGUAUAACUUUAGAAGACUUAAUUUAUUGGCUAUCAAGGAUUUGCUGUUUUCAGUUACCUGCUUCCAUGUAUCCUGUGCAAACUCAUCUUAGGUGCAGGAUGACUGCCUUGAGAUGAGAAUACAGUGGUACCUAGGUUUAAGAAACAGUUCAGUUUAAGAACGAUUCGGUUUACAAACUCCACAAAAGCAGAAGUAGUCUUAGUUUGCAAACUUUACCUGGGUCUAAGAACAGAAGCCGAACGGUGGAAGGACACCGGCGGUGGGAGGCCUCAUUGGGGAAAGCGCGCCUCAGUUUUAAGAAGGGUUUCAGUUUAAGAAUUUGUAAACCGAGGUACCACUGUGUGAAGGAACAUAUUGAGGUAACAAUAUGAAACCAAGGAAGGAUGAAACUUCUAUGACUCUUUUUAUUCCAUUUUUCUUGUUUCUUCAUUAUUUUUAUCCACUCCAAACUUGUAGAAUGAUGUGGACUUUGUAUAUCCUUCAGCAUUGAUCAGACUUCCAGUGUGACCUUAUUUGACACCAGCAAAUGUAAACUCCUUGACACUUUGUAUUAGUUAGUUAGUUAACAUUCUAUCCCUUCUCUCAAAGGAGCUGAGGCUAGCAAGCACAUCUGUGAUGAAAUAAUACACUUAGAAAUUUAAAAUUUUUUAAAUGUUUAAAUUUAUUUAUGAUAAAUGUAGCAUUUAUUAUCAACAUCUAGCUGUUUUGUAUUAAAGGUUUUUUACAGGUGCAGUUGAUGUCCACUUUCCCUUUUGGUUCCUGGCAUUUAGUUCACAAGCUGUCCAUUUGGCCUUACUGAUUUGCGUUAUCUAACUUGCUUGUAUUGAACGUGUGUUUCUGAGAUUGCAAGAUUGCAUGCCAUUGCAGCACUGUGGGAGAAGAAGUAUGGUCUUUGGUUGCUAUGGAAAGUAUGCCUGGGUGCUCUUGUGAAUUCAACAGAAAAUGGCAAGGAUGCUGUCUUAGUGGUGUAUGUGUGGUCAGGCUGGGCCACACCAAUGAAUUUCUCCCUUUCAGAACAACUUAAAAUUGCAUUAGAUGUGGUAAAAAAUAGGAUCCUUUUAUCUCAUUUGCUACGCUUAGAAUAAUGAAAUUAAGACUUUGGACCAGGCAGUCAUGAGGAAGGCAGGAGACCAGUGUCAGUGCUUUUAACGGAGCACUUGCUGAAGCCUCUCUCUUCCUCCUUGGCAAUGGCUAGGCUGCCCUUCUUGAGAAACAGUCUCCGAGCAGCAAAAUUAGAGUGCUGGAAUGUCAAAGGAUCCUGAGUUUGGUCUUGCACCGAAGCGCAAGCCUGUUUUGCAGCCAGAGAAAUGUUUCAUUUGAAAAUCAAAACAACCCCUUGAAGUUCAACUCAUCUUCCUUCACUUUACUAUUUUUAUUUGCUCCACAGUAGCACAACCUUGGGUUUAGUUUAAUCUGGAAAUCUACAUUUUGAUAGACAUUAGGAAAUGCAUAUGCACAGUGACUCUGCUUGCGAUACUGGAAUUUCCCCCCCCUAUUUCAGUGUUGCCCUGGCAACCGUCCUAAACUCUAAUAUCUAAGGCUGCUGACCCAUGAAUUGAGUGCAGGGCUUAUGCAAAUAGAUUCACCUAUUUUUCCUCCCUUUGUAUUUGCUAACAUCAGACUGGCAUAAAAGGGCAUUAGGCAGUACCACAACUUGUCUGACAGGUGUACUCCUGGCUCUGGCAGCACAGACGCCUCCAUGUCAGAAAUGGAAGCCAUAAUUAGAGCAAGGAACAGAAUGAACGUCAAACGAAUUACCCAGCAGCAGAUCAUAUUUGUCAGGAAGGAUUGCAUACAUAAAAAUUAAGUGACAGUACAUGCCGGGGUAAUGAAAGAAAAAUGAAAGAUUUGCCCAUACGCUCCUCGCCAGAUACAAGCGAAUGUCUCGGCUCUGCACGACAAAUUACACGGCUGGAUUUCGAGGCUCCUAUUUCUUCACCACAAGUCUGCAUUCAUAAAGCAAGACAGGGGUGAGGCCCACUUAAAUAAAUACCUGACAGCAGGCUGGCAGAAUAAACUUAGGUGCACAUCAUUCCACAUGUUGAGUCCUUAAUGCUAGUAAACCCCAAACCUUAUUCAAACAUGGGAAGGGAACAUCUCGGUCUCACUGGAAAAAUUGUGACAUUGGCUCAUUGCAAGCAGUUAGAAAACCCUUAGCAAAGUCUAGGCAGUGUUCUACAGAUGCUCCCCCUUUGACCAUCUGCCUUUUGCUGUUGGAAGGUGAGAUAUUCUCCUUCAUAUGUCAGGAUUGCCCAGGUCAGCUGUAGUUCAGUGAAUGCACUUAACGGUUUGCUGGGAGAUACUUGACUUGCAAGUUCUUCCAGGAAAUAAUUGUGGGAUAUGGGGACCAUGUAAUACAGUGGCCAGCUAUAGAAGCUUUCUAAACUAAGGAUGUCAUACAUUUGGUUGCCUACUCUUCUGGCAGCCUGUGUUUAUUCUGUACCAGGAACAUUUAAUUACUAUACAUUCAGACUUGCACAGGUGGGCACCUGGAUUUUCAUGGGAUGCUGUUAGAAUAGCUUACGAGUAACUGUUAGCAUUGCAACCCAGUGUUGAAAUAUACAAUGCGUUGCCACUUUUAUGAAAUUACUAUGUGAGGCACAGUCCACAGCUGCAUUUUUUAUAGAGUCUUUUUUCAAUAAUGGCAUUCUUUCUUUGUUUUGAGGAAACCUGAUGUAUGGCCUUAUUUCCCAAAUGGCAGAAACUGCUCUCAUGCCACAGAUACCUUACAGGGUUUGGUCUUGUGUAUUUACUCUCUUAGAGGACAACUUUUGUAUUGGUGGCGUAGAAAACUGCAGAGAUGUGGGAUUGGGGAAAUGAUGUGUGGUCAAGAGAGUCUUGGUAACAUAAACUAAGGGCCUCUCUAGUCCAGCAUUUUGCUCUCCUGGCAGUCAACUAGAUGUCCAUGGGAAGCCUGCAAGCAGGAUCUAAUGGUCGUAGCACACGCCCAUUCGUGUUCCCCAGCAGCUGGUAUUCAGACUGUCUGAUACUGGAAGUAAUAUACGGGUAUUGUUAGCCGAUGGGCAGCAGGUGGAAUCUGUACAGUAUUAUUACCCAGUGGGCGGGGCUGGAGAGCAUCAUCACAGACUGCUUGUGGACUUCCUAGAAGCACCUGGCUAGUCAGUGCUGGAAGCAAGACCCUGGAUUGGGCACACACACCUUGAUCUGAUCCAGACUUAGGCCCCUUAGGUUUUGUUUCUAUUUCUGUCCAAAGAGAACACCAAGGUGUAAACAUCCUGUUGCUCCUCAUGCCAGACCAGCUUUGUCCUGUGGACGGGGCCCUAGCUAGAACAGGAAGACUGAAGGGGCCUCUUUGUCAGUGCAUGAGCCCACAUGUGCGAAUGGCGGUUCUGUGUAGUGAAGCCACCCUUGGUGCCAUUAGCGUUUGGGCUGAGGGCAGGAGGAACCAAGGCUUUUUCGUCCUGUAUUUAGGAACAUGGAAAGCCGUCUUAUGCCAAGUCAGGUGAUUGUUCCAUCUAGCUCAGUCUUGUCAUUGCUAACUGGCAACCGUUCUCCUGGGCUGCAGGCAGGAGUCUUUUUCAGCCUGACCUGAAGGUGCUGGCAAUUGUACCUGGGAUUUCCUGCUUGCAAGGUGGGUUCUCAGCCACUGACUUCUAAUCAGCAAAAUACCUUUUGAAUAGUCUUGACAGAGAAUUCACUGUGCUUGUUCUGUAAAAGCCAGCCAUGUCACAGGAGUUAAGAUGUAAUGUCUUUUUAAAGAAAAAAAUAAAUAUUAAUGGUUUACCAGAAUAGAUGAAUUGUAAAAUAUUAAUUUACUAAAAUAUUUUGACACAGUCUUAUUUUGUAGACAAUUUUAAAAGUACCAGAUGAUUUACAGUAGGGAGGUGAAAAAAAUGGAAGAUUUUCUUUUUGCAACAUACGCCUCAAGAAACUGAUUUUUUCAAUUUAUACCUGAAGUAAACGGAGUGUUGCUGAAGAAGCAACGCUCCUCGUGAGAAGCAGGCCAUGUGUCUUAUGUGCCUGGAGAAGAAUGUUCAGGCUUAAAUGACCCUGAAUGUCCCUCUCUACCUUUGGAGUUAUAUCAUAACUGAACCAAGAUGCAAGUGAUACUCUAAAACUCAGUAUUCCUAAAAAAUACUUAUUUUGAAUGGCUGGAGCUUUGCAGCAGUUAGGCUUCUUCAGAAGGGAGCAUUCUUUGCCUUUUUCAUACAUCAUGAACAUGCCUCAAAACUUGCAGGGUUUGUCUUGAUAGGAGCAGAGCAUCUCUGGAACUCACUGCUGCCUUAAGCAGCUUUGCCCCUUCAAGGCCCUCUUGUAUCUUGGCUUGAAACUGGGGAAGGUCAGAAUUUAGGGCUGCCUUAGGGUGGUGAUUCCUGGGGAGAAACUACAUUUUUUGCAUGGUGAGGGUAGAUAACAGUUGAUUAUUAUUAUUAUUAUUAUUAUUAUUAUUAUUAUUAUUAUUAUUUUAUUAAUGUUUUAGUAUAUAUAUAUUUUAAAGCAUGGUUUUAAAACAGAAUUUAAAGCAAAUAUAUAAUUGAAUUGAAUUAAAAUUGAAUUAAUGGUUUUUUUACAACUUUUUUUCUUGAGAAAGAAAAAGCCAUUUUGCCUUGAUAUUAUUAGAGGCUGAGGACUAGCGGCCUCCACUGAUUCCCUGCGUGAUCUUUCACUCCGUUUUUAUGUCUAGUAACUAAUUGAUCUCUGCAAUUGGCUCACAGUCAAUAGUCUAAUUUUUUUUUUAAAGUUUCUAUAGUUUUUGCAACAAAUUACCAUGCAUUUCUAAUCAGGAAGUUUUUGUCUAAUUAAUAAACAGGGUUUUAGAAUUCUAAAUCAGCAUUUUUGUGAUCUAAAUUGCCUUGAAUUAAACUAUUCUGGGCAGGAUAUAUAGUAAUAGUAUAUAGUGUAGUAAUAAUUUUUACAGCGUGGGAAAAUGAGCACUCAUCUCCUGCUCCUCAGCCUGCUUAUAUAUUUGGAGCUAAUGCUGUGGUUUAAACAAUCAGCAAGAGUAGGAAAAAUUUUGAGUGUAUCUGUUCAAAGGAAGCAAACAUCGAAUGGAUAUUCUUUUUAUAGAAGUCAUUUGGAGCUACAUCUCUUCAUGCAUGUUUCAUGUCUAGACCUCUGUGUCAGCAUUUGGUUUCUGACUAUGUGGAUAGGUGUUUGAAAACGAAGUUGCAUAAUAUAAGUAGUAGCUCCCCUUUUUGUGCAAACUGUGAAGUAGGUCAGCCAUACUGUUCCCGUCUUGCAACAGGAAGCCUGAGACCAUCUUGCUGGCCCCAGCGAGUCCAUGGCAGAGACGUGUGUCUCUUACCUGGUUACCCACAUGGCUGCCUAUCAUUUGUAUUGCCCAUUAAAGUACAUAAAGCAUAAAUAUGGCUCUUCAGCCUUAGACAUUUUAUUUAUUAAAUCUAUGAACAACCCUUUUUGCCCAAAUUGGGCCUUCACAAUAGCUUAUGAAUAGCUAUGGAAGCAAUUGAAAAUGCAUGGGCUAAACUAAAUUAGCUAUGUGUAUGGCAGAUCUUUCGUGUAGCCAAAUGGAUUGUAAAUCUUUACUUAUUUAUGUUGUGGCAUGUGGAGUGUGCCAGUGGAACAGAAAAACACCAGACAGUUCCAAGUAGAGUCACUUCCUUUACUGACAGUAUAGUGCAGAUCCACAGCUUGUAGGCAUACAGUUGUAUGUUGCACAAUUCUUCCAGCAGCUCACAGUCUCCUUGCCGGGUUCCAACAGGCUAGGCUCUGGCCAAGGGCAAGAGGGACCAAGAGCAAACUGACUUCAAGCCAGUGCUUUUUUUCUAAAAAAAUAUCUAGGGGUACUCUCAUUUUGACUCAAGAAAAUCACUAUUUUAUAGUUCAAAGCGGGGAAAAUAAAUAAAUUCAGUAAUUGGACAAAAGUACAAAGAACAUGCAUUACCUCAUAUUACACAGCUGACAGUAACUUCCACAUCGGUAUGAGGUUGUGGGCACUAACAUCUUCCCCAUUCCUCUGCUUGCUGUUGUGCCAUCUUUUGUUUUUACAGAGGUCAUCAUUAACUUUGCACUUCUUUGGUGGCUGUGAUAAUGAAAAAUACUCAUUUUCCUAUUCAGAUUUAAAUACUGCCCCUCAAUGAGGCCAAACUUUCAUCAGUAAAAGAUCACACAUCCACAUUCCACACUGCUUCACACAUUAAAUGCCCGCUUCCGUCUGAGACUCAGGAAACACUGGGAAAGGAAAUGAAGCCACCAUGGGGGGGGGGCAGCGGAGCUGAUGAUUCAGUUGCUGGAGAAGAAACUUAGCAUUUUAAAAUUUUAGUUUCUUCUGUUAGAUUCACAAAACAUUUAGGGGUAUGUGUACCCCUGUAUCCCCCCCCCCGAAAAAGCACUGCUUCAAGCACAAGUAACCAUGCUUUAGAUUGUGCUGAGUCACUCUCACAUGCUUAACUAGUCACAGGGGCAGGAGACUAGUUAAGCAUGUGAGAGUGACUCAGCACACCCUUAUACAUUAACAAUUUAUUCACCUUAUUUAAUUAAAUUUAUAAACUACUUGAUUGUACAAAACUUCAACAUGGUUUACAAAGAGAAUAAAAGAAUGAAACUAUCAGCAAAAACUUAAAAACAAAUAUUUAAAACAUUUUUUAAAAAAUGUGAUCAGAAAAACUGAAAACAAAACACGCAUCAACAUUUACAUAUCUAAGUAGACUUACCUACCGUAUUUUUCGCCCUAUAGGACGCACCGUCCCAUAAGGCACACCUAGUUUUUUGGGGGGGGAAAUAAAGGGGGGGAAUUUAUUUCCCCCCCAGGCGCGGGGCUGGGGAAGCCCAAGCUUCCCCCCCGACCCCAGCCCCCAGAACAGGCAACUCUCCGCAAGCCGCAGGAGCCCAGUGCCAGGCUCCCGCGCCUUACGGAGAGCUGCGCGAAGUCUGGGCGUGCUGAGCUCAGCGCGCCCAGCCUUCGGCAUGCAGGCAACUCUCCGCAAGCCCGGCGCGGGCUCCCACGGCUUGCAGAGAUCUGCGCGAAGCCUGCAUUCGCCCCAUAGGACGCACACACAUUUCCCCUUCAUUUUGGGAGGGGAAAAAGUGCGUCCUAUGGGCCGAAAAAUACGGUAAAUAAAAAUGUUUUUAGCAGGUGCUAGAAAGAGUACAGUGAAGGCACCUGCCUGAUGUCAACAGGCAGGGAGUUCCAAAGGGUGGUUGCUGCCACACUAAAAUACUGUGUCUUGCAAAUGUGGAACACGUCUUGUAUGGCACCUGUAUCAGCAACAGCUCCACAGAUCAAAGUGGUUGAGUGCAGCAUAUGUGGUUGAGUGAUCUGAAAGGUAACUGGCCCCAAUUUGUUAAGGUCUUUCUAUGCUAAGAGCAACACCUGGUAACGAACUGGCAGCCAGUGCAGCAUUCUUUGCUGACUGCAACUUCCUCAUGAAGCGCAAGGGAAGCUCCACAUAGAGCGCAUUGCAGUAAUCCAGUCUUGAAGUAACCAGUGCAUUAACUAUUGAAGCCAGCCUUUCCCAGUCCAGGAAUGGCCGUAGCUUCAUAUCACUUGCACUUUGUAAAAGGCACUUCUAGCCUCUGAGGCUACCUGAGCCCCCAGUGACAAAGGUGGAUCCAGAAGCUCCCCAAAACUGUGAACCUGCUCCUUCAGGGCAAGUGCCACCCCAUCGGCUCUGCAUGCAGAAAAGGCUCCAGGUUAAAUGCAUGUCAGCCUUUCCAGGUGGGUCUGGGAUCGUUCUCUGUCUGAAACCGUGGACAGCCACUGCCAAUCAGUGCAGAUGAUGCUGUGCUAGAUGGGCCAAUAGCCUAACCUGGUGUAUGGCUGCAGCCUAUGUCCCUAGAGUCCACCCAUGCCCUGAGUAUGCAGCAGCGGUGACUUCUUAUGUUCCUGUGAAGUUUCCCCUCUCAGCCUGGGAGGAUUGAUGGUAAAGUUCUGAUUGCACUCCAGCCCUGCAUACAUGACAUAACCCAUAAAAGGUGCUUUCAGCAGCCCAGCCCAGAGUGGCCACCUGUCCCUCAAAAGAACCCAUACAUGAAAUCUGACAACUGGCUCCCAGGUCUUCAUCCCAAGCCUUCUUGUUCCAUAGGCUGUUCUUCCACCCCCAGGAUUCUUGUCUUCUCUGCCAUGGAAACUUUCUGGUUAAUAGCCUCUGAUUAGCCUCCUCUUGUCAAAUUGGCUGAUGCGAUGCGUUGCUGAGUCCUGGCUGAUUAAAUCGGAAGUCUUGUGCACUUUCCUGGAAGAUGCUCAUUACAAGAGAUCCCCACUUAAUGCUGGACAGGCCAGGAAGACAAUUGGGCUUGUCAGUCUUUUAUCUUGGCAUUUAUUUAAAAAAUAAUACAUUUUUCCUUCUCCUUCUUUUGAAGCUCAGAGAUCUGCCUGUUCAUUUCUUUGCUGACAGCACCACCACCACCACCGCGAUAGGCAGAUGCCCAGGGUGGCUUUAGCAGGCCAGGGUGACAAACAGGCUGUUCCACAGACCUACUUCCCAUAAUAGUACAGUUUAAUGUGCAGAAAUCAAAUUAGGAAUAUGGCGCACUCACCCGUAACAUAAACACUGUCGUUCUGCUUUGAUUGAAUGUCGUUUUCAGGCAUUAUUUGGAACGACAAUUUUAUAUUGAACAAAGGAUUGCACAACUGCAGAAUGCAAAGCAGCAACUUCCCAAGUCUCCUCAUGAUCUGCUGCUAAAUGACUCUGUGGUGACCCAAGACUUGUGUUCUGAUUUCAUGAAUGCCAGAGGCUCUGCCUUUGCCCCCAGAGUGCUCUGGACUCCCCAAGGUUUGGGUAGGUGUGUGUGUUUCCUCACACACAUUUUCUCACUCCCAUUGUUGUGCACAGGCUCACUCAGGGCUCAGUGCCUUUGAGCGUGUGCAGAGUUGCUUCACUAAGGAUACCGCAGGAAAGGGUUGUAGAAUGUGCAUCUUCUGGAUAACAAAGUCUGGUGUUCAGUGGGCCCGUCUCCAUCCUCUCCUUCAAAAUUAAGCACUCCCGUGAAUGUGAGAGUCCUGCUGGGCCAAGGCUGCUUUAAUUUCAGUACAGAAAAAUGUACCUAGUAGGACUUGAAAACAGGAGGGGGCAGGAAAGUGAGAAGUAUGGGUAGAGCUGUAAACCUCCAUCGAGGAGGCCAAGAAUCAAGGGUCUUCUUCACUGCCUGUGGGUGGUGUUAAGCAGAUCAUUCUUAGCCUCUUAAAAAUUUUUGUGGAUAUGAAUAAGAGGAUGACUGUAAGAUCAGCACAAUAAUAAAAAGUGCUACAUACACAGUUAAUGCUUAGUAUUUUGGAGCCAUUGGGAAUGUUCAGUAUUACUCAUGCUGGGUAUCCAGGUUCAGAAGAGACCUUGGGUGUUGCCUUCUGGAGAGGCUUCAGAUAAUUCAUUUCUUCUGUAGUACUGUCUUUAACUUUUUUAAUUUUAGAAACCAUCAGGUUGGGAGGGGGGACCUGUGGCCCCCUAGAUGUUGCUGCACACCCAUCAUACCUGCCUAUUGAGUAUGCUUACUGAACCUGAUGGGAGUUGACGUCCAACAACACAUGGAGGGCGAUGAUUAGAGCAUGAUUAAUGAUUGAAUGCAUUUUGGAAGGAGACAGCAAAAUAGUCAUUGAUUAUAUGCUUCCCUUUCCUGAAGUGUGCAGUUAAGAACCUAGCCAGACAUGGAUUUCAAAAGCCAGCACCCAGCCUUGCCUCCUCUUAGUAUUCUGCUGUUCUGACUUGUGUCUCUCUGUGUAGUUCAUUAAAAGAGGUGCUAGCUAAUGAGCACACACACACACACACAUCCCAAAUCCGGCUUCUGCGCCUCUGCACAGUCAGAGCAGACCUGGGUCAAGGGCUCAGAGGAAGCAAACCUCGACUGAGUAUUUUAUCUCACUUGAAAUGCUAGUGUGGGCACAGGAGGGAGAAAUGGAGGAAGGCAUGUUAAACAGUGUGGCUUUUUCUUUCUUUCUAAAGGCUGCUCUUCACAAGGAAUGAGCCUCCCUCUUUGUUGACCCAAUUCCCAACCAGAAGAGAUGCUCCUUAAAUCACACAACUUUGUACUGAGACUAGGAUAUUGAUAAUUGGUUCCUAGCCGCUGUCAAAGGCAAAACCCAGUAGCAGGCAGCUGGAGGAGAAAGCCCUUGUUCCUCUGUUACUUUAGUAUAUUCCAGCUGUCCGGAGGAGCCAGCGAGCUUAGCUUGGUAUAUUUCUCCUCUGUACUCCAGGCUGGGUUUUGGUGGUCUUGGAGCUCACACUGAUCUGGUAUCUCCUGUGUUUCCAGCAUCGAAUGUCUUGCUGCACUGCACUUGUCAAAUCCUUGAGAGUUUUUACUGCGCUCUGACUGCCUAUGUUAUAAGAGGUGGGCUAAGUGAGGCUAUCAUGCUUUGCCUGAAGCAGUGGCAAUGUCCCCUCUUUAAUGGGCUUAAACUUUGAACUGCUCCCUGCUGUGCCAGUCCUUAAUUGUUCUGAACUGCAGGCUCCCAAGAAUGGCAGGAGUGAGUGGUUUGGUGCAGGGAUACCAAAGGAGGAUUUCAAAAAGACCAAAACGGCCAGUUCUGUUGCUUUAUAAAGAAAGGUGUAAGCUUACACCACCAUGUGCAGAGCCUCAUUGCCUUUACAGACCUGUGUCCACACCCAAGCAACCAUUCAUACAGCCUUUAUGCACAAAGCAGCAUACAUCAUUUUGCCCAGAACCCCUUAUUACACCUGAGUGGCGGCUGUCCUAAGCUUCUCCCCACUCCGGCCCUAGAGCCCAGCACCCCAAGGCCAACAGGUAAGCAUAGCAUCAGAGCUAGCCAGUUCACAUAUAUCAAACCAAGUGAAUAUAAACAUACAUGAGCUCAUUCUUGCAACAAUAACUAAUUAGUUUGGGGUUAUCUUAACUAGGAAGGUGACAUUUGCAGGCCUUCCAGAGCAUUUGACUUUUGGUUCAACAUGCAAUUCCAAUGCUAUUCAUACUACAGAUGGACAAUGGGCAGAUCUGGAACAAAAAAUUUUUUGGGCCAAAUCACUGAACCCAGUGUCACCUUUGGCUUUGGAUUAAUGAGGACCGGAGAAGCCAUUUUAAUCUGUGCUUUUGUCCUCAACAGUCUGGCAGAGAGAUCUUCUAUUUAAUGGCAAAUUGAGGCUGUUAACUUUUAGCAGUUGUGUUGCUGAAUGUGGUCAGUAGGAAAACGUGACCUUUGGUUUUGAGAUGGAGUCUUCCUCAGAGUAUGCGUUUUUCUUAAUAUAUCCAUGUUUUCAUUUCCUAGUCUUUAAUAUCCUGUUGCUCCCACAGCUUCUGGUCCGUUAGUUUGCUUACAGAUCAUUGCACAAAUGGUGCUCUCUCUUCAGAGAGUGAUCCCUCUUUCUGGGCUUGUCUCUUGCAGUGGGAACACCCUACUAUAUGUCCCCAGAAAGGAUACAUGAAAAUGGCUAUAAUUUUAAAUCAGACAUCUGGUCCUUGGGCUGCUUAUUGUAUGAGGUAAGUAUCACUUUCAUGUUUAUGCACAGUGUGGAAAAAUGGAAAUAAGUGGAAAUGAAUAGUUCAGAGAAUAAAACUUGCCUUCCAUUCAGAAUAUCACGAGUUAGUAGACUGUUGGAUGAGUACAGACCUGGGGAAAUGCCAAAUUUUGAGGAGUCCAUACAGUGCCUAGGAUUACUGGAUCUUGACCAAAGAAGGCAAGAAUCAAGGACAAAGUCAGAUUCCUGUUUUGCAAAUCAUUAAUUACAUUGCCCAAAAAAUUGGUUCUGACAGAGUUUAAAUUCAUGCUGUUUAGUUUGUGUGAUAGUGAGUUUCAGAAACUUAAACUGCUUGCGUCUUUGGGUUGGUCACAGAGUAUUCAUGCUCCAUCUAUACUUAGUAUAUCACUUAGUCCUGGGCUGUUCUCAGAAUACUCUGUUGCAACUAUGCUGCUGGUAUAAAAGUGUAACUUGUUUUAAACUAUAAUUGUCAACAUGAGUACCAUGGAAGUUUUGAUACUGGAUGUACCUGUUAAAGAAGGAAGUUAUGUAUGAUUUGUGAUGUGGUCUGAGAGCUGCAAUGCUCAAGCAACCACUGGUAUUGAAAGUACAUGUCUGACCCUGAACUGGAGCAUUGAUGGCAAGGGCAGAUGAUCAUCCCAGGGGGUUGCCUCUUGGGUGCUCUUCUGAAGUUUCCUGUGCAUAAAUGUGAGCUGCUUUUAAAACUCAGUGAGAGACGUGGUGCCAAGAGCCCUGGAAGAGCAAGCUGCUUGGGAACCCCUGGGGUCUGCCUGCCUGCAGAUCAUGGUCAGGGUAGCCUGUAGGGUAUUACUUUGGAAGGUAGAGUUCCAGUGGUCCUUGUGUUGUGUUGUGUUGUGUUGUGUUGUGUUUGUAUUGGAAUUAGCCAAUGACGGAAUGAAUUGCAAUAGUUUUGCCUUUAAAACAACAACAACCUGGAGAGGAGGGGAAACAGUCUCCGUUAGGGACUCAGGUGCUGCUGACUCUGCUUUGAGGUCCAAGGGCAGAUGAGAGAGACCCAAGAAGACCCAUUUCCCCAGAACACAGUCUUCCUUGAUGGGUUUUGAGGUGAAGAAUCUCAAAAAUAUUGGGUGCAGGAGGCCCUUCCUAAGUCAGAUAAGAGCCGUGGGGAUAGUGCUGUUCCUUUGGGGCGGGGGGGGGGGGGGGGGAGCUUGGCUGACAAGGUGUAAUGAGAUGCUUGUUGGACCAGGCAGUGUGCUGUUGUUGGGGUUUCAGGUCUGAGUCAUCCAGCAGCUCAAUAGGUGCUGAUUAAUUUGUUGGCAGUGUGCAAAAGCACCAUGCAGGGUCCAUCAAGAGGGAGAGAGAAAUAUCGGUGUGGAGAAGUCAAUAAAUGAAAUCAAUGAGAUGCCGUGGUAGGGAUUGAGUAGCCUUUGAGAGAGCAGCACAGCGUGACUCGUAACAGCCCUCUGCUCCUCUUGCAAGAGCUCUGCUGCCACUGACUUUGAAGUCGUGGGUGAUGGGAGGGAUUUCCCUUAAAACAGACCUAAUCAAGGCAAGCCAUCCAGUUGCUCCUGAUGUGUCCAGAGUGCGCCCUCAAGUAGAGUCCCUGGUGCACGGGGGGGGGGGUGUUCCUCAAGGGAGCCUCUGCUUCCUUUUUUAUGCCCCCCAAGGAGACACACUGCUUGCUUCUGAGGAGUGGACCCUGCAGUUCGUCUUAGCAGACAUUGGCCUGGGAAUCAUGAAACCUCAAGGACCUCCUGGUCCACACCUGCAUGGAUCACCCCAGCCCAGAUCAGGAAGGGCUUCUGGGCCACCAUAGCAAGCAGAAAGAGUUUUGCUGUUGCUCUGGUGGAGAGAGAGGGCCUUUGGCCAGGAACGAGCCUUGGCAUUGAUUGCUGCCAAGCAAACAGCAGCAGGACUUACUGAGGUUGGUUCUCCGACUGAAAUUGUUUGUAUGUAUGUUUGUUUGUUUGUUUGUUUGUUUCUUAAAUUUAUAUACAAUGGUACCUCAGGUUACAGACGCUUCAGGUCACAGACUCUGCUAACCCAGAAAUAGUACCUCAGGUUAAGAACUUUGCUUCAGGAUGAGGCCCCAUUAUCUAAAGUGGUGCUUCAGGUUAAGAACAGUUUCAGGUUAAGAAUGGACCUCCAGAACGAAUUAAGUACUUAACCCGAGGUACCACUGUACAGUGGUGCCCCGCAAGACGAAUGCCUCGAAAGACGAAAAACCCGCUAGACGAAAGGGUUUUCCGUUUUUCGAUGCGCUUCGCAAGACGAAUUUCCCUAUGGGCUUGCUUCGCAAGACGAAACGUCUUGCGAUUUUUUUCGCUUUCCCCCCCUUUUUCUAAGCCGCUAAGCCGCUAAUAGCCUUUUAGCCGCUAAGCCGCUAAGCCUUUAAUAGCCGCUAAACCGCUAAUAGCGCUAAUCCGCUAAGCCGCUAAUAGGGUUGCUUCGCAAGACGAAAAAACCGCCAGACGAAGAGACUCACGGAACGGAUUAUUUUCGUCUUGCGAGGCACCACUGUACCGCUCUUUGUCCAAGGAUCACAGGGCAGCUUACAGUAUAAAAGCACGAAAAUAUGUAACGUAUUAACAAACAAAUCAAUAAAAAUACCCCACAGUUUAAAAGGCCAUAGUUUGUUUAAGGCUUGGGAGAAGAGGAAUGUUUUCAUCUGGUGCCUAAAGAGAAGUAAUGAUGGUACCAGGGAAGCCUCCCAGGGCGAGUACAGUAUAUACUGGAGUAUAAGCCGACCUGAAUAUAAGCAGAGGCACUUAAUUUUACCACAAAAAACUGGGGAAACUUAUUGACUUGAGUAUAAGCUGGUUCACCACACCACAAACCUCCUGGUGGGCUGGAGUGCAUGUGUGUGCAUGCGCACACGGCAGAGGGGGCUUCUCUCCCCCCCCCCAGCCCCUUCUGUCCCCCUGCCUACCUAGGGGGCUGCCGAGAGGCAGAGGCUGGUGGUGGCAGCGGUGGAGGAAGAAGGAGCAGCCCAAAAGGGCUGCUUUGGAGCUGCUCGUCCCCUCCUCCGCCGCUGCCAACAGCCGCCAACAGGGACCCUCGCUCGAGUAUAAGCCAAGGGGGGCUUGGAAAAGUCAGCAUUAAACUCGGAGUCUAUACAGUAUUCCACAAAACGGGGAGCCCUUCAAAUGGUUCCUUUCUCGUGUUGCCAGUCUUGGCCACAUGAGAAAGGAGCUUUCAUGGAGGGGGCACACGAAGAAGGGCCUCAGAUUAUGAUCACAAGAUCCAGGUAGGUUCAUACUGCCGUUUAAGGCUUUGUAGUUCUAGGCAAGCACUUUGAAUUGGGCCCAGAAAAUAACUGUCAGCCAGUGCAGUUGGGCCCAGAUGGGUGUAAUAUGCUCAAACCACCUUGCUUUGGUGAUUAGGCUUGCAGGGGGAGGACAGCAGUCCUCAAGCUGAGUGUUACUGACAAAGAAGUAGCUAUGACUCCUUGGAAGAUGAGUUUUAACUAUAUUUUACUAUAUAUAUUUUACUUUUGUCUCCUGCCUUAUUGAAUUGCUUUUUAUUUUAUUUCUUUGGUAUUUUGUGGCUUUCAAAUGUGUUGUGAGCCACCCUGAGCAGUUCUUGAAUGAAAUAAAUAUAGGGUGGUGGUUUCUGUGAGCCCAAACAGGCUCACUCAGCCCAUGGGGUCCUGCUCAGAAUCAUUAGGAUGGGCAAGAUGAAAUGAAAAUGCUUUCCUCUCCAUAACGCCAUCGUUAGCAGUCGUUAGAACUUCAGCACUAGGUGGGAGUGUGUUUUUGUGUCUACGGUUGCUUGAGUGUCUUCUAGUGGGGAAAGUACAGCCGUGUGGCAGCCUCUAAAAUUAUCCCCCUUCCCCAGUAUUGUUAACUCUGAAAGGAAGAACCCCCACAGCCGGUCUCUGCCAUUCCCGCCAGUGAUCCACCUCUUGCCUCUGUUCCUUAGGUGGAACUGCAGCCUUUGUGGUUCACUCUUCUGGGAAAGCCACAGUCAAAGGUGGCACUGCUCUCUCCCAGGUGGCCCCAUCCUUGGUGUGCCUGAAAAGGACCUUCCAGAGAUUAUGUUUAUCUCAGAAACAGCAUCAGAAGAGGGUUGGCUCCCUCAGAGUGUGUUUUGUCUUCCCCCACAUUUGUCGCCUUCCAUAAAUGGUGGCAGUUUGUAAUUACGUCAGGCUCUCUAGUCAGGCCUUGAUCACAUUUAGGUCAGCAACCAGGAAGAGUGUUCCUUAUUUCUGUGUGUAUAUAUUAGUAUAUUAAUUCAUAAUUGCCUGCUUUUCCGUGACUCAGGCCCAAGUCAGUUCAAAGCGAGCCGUGGCACUUCCAGCUGUAAUCUUGAAGUUUCAGUUCAGCGGAGAUAAGUGUAUCUGCAGAUACUGUUCCAAGGAAGCAUCUUCGCAAAUGUGGCCAGCCCUGAACAAGCCCCGGGUCCUGCCCACUUCUUAGUGGCAGUGGAGGCCACCAAAGAUGUCAAUGUCAAUACUCUGUUCUCAUCCUCAUGCCUCUGCUCUUGCUUUGUUAAAAAUAGGGAAAGCAGCGGUGGACUGGGCGGAAGAAGCUUUCUCUGUGCUUUUUGUUUUUGAUUAUGUUGUGCAGAUAAAAUGGGGGAAUUUUGUCUCCAAGUAGCCUAGAGGCACACAUGCCAGUUGGAAUUCACUUUAACAUUAUUUGGGCUGGGGUGUGUGUGUGUGUGUAGCCAGAUAAUGCCACUUAAACUUGACAUUUACAAUCUCACAUUGAUUUAUAUUAAAUCUUAUCAAAAUAGUGGGAAGGCUUCACCAUCUCCUGGGGAUCUGUCAUCAAGAUAACUUGCAAGGGAUAAAAAUAAGUUCUCCCUCUCUUGUAAAUAGCUGCAAGCAAUGGCUUUAGCAGUUCUAACAAGAUAAUCAAUUUAAACACAGGGAGCAAUUUUUAUUUUCUUAGACCAGUCGUAGAGUAUGGUGGUCAGUUUCAAAUGGGGAUCCAGCCAUUCCACUGCAAUUGUUCUAAUCCAGAUGUCAAAACGAAGCCUUCAAUGCAUCCAAGCCACAGACCUCAGCCAGCCACCUUGGCCAUUCCAGUCACGGGGGUGAGGGGGGCUCUUGCUCAGUGCCUCAGAUAGGCUGCCCUUGUCCGUAGAUGACAAGAAUGGGGGAACAGGGCUCUGGCUAGCACUGCUGGGAGUCUUGCCGUUGUGUUUUCAGAUUUGCCACUGCAGCCAUCUCUCAGGAUAUGAUCUGGGGAUUUGGUGCAGGCCCCUGUGUGGGCAAAGGGGUCUUGAAUAGCCAGUCUGCGCUGGAGGGGCUGGAGAGCUGCCUGUGUUCAGUGGGUCUCAGUGGAGUCAAUGGCUGACUCCCCAUUCGCAACACAUCACUGGGGUGGGUGCCUCCCCCCCCACACACACAUGGAAGGGUGUAUUAAGCAGAAGUCAGGCCCAUGACUAAAGCUGUGCUGUUGAGGAGACAAAGUUUUAAUAUCACGGAAAUCCAGUUUGAUUUGGGCACCUUUUCUUAAUGGAUAAAUCAAGGGACCUCUGCCUCACUGCCAAAUUUUUAAACUGCCCUAAUGGAUAUUGGUAAUUUGUCUGUGUUCUCUAUCAGUAUUGUUUAUAAAAGUAUAAAAUGGGUGAGAAGUGCCUUGGAGUAACUUCUCCCUCCUCCUCCUCCUCCUCCUCCUCCUCCUCCUCCUCCUCACUGCAUUAAAAACAACAACCACAACAACAAACACCACCACCUUUGCUGGGAGAUUGCUGAUUGCCUGCCAAGAGGCAGAUUUCUUUAGGUCGCUACCCCCUGUGCAUGAUAAUGAGCAAAAGACUUAACGCUUUUCAAAUAGACCCUCUCUAUUAAAAUAGUGGCUCAGAGCUGAGGCUCCGCAAACACAAAUAAAAAGAAGCGGCGGCUUUGCCGAUCUGCCGCAGCUUGCGGCAAAAUGGUUUUUAAAGGAUCUUCUAACCGGAGUAGAUAAUAUCCACAAUUAUCCAAUAGUGCUUCAUUAGGAGGAGGAUUAUUUCAUUGUGGAGGGGCAGCUUGUGACAGCGAGAGUGACAGGGAGCCCUUGAAUAGCAUUAUGGAUUAAUAAGCAGCUGGGGCUCCGUGGGGGCCGCAUGCUGAGGGGACGCCGCUGCUCUCGCUUGCCGAGCCUCUGUGCCACUCGCUGGCGGCACUCGCUUUGAAGACCAACCUUAUUAGAGCCGGAUGUAAAUGGGGAGCGGAGGGUGUGUGUCUUUGGCUCUCUUCCUGGAGAUGGAGGCGAGGGGGGCUGGCCUUAUGCUUCUGCUGAGCGUGUUGUUGGGGGCACGUUGUGUGUGUGUGUGUGUGUGUGUGUGUGUGUGUUUGCUUGCUCCCAUGCCUGAAGAAGAAAAGGUGUUUGGGGUGCACAGGGGCAUCUUAUUGCUGCUUUUGAACUUUCGUGAAGUUGAGCAAACGGCUGAGCUGCUUUUCUGUCCUGCUGAAGUUCAGGUCAACUUCUAGAAUUUACAUAUUUCUUUGGUUUGGGAAAGAGUUUCAAAUAGGAAGCAGGAUUUGACUGAAGAGACAUGGGGCUGUAUGUAAUGCUAGUCCUACUCAGAGUUGACCUAUUGAAGUUGAUGAGCAUGGUUAACUUGGAUUCAUUAAUUCCAGUGGGUUGACUCUUGAGUAGGGCUUAGUUGGAUGCAACCCAUUGUUUGUUUGUUUUGAAAGGCCCUUUCAUGCCAUUAGCCUUGUUGCUUGACUCUUCUGCGUGUGUUUACAGUCAGCCACACUGCUUGUUUUUAGUGGUUGGGUUUGUGAAAGAAAGAAGCAACCGCAGAAUUUUUAAAAGCUGCUGAGGGUGAAUUAACAAAAUAUCCAGCUGGAUUAUCCUCUGCCAUCUCUGAAGUCAUAAAUUGCUUUGCAUGUAUAAGGGCUGUGGGAUUGGCUCUCCACUGACACUUGCAAUGCGGCCUCACAUUUCUGCCAAGCCUGCAUAAAAUGUUUCCCGUGUGCAGGGCAAGUGUCUCUUCUGCAACCAAAUGGACCAAAAAAGUGACAGGGCUGUUAUGUAAGAAGCUGGAUCUCUCUGUACAGUAAACAAGGUUAUAGUUUGCCCUUUGAAUGAAGCAAACACAAAAUGUUUCCAUCAGCAUGAAGCAUGAGUCUUUACCAUUGGCAGAAAAGUUUGCACUUGCUCUCCUCAGGCCAAACCUGUGGCUCAGAGAUACUUACAAAGUCUGCAUAUGAAGCAAUUUGGAGGAAGGUGUACAUAGAGGUGGGGAAAAUGUUAUUUGUAAUGUCAGAGCCAGAAAGAUGUUAUGGGAGGCAGUCAUAGUUGAUGGCAUCUGGCUGAGCAUGAGCUGCCCCACCAGGAUGCUCUGUUGUGAGAGGGCAGCCACAGGACCUUUUCCUGCUUGUCAGAGCCAGUGGUGGUCUCUGUCUCGAGCACAGAGUGGCUGCAGAUCCAGCUCUCUGAAGAGGGGACAGCUGCUGGAGGUAAAUAGUUUUCACUAGAAAACAACUAGUUGUCCUCCCUGCUUUUUGGAUGGCGCUGUGGGUUUUGUACUCUUCCUGCUUCAUGACCUUGGUUGGUUGAAGGAUGGGGAGCUAGUAGGAGGUAGAGGUAGCAAUGGCCCAUCCCACUGCAAUGCUGGGGAGUAGCCAAGGACACCUCAAGAAGUUCAUUUGUAAUGGUUUAGUCCUUAGAACCUCCUGGAAGAGCCACUGUUUAUUGGCAAGUUUCCAAGUUGUACUUGUGGAAAUGGUCACAACCAACUUGGGUACAACUGCCAAGCAGCAGACCCAUGUGAACUUCAGAUGGUCCUCCCUGAACAUUUCUCCUGUAUUGCUCAUUUUCCAAUAUUUUCUUUCUAGAUGGCAGCUCUCCAGAGUCCCUUCUAUGGCGAUAAAAUGAACCUGUUUUCGCUCUGCCAAAAGAUAGAGCAGUGUGAUUACCCCCCUCUUCCAACCGAACAUUAUUCUGACAAGGUGAGUAACUUCAGCUGUAUACUCUCUUGGGCCCUGAAUGGGAGGAACACGCACGUACACACACAAACACACACAUGGCUGGGAGCUCAAGAUUGAGCAUCUUCAGGCAACUGCCUUGGCGCAUCCUCAAAGCCUUUUCAGAAGGGAGAAAUGCCUUCCUGCUUACACAGCUGCAUAUUCAGAAACUUUUUCUAACCAGGUACCAUAAAGCAGCAAGUGUGAUGCUCACGGAAAGCAGAGCAGUGCUGAGGCAGCAGGAUGGGGGGCACCGUGAUGCCUAAAGCUUGGUUUUCCUUCUCCAGUGCACAGCAUCGUGUGACUGGGCCCAAAUGUGCUGCAAGUUGCCCCGUGGCAUCUGCUGAAAACUAGCCUGUCAAAUGCUGGACCAAGUGUAGCCCUGAGGGGAUCUCAGCAUAAGCUUUGAGCUUUAUCAUUUGUGAAAUGCAGUGUUUUAAGAACGAAUGGAAGGAGCACCUGGUGGGAGAGGUUGGUCGACAGUGUUCCUUCCUGUCAGUUUUCCAGAGGCAUACCUGGGGUCCCUUGUGCCCUUGGCAAGGAGCUGGAUUGGCACCCACACAUCGGGGAAAAAUCGCCUUCCUGCAAUAGCCACAUUAGAAAUUACUAUGUUUUAUGCAACCCAAGUACUUGAAGUGUCCAGUAGGAGGUAAAAAAAUCCACAGGCCUUUAUUGCAGUGCAAGAAGGAUGGGAGGCUUCUCUGUUGUUUCAUCUCACCACAACAGCGGCAGUGCAUUGCCACACACAUACUCACCAUACAUUCUGUAGUCCGAUAGGUGAUUGUGCUCCCAGCACAGGUGUGCCUCUGCAGCUUUUAAACAAAUAUAUUAACCCUUUGGAGUUGGAAAGCAAGGGAUGAGAUCAGGGCAGAUGAAAGGCCCAAGUGCGCUUUUGGAAAUCUGCUGCCUCCGGCACACCAAUAGCUUCUGUAGUCUUGAUUAAGAUUUUAAGGAAAUGUGAACCUGCUUGUUUGGUAAUGGAAGUGGGGGUGGGCAUAAAUGCCAGAGAAGGGGCACAAGGAACAAGCUCUGAAUUUAACACACACACACACACAGCUUAUGGGUAGCAAGGGGACCAGUAUUCCAGCAAGUUUUUUUUUCCUGAAUUCAGUGUGUAAAAAGCAGAUCACCAUGAAUGCACUGGGACCUUGUGUAUAAGUGGCUGAGAGUUUGAUGUGGAGGUGUGGGGGGGGAAAGAGUUGUGGCAGCCUUUGCACCAGGAGCAUUCCAGGAGUCUUCAGCAUUCCAACCAGCUUGUUGAAAAAUUUGCCGUUCUUUGCCCCGCUUCUCUUGGCUGCUAAAUCCGGAGCAUUGCAUAGCUGGAAGGGCAGAGUGUGCCUGAGCAGAGUUUCCAGUAGGCAAGGGAGGUGGUUCCAGUGCUGUGUCCUCCUCUUCAGAACAGAAGGAACAUCAGUGUGCACAUUAGCCCAGGUCUUGUACGGUGUCCAAGUUGUAGGCUGUGGCAUUUUUUGGCACAGAGUUUCCACCCCGGCUGUCAUAUGCGGCUCCUUGGCUGCUUCUCUGAGGAAACUGGUCGUGCACAUCCCUUUCCACACUGGAAGGCUUAUGCUAAAUGGCCCUGGCUGCUGCUGGUCCUACUUUGGACAAGUGCCUGCAUUUCCUCUCCCCUUCCCGGUGUUAGAUUGCUGAUGCGCAGGAGUGUUGAUGCAGCCAUGCCGGCCCCUCCUGGCAACUUUCUGGCUGCUUGAGCACGGUUCCUUCUUGCAGACCACUCCUGUGGCCCAGCCAGGUUCAUUGCCUUCCCCUUUGCCUUGCUGCUGCUCCAGCUUCUUGGAAUCUGCCUUCUGGCAGCAGGAAUUAGUGCAAGUUGACAGAUGUGUUUCCUGUCUUUCCAAUUACUGUCGGUUUGCCUCCCUCUGGCAGUGCUAAAGAGAGUGUGCAGUCUAGUGAUACAAUUCAGCGUGAGGAGGAUGGUUGAGAGCUCAAAUAAAAGUGGCAGGUCCCAGAGAACUCCGUUCCAGAUGGUGCAUUUGCAUGCAACAGGCCAGCACACUGGGUGAAUUGCUGUUGUGUGAAACUGCACCAGCACACACACACACACACACACACACACACACACACACACCCUACACACAUUCCUAGCCAUGGCAGUAAACAUUUAGUCUCUGGAGUAUUGAGUUGGCACUCCAUAAUGAUUCAUUCUGUGUGGGUCAGGAAAAUGCUUCAUGAGGGGAGUCUGUGCUGUGAAGUUGUGGUGCCUUGCUGAAGAAGAGGCAGAGGAGACUGGGAAGUGAUAUUUGGCGGUGGCUACAGGGUCUUGUCUUUGAGAGGGGCAGUGGAGCAGGUGGCCUCCCUUUCAGAAGAGACGUUGGAUGAGCGGAGCAGAACAAGACAAGGCAGCCCUGUCUGGAGUGGCUCCUUAAUUCCUGACAAAAUGCCUUCCAUGUCCAGCAGUGUCUCUCUUCCUAGUUACAUGAAUGGCUUCCUUUGAGGACAUGCGGAUGGGGUGGGCUUGGUUAUUCUCUUUCAGUAGUGUAGAAACACUCAUGACUGGUUUGCAUUUGACAAAAGUACAGAAGGUGUUCUGCAACCAUCAGAAACCAUCUUCAAUUGACCCUCUUGCUGGCUGGAAACCGCUUUUUUUUUACUCCUGCGAGGAUCUCUGCCUGAUGCACGGGACCUGAUUGUGGGAUGAUCAGGCUUUUAAUUACCAUUAAAAUAACUGAUUCUAUUGCUACUGGCAGGAUGAGAGAAGAUCAGAGGCUCAAGGCUCUUUCUUUCUCUCUCUCUUUCUUUCCCUCUCUCUCUCUCUCUCUCUUUCUUUCUUUCUUUUUCCUCUCUCUUUCUCUCUCUCUCUCUCUCUCUCUCUCUCUCUCUCCCCCUUUCUUUCUCCCUCUCCCUCUCUUGCCAUAGGGUGUCUAAUCUGCUUUCAGGGGCUGUGCAAUUAAAAGCUCGUCUUUCAAAUGCAAAGUGAAAGGGGUGGGAACUGGAGCUGUUUUCUACACUUGCUGUAUUAUACAGCAGUGUUAGAAGGUUGCUGUCAGGAUAUCCAGUCUGAUUCAGCCUUGGCCAACUUGGUGCCCUCCAGAUGCCUUGAACUGCAACUCCCAUCAGUCCCAGCCAGCAUAGCCUGGCUCUAAGCUAACAAGCAAAAAGCUUUGAUAUAGGGAGAAGUGCCUGCAAGAGCGAUUCCUUCUCCUGUGCUCUACACAGCCUCCACUGCCAGGGACUGGCUCAGUGAGAUUAUCUGUAGACUUCUCCAUCUACCCUGUCCUCUGGUAUGCAAGUGAGAUGACCAUGUGAGAUUCCAUUAGGCUUCUUCACCCUCCUGAAUAAUUCCUUCUGCAUGGUAAUUUAUUCUCAGCUUCAGGUGGGUUUCACUCCUGGUGCCUUCUAAGACUACAAUUGUCACCAUCCCUGGCCAUUGGUGUUGUUGGUUGGUUGGGAUUCCAUCAACAUCGGGAGGGGGUGCUGCUCUGAGUUUGGCAUAUACCCAGCUAUUCCAGUUGUACAUACAGGAAGGUUAGCUAAAUAUUCAUUAGGUCCUGGCUCGGCUUCCUCUCGAGCCGGAACCUCAACAUGCCAUUCUCUUCACCACCAAACACAGAAUAUUAACAGAAUGGCAAUUAUUGCUAAUGAGGGCUUUCACAUUGACCUCUCUCUGUAGAUAUAUACUUCUUUCAUCGGAUACUUUCCAAUAUUGUCAACUACUGCAAAACCUGAAUGCCUGAGCCAUUUUCUGAUGGUAUGCCCAGGCCCAUUAGAGAGGUAAAGGGAGGUGGGGUUGGACUAAUGAGUAUUGAACAGUGAGUGUGGGAAUAUUGAAACCUGCAUCUAAAAUGUUGGUAUCCCCAGUCAAGUGUGCUACUCUCUAACUUGAGCAUCUGUGGGUGGGUGUACAUGUAUAUGUUUUGUCUUUAAACUGUCUUAAAAUCCAUGGAGCUGAUCAAGUUCUACUCUAGAACUCAAGGAUGUUAGAAUAUUCAUAGGCUGGCAGUGGAAGGCUUUGGGUGCCUUCAAAUGGGAAUUGGCCCCUCUUGCGCCACCAGGCGGGUGCGCAUGGUGAUGGGCGGCAGGGUGUGUCUCACGGUCCUCUUGUUUUCCUCCUUGCAGUUGCGAGAGCUGGUCAGCAUGUGCAUAUACCCAGAUCCUGACCAGAGACCUGACAUUGGUUAUGUGCACCAGCUAGCAAAACAGAUGCAUGUGUGGACCUCCAGCACUUGAUCGACAUGCUCCCAGAAAAGCCAUCCCAGCGUAGUCUUACUUGAACCUUCUGUCUCGGACGAAACCAAGAGGUGCCUCGCCAAUUUACAUGGGAGAGUUGAGCCUUCCUAGGAAGACGCUUCAUGAUUUCUGCUGGCCAUUUGCAGGGGCGCUCACAGAGUGGAUCCGCUCUAAGUGAAGGCUGUGAGAUGCUGCUGCAAGUGUGUUACUUUUUAAAAUAACACGUUACAGAUAUAGAUCUCUUAAAAGAUCCUUUCUUAAAACUGUUGUGUGUAAUCUAGGUUAGGUUAUUAUAGCAAGGGUUUCUCAUUUGUGUAUUUGACACACCCCUUGUAUCUUAACUAAUGUGAAAUAUUGAAAUAAUUCCUUUGGUGAAAUCACUUUAUACUAAUGUAAGAAUUACAGUAGAUUUUGUGUAAUUUGUAUAACUGCUACUUCUGCCUCUUUUGCAAACGGUUAAUAGCAAAUUCAGUUUUUAGUUCAUAUAUUUUUUAAAAAAACAUCCAGCCUGGAGUUUUUGUACUUCCCUCCUUUGCAAUAAUAGGGUCUGGUGAGGGAACAUGUUUCAAGAUUUUUUUAAAGAAAUUGAAACUUUGUGAUUAAUAUUUUGCAAUGCAUUUUAUUUGUCACUAUGGCUGCAGUCAGUGAGGCCUCCACUGCAGGCCUCAAACCAAAGCUCUCUUUUUUGUCAGUUUCUGUGCUGCUGCUGGCACAGAUCUUGUGAGAAUCUCAAUAGCUAAUAUUACAUGACCAGUGUUACUGCACGCAGAAUAUGGGGUUGGGGGGGAAAGCUUUGUAAAAUCAGUGGUACUUUGGCCAUCUACAACUACCUUGAAGCAGUGUUCAAAACAUAAUGUAAAAGGGUAUUACAUUGACCAUGCAAUAAGGUAAGUUAAAAUAGAAUUCAUUCAUUUUAACUCAAAUGAUCACCCACACUUCUUAACUGUGAAGACUCAUUGAAGAAUGUGAAUAUUUUAAACAAGCUGAUUUGAAGGACAUAUUAAGACUUUGCAUUUACACAUACUUUCAAUCAGCUAAAUUACUUCAUUGACUUGGUAAUUCAGUUUCCAUUGGCCCAAGAAAGGUUUUGCUCAGGAAGCCAGCUUUCUCUUGCAUCUGUCUUUUUUCUUUUCUUUCCGAGUAAUGGUGCUCCCAUCAGCUUCAGUACUGAAGGAUGCUAUUUAGAGAAGGACGUCCACAUUUCAGGGGCUGAAAUGUGGCCUGGCCUCUGGGCUACUUUCAAAGCAGGUUAUUUUGCUGGAAAUAAAGAAUGGCAUAUACAUGCAUCUUUUUCAGUGGAUUUCUGUGUAGCUCAGUCUGCCUUAAAUUGAGAAGGGCAAUGCCAACUACUAAGCAGUUCUGAAACAAUCUACAAAGGGUAAUAAGGCUAGUGUUUAAUUGCUGUGAAAGAUCCUGGCUGUGGAAAGCCACAGGGAAGUCCAGCCUAUCAAUCUUGGUGGAAAGUCAGAAUAUUUCAGCUUUAUUGUACAGCGGCAGCACAUCUGCUUACAAACUCUCAGAUGCUGCUGCUACCUUAAAAGCAAGGUAGUCUCUCCCUGGCACUGCAGGCUUCAUUUGAAUUUAUACAUAACCUGGUCUUGGGGUGCAACAUGAAACUUCUGUCUGUUGGGCAAUUCCACGUUACAGGUGUGUCUGCUAAAAUCUGGUCUCAUAUACCUACUCCUUAAGAUCUAUUAGCGCUUAAGUACAUGUAUUUCCAAAGAAUUUUUUGUGAAUGUGCAUUUUUAGAUAAGAUUAAAUGAUUUACAAAAUAAACAGUUUUCUUUGUAGAAAGAAAAAGGUGCC